This is a messenger RNA of Pelobates cultripes (western spadefoot toad), 95716 nucleotides long. Lineage: Eukaryota; Metazoa; Chordata; Amphibia; Anura; Pelobatidae. The record is from the annotation of a GenBank genome assembly.
CCUCGCUUGCAGUACCCGCGGCCGGCGCUCAGGGGUCGCUGUUCUGCGCUCUCUGCCCUCCUCUCACCAGCACCAGGAGCAGCAGCGGCCGCCGCGCAGGGCCUGGGAAUCUUUUUGUCUGUGAGGCGGAGUGAGGAGCGGGGAUUCCGCGGCCGCCGCAGCCAGCAGCCCCCCGCGCGGGUACCGGACUGAGGGGGCAUCGGGGGGGGGGGAAGGGAGGGAAACCCCCCGGAGCAGGGCCCGCCGCGGCCGCCAUCACGGGCACCGUCACCCACGGACACCGCACGGAGCCGCCGCCGGCACAAGGCACUCCACACAAAGGGGAGACGAGGAGCCCGGGCCGGCAGCAGCAUGCUCCCUGACACGGGACCGGGACACUGACACCGAGCCGCACCGAGACCCCCGCCACCGGACAGGCCGCACCGAGACCACCACCGCCGGCACCGAGACCACCACCGAGGCUCACACCGCGGCCAACCGGACCCCCGGCACCUCCUGUGCGCUCCAUGAGCGGGCGGCCGGCCCUCCUGUAAGGAGCCCGAGCACUAACCGGUUAUCUGAGGACACCCUCCCCCUCCCUCCCCCCUCAUCCUAACCCCGGACCAUGGCUAACCCCACCGCCAAAACCGAGCCCGAGCACCGGAGGAAGGGGCUGGCUUUCCUGGACGAGCUGCGGCAGUUCCAUGAGAGCAGAGGGUGAGCUUCCUCGGGACUGGGGGGAGGGAGGGAGCGGGUCCGAACCGGGUCAUUGUACAGACAGGGGGACCGAACCGGGUCAUUAUACAGACUGGGGCUCCGAACCGGGUCAUUAUACAGACUGGGGGACCGAACCGGGUCAUUAUACAGACUGGGGGACCGAACCGGGUCAUUGUACAGACAGGGGGACCGAACCGGGUCAUUGUACAGACUGGGGGACCGAACCGGGUCAUUAUAGAGACAGGGGGACCGAACCGGGUCAUUGUACAGACAGGGGGACCGAACCGGGUCAUUAUAGAGACUGGGGGACCGAACCGGGUCAUUGUACAGACACACCAGCCUGCUGAUCCCAUUAACCUCUCCCAGUUAUCAGCUAUCCCAAUAACACAAAAUAACACAAAUACUACAUUAAUUGGGGACACACUUUCCUUUAAUUAUAUAUAUAGAAUAUAUUAUAGCCUAUACAUACUGUAUGCAUAAUGUGAUUGUAUAAAUAUUUGGAUACACAUGCUGUACUGGAGCAGAAUCAUAACACAUUGUGCUCUCAGGUUCAUGUGGAUCUUAUUUACAAAUAUUUAAAUAGUUAGAGACAGAGAGGGGGGGGGAUCUUAGUUCCCAACCUGGGAAGUUGAUGAUGUUUUUGUGGUAGUACUUGUUACAUGAGGCAGAAAGAAGAUGCUUUGCCUGCAUCACUUGAAAGUUAUUUGUUUAUACUCUUAGCACUGCCUCUCAGUUGGAUACUAAGUUUUGCCGGGUGAAUUGGGUUUCCAGGCAUUGUGGGAAGGUCUGGUCAUUUAUUUUUAAUCCAAUGCCUUGUGUAGUUUUUGGGUUACCCAUAUUUACAAUAAGUACCACACACACAUCACAGGCUAUAUAUUUUGCUCCUGUGCUGGGAGGCUGUUGCAUACUGAAAAAUAUAUAAACAGUUAUUGUCAAAGGCAAAAUGAUACUGAUGUGUAAAUUUGUUAUAAUUUAGUACAGAACCAAUAUAAUAUCCAGGUCUAAUAUUGUAUUUGUUGUGGUCAGUUGUUUUAAAGCGCAACACUUAGGUCACUUUUUUCUGAUUACCUAAUUGAAAAGGUCCUGUGAUCAUCUGAUAUAUGUAUGUUUAUAUUGGCAUAGGAGAUGCCUUUUAUUUAAAUACAUUUCUUGCUGGUCCAGGGUGGACCAGAGGAUGCAUUUUUAAAUAAAAAUGUCUGUUAUGCCUGAUAAAUAUUCAAGACCAUUAGACAGGCCCACGUGUUUUAGUUUGGCUUUUUGAUAUCUCCCUGCACAGUUUGGUUAUGUUUUUAUUUUUUCAUGUUCUUGUAUGAUAUGGAUGUGAGGUACAGUUUGGACAGUGCACUGUGGAAUAAUUCUUCCAGAUUCUAAAUAACCCCACACUUCCUCAAUUCUGGAAAAUGUGAGAAGUAUCUUGAUGGAUAUUGAGUCAGAUGAUAUUGGUCAAUUUCAGCAUCUACCCACGGCCUGAAGGGGCUUUAGUGUCCUGAAAAGUUGCAUUACUAUUUAUCUUUCCUAAUUUAGCAUUAACAGGUGUUAUUGGUGCCUUGUAGUAAGGUAGAGGGAAGUUAAGAUAGGUGCAGUAGUUAUAGAGCUAUAAUAGCGUUUACCAUAUAUUGGAUUAUACCAGAAUAGGUGAUCACUGCCCAUAGAAUUUACAGUCUGGGAAGUGGAGGCGAACACGGGCAACACGUCGUUAGGCGACUUUUGGUUUUCGGACGCUGGACGUCCUCAUGCUGUGUGUCACCCAAAACCCUAUAAGAAAGCAUUGUAUAAUGCCUUCCUAUGGGGGGAACUACUAAUGCGAGAGCAACCAUUGGUGCGCAUGGGCAUGAGAUCUCCACCGCCAAUGUCAAGAGCAGAGGCGGAACCGCAGCCAGCGCCAAAUGACAUCAGAGCUGGACUCGAGUAAGUGACAGAAGAGGUUUUUAACCUCAGACCAAUGUCUUAGAGGACACUAUAGGGAGUUAUGGUGCCAAGAAAACAACUUUGUUUUCCUGGCAUCUUAGUUUCCCUUUAAUGGUAACUUCUGUAGAUGAACCACUUGAAAAUAUUCAACAGAUUGUGAACAUUUGAAAGGCUUAUCCAAAAAUGUUGCAUCAAGAGGAAGGAUAAGACUUCUGAUCUAGAUGCAGUAGUGUUGGAUAUAUGUGCAGGUAAAAAGAGAGCAGUGAAAGAAAAGCUAUUCUUUUUUGUAAGUAAAUAAAUCCACAAUAGUAUUUUAGUAUUGUUGGAAAAGUGCUCUUCUAGAGGAAAAAUACAUGUCUGAGCUAAUCAAGUUCAUGGUGGGCAUACAAAUCUGGUUUUGGUGGUGAUUCACAGCAUUCCAGAUGGUUAUCUAUUCAUUGAUUUACAAUAACUUUGAAGGAGGUCACAAGAUACAGUUUUGUUUUAUGUUGUAGCAUCCCGGUACUCAACUGGGUACCUCAAGGGAUGCUGGUUGCACCUUACAGCCUCCCAACUCGUAGAAUGUUUUUCUACACCAGCCUCACUAUAGAGAGGGAGUUUGUAGUAUGCACCUCCGGUGUCCGCGGAUUCAUGUCACCUCUCUUGCGGUCCUAGCUCAGAGUGCUGCCACUGUGUUACUAUGGCCAUGCUCUGACUCCUUAACUGAACGCUGGGAUGGAAAGGUGCUGACUGUGAUCUGCACCAAUUGAGAGACUAUAGCCCCUAUUAAGGGUUUAAAUGGAAACUACCUCACUGAAACACUAGGCAUGACUGACCUCAGCCACGGAUUUAUAUUUUUUUGCGGGAAAUAAAUGUCAGCUUCACUGAUUGAUCCACUAGGAAGAGAAGGUAGAGGUAAGGUAGGCAACACAUUUUUAUUCUUAUAUAAAGAACGUGCAAAGUCCCCCCCACACAAAUACACACAGCCUUUCCUCUGACAUAAUCCACACACAAAGUAUACACCGGACACAGCCUUUUCACUCACAUAGCACAGGAUGAAAACAGGGGAAAUAAACAAAAGUUUGAUAAUAGAGACAAGUGCAAUGUGAGUCAGAAAGACACUGUAAGAAAGAAGAGUCACAGACAAAGAGAGAAACUAGCAAGGUGAAAAGAGUUAAGAGAUUUAGGACAUAGGCAAAUAUGAUUUCUGACUAGAAUGGCAAAAAUAUUUGCUCUGGCCCUCACACGGGAUUUUUUUUUAUCAGACAUACAGUAAGACAUACUGUUGUAGCAUAUGGUAAUAAAUUAUACUUUUCCUAGUUGUCAAGGCCGUAAAGCCAUUUAGUUUAAAAUAUUUUUUAGGUUUUUGUUUCUGGCAAAUUAUUCUCUCUGCAAUGCGAGCUGCUGUUUCCUGAGUAAUCUACAGACUGCAGUUAGCCUGUCUGUUAGGAAUACUAUCAGCAGCCUGAUGAGCACUGUUUUGGGGAAGGAUAGUGACACUUUGCAAAAGUACCAGAUAGAAACUAUAAUACCUGUAAAAGGCUACCUGUAAACUAACUUUACAGAAUAAAGUGUAAUAAUACAUGCCACAACAUAACAAAAGUUAGUUUUUUUAAAGAUGGUUUAUUCAUUUUUAAAUGUACUCUGUCAUACACUACAUUUGCGAGUUACAUUUGAAUCUGAAAAAAAAUGUCCCUUAUACAUUUUAUUCGCAGAUAUACAUUUAGAUUAUAUCUGGUUUACUCCAACAGGGAUAUUACUAAAGUGAGAAUUGCCAGGAAUUCAAAGUGAAUUUCAAAUUUAAAGUGUUACUCCAACCACCAUGACUACUUCUGCUAUUUGACGUGGUCAUGAUAGUAAGAGUCUAGAUGUGUAGUGUUUCAACUCGGUACAUGUGGGUUAGGCAGCCCAAAACGCUGUCAAUUCUGUGCAUAAAUUACAUCUGUGGUCAAUCGGAUCAGAUUGCUCAGUAUUGCUUCAGACCUCUGGAAGAGAGGAAAACGUUCGAAAGCUUGUCUUUGAAGUAUUAUGUUAGUCCAAUAAAAAACGUUAUUGCAUACUGCAAUACUCUGGUAUUUUGGCAUUUUUAAUUUAUUAUAUCAUUAAUAAAGCUAUGCAUCUUAUGCCAUAAGUGCUUUACAAUGCAUAGAUGAUGCAAGUAAACAUUACAAAUUUAAAGGAACACUUUCUCUUAAUGAAGCUGUUACGGUGCCUGGAGGUUCUUAGUGCCAUCUUACAUCAAUGGGUUAUACAGUUUAAACAACUGUUUAACCCCAAUGUUGUGUAGAUGGUGCCCAUCUGCUCUGCCCUCUAUCUUCUGGCAAAGUACUCGGAUUUAUUAAGGAAGUGCCAAACUGAACAUCAGCGAUAGGAUGAAAGCAUCCGCGGAUACUCCCAGGUUAUCACUAGCUUACUGUUGAUAAAAAUUAUUUUAAAAAAAUGUAUCAGCCAUAAGACUUGCCCCCUGGAGGGGUAAUAUCAUAGGUGGUAGUUUACUUGCUUAUUUGCUUAGCACACCACUCACUUGUGUGGUCUGCAGCUUGGGAGUUUUUUGUACAGAGUCAGUUUAAAAAAAAGACUGAAAAAUAGAUCUAUAGUUGGGUGAUAAACUUCAUAUCAAACAAACUGCUAUUCAGGAAGGGAUAAAAAAGCCCCACAGACAAAGAGAGACUCCCGAUUGAUGGAUCCUCUUCAUGUACAGGGGAGGCUCUGCCAGCUGCUGCACUUGAAUUUAACUUUUUUUUAACACCCUUAUAAAUUGCCUUCAAAGCCAUAGAGUUACUUUCUGCAUAUUGUAUUUCUUUAAAUUGGCGUUUUAUGAAACUAACUCUAGCUUGCUGUUGUGUUUAUAGUGCUCCCCUACUUCAAUGUCAGACUCUUUAGUAAUAAUUUCACAUAUGCCAGGUCUCUUACCAACACAUGGAGAAUUCCCCUUGAUAUGAAUAAACACUUGGCAUUAUCAUUGUCAAUUUCAUUGAGCUUGGACAGCAUUGAUUGAGUGAGAGGGAUGAGGCUAGUUCAUUCAGUGCUGUCAGCCAGUUGCUGUUGUGGCAGCAUUACUUUGAUCUGAUCAGUGUGGCUAAGUAGGUUGAAGACUCCAUGCACCAGGACCCUGGUUUACAUCAAGUGUAAUGCCACUGCAGUGUCCAUUCAAGUAUACUGGACAAAAGUUCUGCUCAGACAAUAUUGUCUCUAUUCCCUAAUAAUCCUAAUAUUACCCAUUGUACAGGGCUAUAUAAAUAAUAAAAUAAUUACCCACGUUCAGAAACAUUUGUACAUACUGCUUAAAGGAACACUGUAUGCAACAAUUUCAACUAAUGGAAUUGAUUAUAACCCCUGCAGUCUCCUGGCACUGUCCCUCCAUUGAGUAUUAAACAACUUUUAAGCAGUUUCAUUAAAAAGGGGCCCUGGCUUCCCAAACCCCUGCCUCUACUGGAGGUGUGGCUAGGGCAGAGAUUGCAUACCUUGAAUGAGAACUGUGAUAGGCUGAAAGUGGUCAGCUGACAUUCUCAGCCAUGUUCAUUGCUGCUCAGGCUGAUGAUUUCUGAGGGACCUUUCAUAUAACAUUAAAAAUGGUUUAACACACAGUAGUGACUUUAAUCAGAAGAAGCAGCUACAGUGUCCAUUUAAGGAAUUGUGGUAGGCUAAAUUAUUUUAACCCAGCUUGUUUAAACACUAAGUGGCUUUCUUGUAGUUGGUUAUAGUGGUAUACUUGUUAACCUGUAAAGAGCUGGGGCACAGACUAAGUAAAAAAUCCUCCAAUAUAGCACUGUUUCUGUAUAAAUGAAAGUUGAUUUUAAUGUCCAUGCUUAAAGGACCACUAUAGUGCCAGGAAAACAUACUAUAGGCUCUGGAAAGGGGAAAAACUUACCUUUUUCCAGCGCUGGGCGGGGAGCUCUCUGCCUCCGAUCCUCCUCCGUUCCUCCCCGUCGGCUGAAUGCGCACGCGCGGCAAAAGCUGCGCGCGCAUUUAGGCGGUCGCAUAGGAAAGCAUUAUCAAUGCUUUCCUAUGGACGCUUGCGUGCUCUCACUGUGAUUUUCAGUGAGAAUCACGCAAGCGCCUCUAGCGGCUGUCAAUGAGACAGCCACUAGAGGAUUUGGGGGAAGGCUUAACCCAUUCAUAAACAUAGCAGUUUCUCUGAAAACUGCUAUGUUUAUAAAAAAAAAAAAAAAUGGGUUAACCCUAGCUGGACCUGGCACCCAGACCACUUCAUUAAGCUGAAGUUGUGUGGGUGCCUAGAGUGGUCCUUUAACAUUUUUUUUAGCCAUCUUCCAGGCUCAGUAAUGCCAGUUUUAGCAUCUCUACACCAAGCUGGUUCAAUGUGUUACUGUGCAUCACAUUGACUCAGAUUAUUUUAAACUCUUGGUAAACUUUAAAUGUUGGUCAUUUAUGUAAGAAAUUAUUUGCUUUUAUCAUAUUUACUAGUGCAUUACAAUUUGCAAUAUGUAGGCCUUAAACUGCCAAUAUGAAGAAAACCAAAACAUUCUUUAGCUUCUGGUAAUUAUUGCAAAAAGUUCAUCACACUUCUUACUUUAGUAGAGAGAUCCUAAUAUUUACAAAUCAGCAUCAGUCUCUCUAGAUAUUUAGUUUUCUAUCACAUUAAUGUGUUGGUUUUUUUUUUAAUAAUAAAAUGAGUUGAGUUGGUAAUCAAAUAGCAAAAUGCUACAAGAAAAAUAUAUGGGGUUUAAUCCUUAAACCUGCAACUAUUAAAUUUUAGCUCAAACAUACUUUUAUUGGAAUAAUUCAUCAUGUUUCUUUAUUACCUGUUGGUCCAUAAUGGUCUACCUUGUGGUAAAUAAAUCUUGCAUCUCCAUCUCUGCCACUUGGAUAUUUUAAACUACAUUUUAUACUUAGGGAUGCAUGGAGAGAUUUAUUUAGUAAGCAAUGAGUGACCUGACAGACAACAAUGUUGGCAACCUGGAGUUUUAUCCUCAUUCAUAGAGGCAAUGUGCUCAAUUUAAUAUAGUUUAACUAAAUGACAUGCUGUAUUCCCUAUACAUGUAAAUGUGUAGCAGCCUCUCUGUUAUGGUGGGAUUGAGUGUGACCCCAAUAGGCCCUCUCGCCCUCUGUUAUUGUUGGGUCCCCCAGCAGGCCCUCUGUUAUUGUUGGGUCUCCCAGCAGGCCCUCUCGCCCUCUGUUAUUGUAGGGUUCCUCUACCUCUCUCACCCUCUGUUAUUGUUGGGUCUCCCAGCAGGCCCUCUCACCCUCUGUUAUUGUAGGAUCCCCCAGCAAGCCCUCUCACCCUGUGUUAUUGUAGGGUUCCUCUACACCGCUCACCCUCUCUUAUUGUAGGGUCCCCCAGCAGGCCAUCUCGCCCUCUGAUAUUGUAGGGUACCUCAGCAGGCCAUCUCGCCCUCUGUUAUUGUAGGGUCCCUCAGCAGGCCAUCUCGCCCUCUGAUAUUGUAGGGUCCCUCAGCAGGCCAUCUCGCCCUCUGAUAUUGUAGGGUCCCCCAGCAGGCCAUCUCGCCCUCUGUUAUUGUAGGGUCCCCCAGCAGGCCAUCUCGCCCUCUGUUAUUGUAGGGUCCCCCAGCAGGCCAUCUCGCCCUCUGUUAUUGUAGGGUCCACCAGCAGGCCCUUUCGCCCUCUGUUAUUGUAGGGUCCCCCAGCAGGCCCCUUCGCCCUCUGUUAUUGUUGGGUCCCCCAGCAGGCCCUCUCGCCCUCUGUUAUUGUUGGGACUCCCAGCAGGCCCUCUCGCCCUCUGUUAUUGUUGGGACUCCCAGCAGGCCCUCUCGCCCUCUUUUAUUGUUGGGACUCCCAGCAGGCCCUCUCGCCCUCUUUUAUUGUUGUCUCUCUCAGCAGGCUCUCUCGCCCUCUGUUAUUGUAGGGUUCCUCUACCUCUCUCACCCUCUGUUAUUGUUGGGUCUCCCAGCAGGCCAUCUCGCCCUCUGUUAUUGUAUGGUCCCCCCAGCAAGCCCUAUCACCCUGUGUUAUUGUAGGGUUCCUCUACACCUCUCACCCUCUCUUAUUGUUGGGUCUCCCAGCAGGCCCCCUCGCCCUUUGUUAUUGUUGGGUCUCCCAGCAGGCCCCCUCGCCUUCUGUUAUUGUAGGGUCCCCCAGCAAGCCCUAUCACCCUGUGUUAUUGUAGGGUCCCCCAGCAGGCUCUCUCUCCCUCUGUUAUUGUAGGGCCCCCCAGCAAGCCCUCUGUUAUGGUAGGGUUCCUCUAGGUCUCCCAGCAGGCCAUCUCGCCCUCUAUUAUUGUUGGGUCUCACCCUCUGUUUUUGUAGGGCCCCCCAGCAAGCCCUCUCACCCUGUGUUAUUGUAGGGUUCAUCUACCUCUCUCACCCUCUGUUAUUGUUGGGUCCCCUGCAGGUCCCGGUUCAAGAAGAUCCCUGCAGUUGGCGGCAGCGAGUUGGACUUGCACUCUCUUUACACGAGAGUCACCACUUUGGGAGGAUUUGCUAAGGUGAGAUGGUGUGUUUAUAUAUCAUAAAACCAGUUAGUAAGCCUCAUGUUCGAUGGAAAUGACCUUUUACCAUUUCAAUGCUGUUUUGCCUUAAUGUCAGUGUUAACUGUGUUGGUAAAUACUGCUGUAAGUGCACUGGGUUAUUAUUUACAUACAGUCUGUCUGAUAUCAUUUAUACUGUAUUUGUGUUCUCUGAUAUGUAUACUGUAUAGGUGGUGUGUGUAUAUGUAUGUCUAUAUAAACUGUAUUUGUGCUCUGUUUGAUAUCAUGUAAACUGUAUUUGUGUUCUCUGAUAUAUCAUGCAUACUGUAGUUGUGUUCUCUGAUAUAUCAUGCAUACUGUAUUUGUGGUCUCUGAUAACAUGUAUACUGUAUUUGUGCUGUCUCUGCCAUCGAUGGCCCUUACUGUAGAUCUGUAGCCUGUUUCCCAGUUUAAGAUACUCCAUGCUUUCCAGGCCUAAACACGACCCGUGGGAAGGCCCCUGGCUGUUUGGGGGGGUCCCUGUCUGGCCGCUAGUUGGUGGGGGGUGGAUUGCUACUGCUGUAUAAGGUGUAAUGGCUUAUGUGGAUGGGGGUGAGAAUGUGUGAUCGGUAGGGUGGGGGAAUACACGAUGCCCCCCUUCCCCGGGAUCAUGGGCCGUUCUAAAUCCUUGCCUCCGUGUACUGGCCGCCCGGCAAUAGCAGAUGCUUUACGAACACUGAGCACUUUCCCUGCAAGUCAAAAUUAGCGGGCCAUGUCUGCACAUGGGGAUCAGCCCCAAAUGCACGGAGACCAGCUAACCCCCUGCCCCCUCUUUCCCUGGGAUCGCUGACAGAGUAGGGAAUAACAAAUCGGCCCAGACGGUGUAUCAAAAGCCAUCAUGGGUCGGAAAGGUGGGUAGAGAAUAGAGGAAGAUGUUAAAACCCGCCGGUGAUUAUUGUUACAAUGUUACACGGGCGGGAGUGCGCUCCCCGUGCUGCCCCCUCCCCCCGGCGCUUCCCUCCCUCCCUCUCACUCUCAGUGCUAGGGAGAGAUAUGCUGUGAGCUCUCACUGUACUGAGCUGGGACUGAGAGACAGCGCUCUACACGGCAUUAUGAACAUACACAUCGAGCUUUCUAUUCACUCAAGUUGAGAUAUGCUUUUCCCCCACUAAUUCUGUAUGCAAAGCUGUUUGUUUCCUACCUGAUAUAAUUGCAAUCUUUCAGACUGGACCUUUCAAAACUGUUUUUUUCCUCUAACUCUGUCAUAUUAUUAUUGUUCUAUAUCCUUUACUGUUAGGUGAUGUGAUUAAGUAAAUAAUACAUGUGUGUGAACUGCAGUUUUUAUUUAUUUUGUGUGGUUGCAAGGUGUCGGAAAAGAAUCAGUGGGGUGAAAUAGUGGAAGAAUUUCAUUUCCCAAGAGGAUGCGCAAAUGCUGCCUUUGCUUUAAAACAGUAUUACCUACGGUAAGUGCAACUAUUUUGUUCUUUGCUAAACCGUGACAAUUUGUGCUUCAUUUUUGUUGGUCAUCUGCUUCAUGUUAGAUAUCAUGCCUUGCAGCGUUCUGUUUAUGCCUUUAGGCCAUUGGACAAUGUAGUUUGUUUUAAUUCUGGUAACAUGUUUAUCUCUAUGGAGUUAAUGGAGUUUUGAUGUAUAUUAAGGUUUGCUAUUUUAAAUAUAUUUUUUUUCUUCUAUUCUGGAUUUUUGUCUUUCGUUACAUUUGCUUAUCUUAUGACACAAGGUAUGUGCAAAAAAAUAAUAAACUACAAAAUAAUCUGUGUACACACACAUGUACACACACUUUAGUUACAAAUUGGUGAAAUUAAAAAAAAUAAAAAAUAAAAAUGUAAUAUAAUAACGCAAAAACCCCAGUGUUUGUAGAAUUGUAUAAUUUGUUAUGCAUGUCUUUAUAUUAACUAUCUCCUUGCCAUUUUGAUGUUACGGUUAUUAAUGCUUGUGAAACACAAUUCACCCAAGACCGUUGCCAAGUACCGGUAUGUGUUUUGCCUGUUAUGAUUUCUUGUGUGCGCAUCUAUUUAGAAACCAUGAAUAGCAUUUAUAAUUAAACAUCAUUAGUGAAGUAUGAUCUUCCUGCCUACUUUGCUUAUUUGUUUGCACUGAGUUUGUCAUACACACUAUUUUGUUAAAGCCUGUAUUACUGGCUAGGGAGGUUCGAUAAUUUCUCAAAUAUACCUGUCAUUGGCUGUCGUGGAUUGACUUAAUUUGAAAUUAUAGUUUAAUAAACCACAUGACCAGGAUGCUUCUGAAUACUCUCAUGUUACUCACCACUGUAAAGGAAGGGAGCAUUUAAUACAUAUUUUAUUUACACACAGUAUGUUUUACAAGGAAAAAAAGUAGUUUUGGUUGUCUUAUGUAACAGUUUGGGAAUUUAGUGCACUGUAAAGGCAAGACAGACGUUGGUAACUUGGCAUUUUUUCUUUGCAAUAUAGUUAUGUUAAUCAGGGAUUACUUUGAGGAAGGGAAGAAAAUUAAUGGAAUCAACUGCUUAGCAUUCCUCAACUUUGUCACUCCAUAAAUCAUUUUUGUCCCUUUUCAUACUGAAAUUUUGUAAAGUUUUAUUCUGGUGAUCAACGUUUGCAAGCUCACUUUAUUGGAUUAUCUUCAUUCCUCUUCAUAGUCCUUUUAAAGCGACGCUGUCAUGGCCGAAUCCUGUGUUUUUUGUUUUUUUUUUGUUUGUUUUUAUAACCACCAUCCAGGCUCCACUACAUCUAAUUGGCCCCCUAGUCAACCCCAAAUGCCCCUAAGCCUCCCAUAUAGGCUAUUUUUUUAAUCUUUAUUUUCUGCCUGGACCUAGGUCCUGGGCGCUGCCAUCUUUGUGUGUGCAGAUGAAGUUCCUGUGGGACACGUCAUCCGCCCCCACUGGAUAUUGCUGUGAAAUUCCUGCACAUGCCCAGUUAAACACUUGGGCAUUCAAAUGGGAAUUUAAUCUAUUCAUUUGUCAGAAAGACGAAUAAAUGAGUAGAAAUUUAAAACGACUGAACGAAGACCUUGUCGUUCGUUUGGUUUAUUACAAGAAGGGAGCUACUUAGCCACUUCUUAAGCCCCUCAUGUCCUCCUUCACUCUGUUGGGGUCAAUAUGAACUCCAUAAUAGCAUAAGGGAGAUUAAAAUCUUCUGAAGGCCCCUACUCUCUACAUGCCCCUACUUGCUGUGAGUAGGAGCGUGUCUACUAAACAGUGAGCACCCGUGACCCGUUUAGUUGCAUAGCCCCAACUCGCGGGGCAUGGGUGGGGACUCUGGGUACACACACCAUGUCCCCCCCACUAUUUAAUAUAUGCCCCAGCAGAUUAUCAUUUUUUGGAGAGCAACAGGCACUGUUUAUUAGACAUGCCCCUACUUGCGAUAUAGUGAGUAGGGGCAGAUUAUUUACUAAUACUAAGUAAUCUUUACUUGGUAUUGGUAAAAAUGGCUGAAAGGCCAAUCUUGGUCUUUCAGUCUUUUGGUAGAUUGCUCCCUGAUACCGUGGGAAUUAGGGAGCAAUCUACUUAGCAGCUGCAAGAUGCAACCACGAUCGGAUCAGAAUUCAUUCGAAUGAAAUGUCGAACCGGACAUAAGUCCCGAAUUUCAUCUCCGUAUGAAUGGACCAACUGCUCUCAUUCUAAUAGGGUGAAAUUCGGUAGUUUUGCCAGCCCAAUUGACAGUUGGGCUUUGACUGUCGGUGGCAUCUGCAAUCAGACCUGUUCAAUUUGCAUUUUAAUUAAGAACUGCUUUUUUUUUUUUUUUUUUUUUUAGCAAUUUACACUAUGAGCAAUACAUCUGUAUUCCUUACUAAUUUCUAUAAACAUAAGGUAAUCCAUGCCUACUGGAUAUGUAACUGGCAUUUUCCUAUAUUUAUUUCCUUUAAAAUGAGAAUCAAUUUGCAGGUCACAUGUUUGCAAGUUAGUAAAUCUAAUGCCUGGAAGGUGGAGGUAAAACUUUAGUUGAUUUUCUCUGCUGGCAUAUAAAUUAUGUAUUAGAAGUUUGCCAUUAAUAAACAUUUGUAGCACCUGUUAAAUUACAGUGUAAAAUCAGGUUUACAAAUAGACAAUACACACAUAAAACAUGACAUAUAAUAGUAAUGUAUUUUUUCAUGAGAACAUAAAUAACUCCUAUUAUUUAUCAAGACCAUAUAGAGUAGUAAUGUUUUAUCCUUGGCACUGUAUAGAGUUAUAGGACACAUAACUUAAAAUUAGCAAGUACGAUGGUUGUCGUUCAUACUAUAGGAUGAAAGGUAUUAAUCCAGCUUUGGAGGGAUAAAGGCAAAUUCGUUCUUUAGCAUAACGCUUAGCAUGUUGCAUAGUAAUACCAUAUUUCAUUAUUGUAAAGGGAAAAUUGUUAAAGGGCCCGGUCAUUUCUGAGCUGUUGAGUAAUCUUCAGUGAAGGCUGUAAAAUAAAUACAGAACCGAUUACAAAUGAUAUCGCUUUCUGAGAGUGAAGCCAAACCCACCAAGAGGUGAAUUUAGAAAUGCAGUAAGGGUUCUAUGUGUUUGACUCUUGGAUACACAUAUAGACUAACAAAAGGGAUCAAUAUAAUUUCUUAGAACUUUUAUUUUUUUGUCUCUAGAAAUUAAAGAAAGUUGAUUUUUCUGAUUUAAUAUUAUUUGUAUCAUCAUUAGAAAUGAGUGCAAAAUAUUGGUACAGACGUGGGAUUUGGCUUUGACUGAUCACUUUGACUGUUUGAUACAGGCUCCUACAUUCGGCUGUAGUUAUUGUUCUUAGUGUCCACACUAUUUGGUUUGACUUAUUGAUUUAUAUGCUUGGUGUUAAAUAAUUUGGUUUAUAGACAUUUGUUGAAGUUAGGUAGAUAUAUUUAGGAACCAGUGUAUAUAUACACGUAGAAAAUAAAGGGAUACAGCUGUAUAACUUAAAAUCAAGACAUUAAAUGUGCAAUACAGUAAAACAUGGACUUUAUAAGCCUUUACCUGACCUGCGUAGCUCAGCCUGUGCAGUGCCCUCGCUGGGUGAAGGUGGAUUGGUUUUUAUUUUAUAAGUUUGGGAAUUCUGGAUUUUGAUUUGGCCUUUUUUUGUGGCUGAAAAAAGGUUUUAGAAGAAAGACGACUUCUAAUGGUAAGUAUGACUUUAUUUAAUUUUUUCAGGUAUUUAGGUUUUCAGGGUGAGGGGAGUAGGUAGGCUUUUAUUUGAGGGGGUGACUAGGGGCUUGGGGCCCCCUAGUCACCUGGUCGAGGGGGACAUUUAACAUUUACCCCCCCCCCCAUUGUCACUUUAAGGGUCCCCACCUGGCCGCUCAUAGGUGGGGGUCGGAGAGGGUGGACAAAAGGCCCCUGUAUUGUAUUUUCUCCACCUGACGCGCAUGGGUGUAUGUUGGGGUGGUGGACAUUGGGUGUCGUCAUCCCCCUCACACUCCACCUAUUGUAACUUGAGGCCCCCACCCACGCUCAUGCGGUGUAGGGGGGAAUGGGACAGUAGACCACUGUUGUAACUUAAGGCCCCCACCCCCACAGUAGGCCCUCCCCCUUAUUGUAUUUUAGGGUCCCCUCCCGCCAAUUUAGGUCUUUCAGCCUCUUAGUAGAUGGCUCCCUAAUACCGUGGGAAUUAGGGAACUAUCUACUCGCAGCACGAAUAGGAUUGGAAUUUUAUUAAUUCGAACAAAAGUCCCGAAUUGCAUCCUAACCCGAAUGGACAAACUCAUUUUAUUAGGAUGAAAUUCGGUAGUUUCGCUGGUGUUCGAACUAGGGAUCGACCGAUUAUCGGUUUGCCCGAUAUUCGGUAUUUUCGACAAUAUCGGUAUCUGCCUAUAGAGAUACCGAUAUUGCCGAUAAUGCAGACCAGGACUGCCGGGCCUAUGACAAGCCUGUAGGGCCUACAACAAGCUCUUACUUACCUUCCCAGCAGCUCCCUUCAGCUCCCCCAUUCUAAAUCUUGCGAUUCCUGCGGCCGUCAGAGCGUUGCCAUCAGGUACCCCUCCCUGGGCAAGUAAGAAGCAUUGAGGGGGGACUAAAAACAUUUAAUAUUUUUUUUUUUUUAAAUUUAAAAUAAAAAUGCUCCUCCCCCACAUUUACACACAUUACAUACCUACACAAACACACACUACACAAACACAUUGCAUUUACUAUACACACUACGCAAACACAUUGCAUUUACUAUGCACACUACACAAACACGUUGCAUUUACUAUGCACACUACACAAACACGUUGCAUUUACUAUGCACACUACACAAACAAGUUGCAUUUACUAUGCACACUACGCAAACAUGUUGCAUUUACUAUGCACACUACGCAAACAAGUUGCAUUUACUAUGCACACUACGCAAACGCGUUGCAUUUACUAUGCACACUAAGCACACGCGUUGCAUUUACUAUGCACACUAAGCACACGCGUUGCAUUUACUAUGCACACUAAGCACACGCGUUGCAUUUACUAUGCACACUAAGCACACGCGUUGCAUUUACUAUGCACACUAAGCACACGCGUUGCAUUUACUAUGCACACUAAGCACACGCGUUGCAUUUACUAUGCACACUAAGCACACGCGUUGCAUUUACUAUGCACACUAAGCACACGCGUUGCAUUUACUAUGCACACUAAGCACACGCGUUGCAUUUACUAUGCACACUACGCACACGCGUUGCAUUUACUAUGCACACUAAGCACACGCGUUGCAUUUACUAUGCACACUAAGCACACGCGUUGCAUUUACUAUGCACACUAAGCACACGCGUUGCAUUUACUAUGCACACUAAGCACACGCGUUGCAUUUACUAUGCACACUAAGCACACGCGUUGCAUUUACUAUGCACACUAAGCACACGCGUUGCAUUUACUAUGCACACUAAGCACACGCGUUGCAUUUACUAUGCACACUAAGCACACGCGUUGCAUUUACUAUGCACACUAAUCACACGCGUUGCAUUUACUAUGCACACUACGCACACGCGUUGCAUUUACUAUGCACACUAAGCACACGCGUUGCAUUUACUAUGCACACUAAGCACACGCGUUGCAUUUACUAUGCACACUAAGCACACGCGUUGCAUUUACUAUGCACACUAAGCACACGCGUUGCAUUUACUAUGCACACUAAGCACACGCGUUGCAUUUACUAUGCACACUAAGCACACGCGUUGCAUUUACUAUGCACACUACGCACACACGUUGCAUUUACUAUGCACACUACGCACACGCGGCGCAUUUACUAUGCACACUACGCACACGCGGCGCAUUUACUAUGCACACUACGCACACGCGUUGCAUUUACUACGCACACGCGGCGCAUUUACUACGCACACGCGGCACACGCGUUGCAUUCAAUAACCAAAUACUUUCACUGCAUCAUUACUUACACACAUUCUUGAAAACAUAAAAAAUUCUGACUGGCAUGUAUAUUUUGUGCAUUUACCUUAAUAAAAAAAAGUGCAAAAACAAAUAAACAUGUUCAGUUAACAGUAGAUUUGUGUAGAAAUAGUUUAUUUUUUCAAAAUGGUAAAUGUACAUAAUAUCGGUAAGUUAUCGGCUGUCGGCCUGAAAGUUCACAGAUUAUCGCUAUCUGCUCUAAAAAAAAAAAUCAAUAUCGGUCGAUCCCUAGUUUUGACACUGAAUCUGUAACUGCAUGAACUCUUAGGUCACAUUGUUGGUUUGCUGUGGUAUUUCUAAGGCUAUUAAUGUAAUGAAAAAGGUGUAACUGCACCCCCUAGAGACUGCUUUGGAAAUAUAUCUGUGUGUAUUAUACGCACAAUUUAAAGGUAAAAACAAGGCACAUCUUGCCUCACAAUCCAUCGACUUAAAUUACAGUGUAGUUUGUUUUAUUUUAAUUAUAGUUUAAUAUAUUUGUCAAUUUAUUGAUGUAUUUAUUUGAAAUCUCUUGCCUCAUGUAAUUUUUCUGCCAAAGUAUAAAUCAAGGUUUCUGGUUCUCAGGUACAUGGUGACUUCCAAGUACUGCAGCCUUAAUGCAAAUGACAAUCUUACCAAUGUAUCUGACUCGGAGCUUGUUUCCUUACCUUGUCUGUAAAUAUAUGCCACAAGCUGUUAUUUACACCAAGUUUCCAGCCUUGUCACUGCUUAGCAGUCUACUGCUAGUAUCGUCUGCUGCAACUGGUAGCAAUCAAUUCAUAGCGAUUACCUCUGUGAAAAAAGUGCACAGAACAGUGAAUUCCUUACAACUGGGACAAACAUAACCCUUUCAAUGCAGAAGCUGAGCGCAAUGCAAUGUGUUGCUGUAAUACUGAAAGGCAAAGAAAAAAAAAUUCAAAUAUAUAUACAUUAAUUUUUUUGUUGAGAUUUUUCAAAAUAUUUUAUUUGUUGAUGUAAUUAUCACAAAUGUUAUUUAUUCUAACUUUGUGGCAAUUUUUUUUUUUUUUUUUAAAGUAUAAUGCAAGAUGCUAUUUAUUCCCCCCACUUUGACUAGGGGGGGGGGGGAGGAAAUUCUAGCAGAAUGCUUGGUUGUAUAGGGAGAGGUAUUAGCAGUAGAAAGAGGGAAGUGCUCAUGCCAUUGUACAGAACACUGGUGAGACCUCACUUGGAGUAUUGUACACAGUACUGGAGACCGUAUCUUCAGAAGGAUAUUGAUACCUUAGAGAGGGUUCAGAGAAGGGCUACUAAACUGGUUCAUGGAUUGCGGGAUAAAACUUACCAGGAAAGGUUAAAGGAUCUUAACAUGUAUAGCUUGGAGGAAAGACGAGACAGGGGGGAUAUGAUAGAAACAUUUAAAUAUAUAAAGGGAAUUAACACAGUAAAGGAGGAGACUAUAUUUAAAAGAAAAAAAACUACCACAACAAGAGGACAUAGUCUUAAAUUAGAGGGACAAAGGUUUAAAAAUAUCAGGAAAUAUUACUUUACUGAGAGGGUAGUGGACGCAUGGGAUAGCCUUCCAGCUGAAGUGGUAGAGGUUAAAACAGUGAAGCAUGUGUGGGAUAGGCAUAAGGCUAUCCUAACUAUAAGAUAAGGCCAGGGACUAAUGAAUGUAUUUAGAAAAUUGUCAGACUGGGCUGAAUGGUUCUUAUCUGCUGUCACAUUCUAUGUUUCUAUAAAUUACUUACCUGGAGUGCAGCACUGGUUGAACCUCUUUUUGCUAGUUUCCACACUGCUGGUUUACUUUAAUCCUUCCCACAUCGUGGUCCAUUGAAAUGAUUCUUCUAUAGAGCCAUUUGAUUGGACUGUUCUCACAGUCUUUUUUUUUUUUUUUUUCUAUUGUAGAAAACGUUCUUUUUGAAGUGUUUGCACUUACGAUCACAUAGAGCUAGGAAUUAUAUUUUUGAAGCAAGUGUAGUAUACAAUAACAUUCUUUGGCACCAGCACAUGGCACAAAUUGCAAUUCGGCUUUAAAAUAAAAAAAAUCAAAGAAACUAAUUUUUCUUAAAUCCUGUAAUUCCUUAUUUGGGAUGCUUUGUUCUCUGUUCCUAAAUUCCUGUACAAAUGCUAGAAUAAAUCAUUGUACUUUGGUAAUUUUUUUUUUCCAUUGUAUUUUUCAACGUCUUAAAAUGCCAAGUCUCGUAGAACUACUAAGGUUGAAAACAGCUUGUGGUAACAAAUGCGUAUGCCAAACUGUAACUAGAUGUUUACACACCGUGUUUUGGGAUCACAAUAAACAGUGCUCUAGGUCUACAUGCUACUUGUUCUCCAGCUCCAAAGUUUAUCAAUCCUUAAUGUCUGUGGUUUAAAGAAAAACUAUAACUUUAUAAAUCUAGUUAUCCCCUCCCUCCCCGCCCCCCCAAUAAAUAAAAAAUGUUAAAUUCGCCUUUUUAUCCAUCUCCAAUAGUCUCUCCUGGGCAUCUGCUUCUCCUGUUCUUAGACCAUCCUCAUGGAGAAGCACUGUUACCCUACUUCUCAAGCACGGUAACAGCUGUGCUUAGCAAAUUGUAUGCUUCUCGUAGAGCCUUUAGUGAUGCUACACCUGAAGGCUUUCAAUAAUUGAGACAUUUCACAUGGAAGGGACUACAGUGGCUGUGUGAUGUGACAGUCACUAGAGACAUUCUUAAUGACAGAUGUAAAUAGUGCCAUUUCUCAAAAAUAGAAAUGCUUGCCUUGUCAGAGUGCGGGUCUUUUCAUCAAAACCUGUACAUUUAAAGGGCACUUGUCAUCAUACCUUAAACAACUUAUGCUUGUUAGAUUGAGCAUAAGAUUUUAUCUAUACAUUGUGCUAGCAGUUUUGCUUGCAAAUGUAUGAUUAGGAGAGAAACCUAUUUUAAAAUAGUUUUUUCUCCUAGCUGUUAGUCAACGCUUUGGUGUGCUGAGGUAUUGAGUAACAAGGGAGAGCAGAAAAAGCUCUCAAAGGAGUUUCCCUCUGCUCUCCACCCAGAGCAACCACAGCAUAUGUACUGUGGUUACUAUGGAAAGGAGUAUAGAAACUGUGUCGUUACUCUGUUACAAUGCCAGCACGCUUGCAACGAAGCCAGCGUGCCAACAUCACUGACAAGAUUUGUCCUGCUUGGGUAUGCAUCCCAAGCAGGGCAAAUCAAAGAAGAAUAGAGGCAGAGCAGAGGCCGUCCAGGAGGUGGGUGUUACAAGCAGUGUAACACCCACAAAUUGGCCCCGGAACGGAGGAAAAUUUUGUAAACCUUAUAUAUUUUACAUUGAAUACACCAUGUAUCUUUGUGAUAUAUGGUGUAUCAAAUAUAUGGAAGCCAUUUUGAGGCGUCCUUUUUCCAUUACAGAUUUAUUUUAAGAUGUAGUGGUUUUAGUGCUUAGUGUCCCUUUAUAGAUUUUAAAACCGAGCCGCACGCGCAUUCAGUCAGGUCAUAGGAAAGCAUUCUCAAUGCUUUCCUAUGGACGCUGGCGUCUUCUCUCAAUGAAACGGCCACUAGAGGCUGGAUUAACCCUAUUGUUACCCCUAGAUGGACCUGGCACCCAGACCACUUCAUUGAGCUGAAGUGGUUUGAGUGCCUAUAGUGGUCCUUUAAGGGCUGGAUAACGGCUCACCUAGUGAAGUUGUACAAUUUGGAUAUUUUGGCCUGUAUUGUGCAUUUCCCUGAUGAUUGAUUAGCAAUUCCAGGUCUUAGUAAAUGUCAUUUUAGAUGUUCCAAAAAUAGCUUAAUAGUCCUUUAUAAGGCAGAACUGCAGUGUGAGCUUGGCAUUAGCAGAAUACAAGGUAGAUACUGAAAGUCCACUGUAGUGGAUUAUUGCAGAAUUAUUGAAACAUAACUGACAAGUAGAUCAUAAACACUCCACAGAUGAAGCGAUACAGAUGUGAACAUUUAUCAGAACGAGAGGAAAACACUUGUAUAAACUCAGGAAGUUUGCCACAAGAUGCAGAUCAGUACCAGGUUAGAACAUGCUAAAAACUACAACAAAAACUUAACUGCAGCAAAAUCUUGUGGCAAAUUAACAAAGAUUAUCCUGUACAAGGAGGGACAGAAAGUGGAAUUUGUGAAGUAACAACUGCAUGAGAUUCAUAACAUCACUUACUUGUUAUGUCCAGUGGAAAUCUUAUAGGUAAUGGAAUAAUGACAGCAGUUACAGAAUGAAUUCCUGAAAUGUACAGAAACAUCUUAGCUCCGAUACCAAAGAACUGAAAUCUUAUUGGAAAGCAUUCAAAACACAGUAAUAAUCCCGACCAUAAAGUGACACAGCAUAACAGAAAUGUAAUGCUCUUGACCGGCUGGUUGAGCAUGCUUUUCAAUCACAUGGUGAAGACUUAAGACAGUGAAAAACACACCUAGGAAUCAAACAGGACUAAAUUGGUGUAAAAUUGGUCUGUCAGAACAUAGCUAGUGGAAAUGCUCAGCCUCCAGUGAUUUCAGGCUUUCAAACAAAAUUGCAACCCGAUACUAAAAAUGGUGACUUUGUUCUAGAUAUUUGUCACUUCAUUUACUUUAAAGAAAUGCUCCAAAUGCCUUGACCAGUACAAACAGUCUCAGCCAAUGAGCUAAAAUCAUAAACUAUAUAGUUGUCUUGUCAGUUACAAAAGAGUAUAAAUAUUACUAUGCAUCUGGAAUAAAAAUAAUCCUUUAAAAUCUAUUCAGGACAAUAGUAUUCCCAGAUCUAUUGCCAUGCAUGUAUUUGUAGAUAUUUAAUGCUAAAUGUAUCUUUAUUAUUUGUGACAUGGCCCAUGUAAGGUGCAAAAUGUGCGUUUUAUCGAAUUUGCCAAAAAUGAUCUAACGCAAAUGUUUGUAUUCCCUCUGUAUGAUUAACUGGGAGUCUGGUCCAGUGUUGGAUCCUAAGGGGUAUGGGUUUCCCUUAUUAUGUAGUUUUUUUCCCUGCAGUGUGUGAAUUUUACAUUCUGCAGGGAAACACUUUUGCAUGUCUAUGUGAAAAUGUAACAAAGACCUAGGAAUAAAACAUAGUGCAUCUGACAACCUUUGGUAGGAAGUUGCAUGUACCUCGCCAGCAUCUUUUGUUUAUCCUUCAAACAUACUACUCUGAAAUCCAAGUGAGUCAAAAGUGCUUGAAAUUGCUGUGCUGCCAGUAACUGUUGAGUACUUCAUAGUUAUUUUUAUAUUUAUCUGUAGAUUAAUACACUUUGCUGGCCAUCCUCAAAAGCAGAAUGCAUGUGAAAAGAAAAAAAUAUAUGGAGUAAAACUUCUGUUUAUGCAUGGCAGGGAUAAUUUGCAUCACAUACCUAUAUAUAAUAGUUGGAUAUGGUGGGGCUACACCUUAUUUAAUCUUUAGUGGAAUAUAAUGGAACAUGUCAAUGAUUUCAUGCAAAAGUAGAGAAGCUGCAGUACUCAAGAAAAGCAUGAGGGUCACUAGUUGUAUAUCUUUGUUCUGUGGUAAAGCAUUGAAAAGUGCAGUAACGUCAUCAGUCUUCUCUGGUAAAGCUCUCUGGAAUUAUAUCGCUCAUACCUACCUGCCCACUAGCUGGGUGAUCGUCCUCUAUGCUGGUGCAGCAUGUCUUUGUAGGGGUUGCGGGCCCUUCUUCUUUUUAAUGAGUGGCAUUCUACUCUGUCAGUGCCAGGUGCCACCACACGAUCUAUCCUUUAAUGCCUCACAUGUGGAAGAUAAAAUAUUCAUUGACUUCAAUUAUGGAAUUGAGAUAUGUAACACUCCAACUCUUUCAAAUGGCACGGAAAGUUAAAAUUGCAUUAGUUUUAAGAUUGUUGGCUUCAGUAUUCCAAUCAUUCAAGUGAACGUCAUUCUUCAUUAUUUUUGACUAGCUAUAGCCUGAUCUGUCAAGUACAGUCAAUCAAAAGUCUAAUUUUUAAAGCAUUCCAGUUUUUGUAGCUCUCCUGAUUUGCCCUGAUAUUGGUAGGGCCUGUAUGAGAGUAUGAUUUAAAACUUUGCAAGUGUCUUUUAAAUUAAAUAUAGUCAAUGCUCAAAGGAAUGUGUUCUUAAAUAAUUGUCUGUUAGAGAUUCUUAAAAAAACAAACAAAAAAAAUAACAAAAAAACACUGUCCUUGGUGUUGUGGAAGUAAUGUUGGAAAAUCCAUACAAAAAUUCAGGCCUUCAAAUGCUGUACAUGGAACAGACUUGAUUUGAAAUGAUCUAUUGCAAGGGCAAAGAUUAAUCUGAUUGGGUUUAUUUUUAUUUUUUUUAUGUUCUUGGUUCAUCAUUAAAACGCCUGUCAAUACGUUGUGGUAAUAAGUAUAAAUGUUUGCAGACACUAGUCUAAAUAGCCCAAAAUAGUAUAUUAUAAAACAUCCUUAGAGAAAGGUGAGCUCCAGGAAAAAAAUAAAUCUCUAACAUUCCUAUAAUUAUGGCUGUUUUGAACGAAUGACGUCACUGUUUCCAAAUGUAAAUGAUUGAAAGCAAAUGAAGGUUGAUCUCUUGUUGCUCUGACUGCUGAUGAAACAUAUUUGUGCUUGGAAAACACCUACACACUUACUCAAUUGCUCCAUGGUUGUGUUUGUUGCCUUCUACAUAUAAACUUAUAUUUUUAGAUUAAAUUGUGAGAGGCAGAAAGUAAUACCUUUAACCAAUUUCAACCAAAUGAACAGCUUCUUCCUUUAGUAACAGGGAAGGAAUGCAACCUCUCAUCCUGCAUAUUUUUUUUAUAGGUUUUUUUGUCUUUAAUUUUGCAAUGAUUAGAUGUUUAGUAUCCAUAUUUUCUCUGGCUGUUAUCUCAGUGGAAUUUUAAAGAACUACAAAAUAUGAACAGUUGCUACCACCUAACAUAAAUGUAAUAUUUUAUAUUUGAAAAGAAAUGUGUCUAUUUGUGAGCACAGCAGCAGUAAUUAUCACUUCUGCUAAUCAUUCACAGCUAGCAGGCUAAAUAAGCCUAUUUUACUGUGAGCACAUCCCAUAUAUCGGAAUGACCUCAUUAAUUUUUAGUUUGUAGUUCUAAUUCAGGAUCUUGGUUGUUUAUCCAUUAAAUAAUGUGACUUACACUGGAUUCUUUACUAAUGACCGCAUACCUUGUUUACCCCUAUUAAUUAGUUUGAAAGUGGCUCAGUGCAUUGGAUAUAAAAUUUAUAUUAAAGGGGAAGAGGCUGAAAGUGGCACCCUAAGCUCCAUAGCCACAAUAUCAUUUUAUAGUGGUGAGGGUGUCAACAAAUUAUGUUGCUAAUGCAAAAGUAACUGUUUUGUGUUGGGUAUGGUGGGCAGCAGGUCUUGGGAGACUGUUGGUUUCUGUCCAACCACAAAAAUGGAGCAUACUGGCACCAUAACCACUACAGCAUGCUGCUGUGGUAAUGGUGCUUAAAGUAUCUAUUUAAUAUGUAAGGUAGUUUGAUUUGAUUAGACUGUUCUCACCGGUUCAGAGAUCAUACAUACCAGGGAUCGACCGAUAACAUUUUUCCAGAGCAAAUGCCUAUACCUAUUAUCGGUCGCCUUUCAGGCUGAUUGUCUGAUGCCAAUAUUCGGUACAUUUAAAGUUUUGAAAAAGUCACAUAAUUUUAAUACAAAUCUGGCAUUAACUGAACGUGCUGACUGCAGUCACACUGAAAAAAAUUCUAGGUAGCCAGUACAUGCUGGGAUCACUGAGAUCCAAGCAGGUAAAGUAAUCACACUAUCAAUCUGUUAGCUAGCCCAGUACAUUACAGUCGAUUAUUCACGGUCUCACCUAGCUGCCUUCAGCUGAGCUCUCCAUGUGUGGUCUCACAGAAAGGGGUGAAGAUAGUGUUACAGAUAGACUGAUUAUCUGUAAAAUGCUGUAUAUCGGUGGAACUGACAAUCGGUCAAUCUGUAAUAUAUGCGGUCUGAAGCAUGGAGGGAAUCAAGUGGAGGAUGGACAGAGGGAGGAAGGGCUCGGAGGUGGGAAAAUAUGGCCUUAUGAACAAAGGUAAGCAUUGGAGACUGGGACAGGUCACACAAUGCAGGGAGGGAGGGGAGAUAAAGGCUUCAACUAGGUGUGCUCCCAGCACUACAUGUAAGGGUAGAAGCUCACUACAUCUCUUGCAUGCGUGUAAUGUGCACUCACUGCAGAGUAUUUUUUUCAUAGAAUUAACAUUAUGUAGUCUAGAACUGUGUUCCGAGCUGCCUGUCACAUGUGUUAGGGGUUCAAUUAGCCCUCGGCACAAAAGUGCAAAAAUAUCUGUAUGGUGCAGUGUUUCAAGCCGAAAUAUUGCACAUAUAUUCCUUCCUCCAUGGCAACUUCGAAAAGCAAAGAUGGUUAUGGACAAUACAGUAACCCUUUAAUGUAAUCAUAGUAAGAGAACUUAGCUGUUACCAGGUAUAAUUAUCCAAACCAACCAAUUUGACCUUAAAAGUAACUCAACUAACUCAAUAAUAUUUUUUAGGAUUUAAUUCCAAACAUCUUGAACUGUAUAUCCAAGAGGUAAAUAUUACAAAAUUAAUUAAAUGUUAUGUAAAGGUGUUGGAAGAACAUUGCAAUAGUGCUUUAGGGAACUGGUUUAUGCUGACAGGAAAUGUAUGUUGGAUGUGGGUUAAUAUAGCCAUACGUACACAAAUAUUAUUUAGGUACCAACAGGUAAUAACCCAUGCUUAUUUUUAUUGUACAGGCCAAAACCCAACAGUCUGAGUAAUAGACCAAUACAGAGUUUUGCAACUCCAUGAUGUAAAAUAAUUCUAGCAACAAUGUAUACUACAAACUACGUAAAUAAGAUUAUUUAUAUUUUGACACACCAUAAACCUGCUCACAUGACCGUAAUCCCUAAUCUUCAUAUUCCAUAAAUGAGCAUGUGAGACACCUGUUUGUGAGAUAAUUCUUAAUAAAAUUUGUCCCCUCUAUGUCCAUAUAUAUAUAUAUAUAUAUAUAUGGACACACACACACACACACACACACACACACACACACACACACAUCCAUAAAAAUUGGGACAUCGAAACAAUUCUAAUCUUUGGCUCUAUACACGACCACAAUGAAUUUGAAAUGCACAAGAUGUGCUUUAACUGCAGACUUUCAGCUUUAAAUUGAGGGUAUUUACAUCCAAAUCAGGUGAACGGUGUAGGAAUUACAACAGUUUGUAUAUGUGCCUCCCACUUUUCAAAGGACCAAAAAUAAUGGGACAAUUGGCUGCUCAGCUGUUCCAUGGCCAGGUGUGUUAUUUCCUCAUUAUCCCAUUUACAAGGAGCAGACAAAAGGUCCAGAGUUAAUUUCAAGUGUGCUAUUUGCAUUUGGAAUCUGUUGCUGUCAUCUCUCAAUAUGAGAUCCAAAGAGCUGUCACUAUCAGUGAAGCAAGCCAUCAUUAGGCUGAAAAAACAAAACAAACCCAUCAGAGAGAUAGCAAAAACAUUAGGUGUGGCCAAAUCAACUGUUUGGAACAUCCUUAAAAAGAACGUACCGGUGAGCUCAGCAACACCAAAAGACCCGGAAGCACACGGAAAACAACUGUGGUGGAUGACCAAAGAACUUUCCCUGGUGAAGAAAACACUCUUCACAACAGUUGGCCAGAUCAAGAACACUCUCCAGGAGGUAGGUGUAUGUGUGUCAAAGUCAACAAUCAAGAGAAGACUUCACCAGAGUGAAUACAGAGGGUUCACCACAAGAUGUAAACCAUUGGUGAGCCUCAAAAACAGGAAGGCCAGAUUAGAGUUUGCCAAACAACAUCUAAAAAAGCCUUCACAGUUCUGGAACAACAUCCUAUGGACAUAUGAGACCAAGAUCAACUUGUACCAGAGUGAUGAGAAGAGUAUGGAGAAGGAAAGGAACUGCUCAUGAUCCAAAGCAUACCACCUAAUCACUGAAGCAUGGUGGUGGUAGUGUCAUGGCGUGGGCAUGUAUGGCUGCCAAUGGAACUGGUUAUCUUGUAUAUAUUGAUGAUGUGACUGCUGACAAAAGCAGCAAGAUGAAUUCUGAAGGGUUUCGGGCAAUAUUAUCUGCUCAUAUUCAGUCAAAUGCUUCAGAACUCAUUGGACGGCGCUUCACAGUGCAGAUGGACAGUGACCCGAAGCAUACUGCAAAAGCAACCAAAGAGUUUUUUAAGGGAAAGAAGUGGAAUGUUAUGCAAUGGCCAAGUCAAUCACCUGACCUGAAUCCGAUUGAGCAUGCAUUUCACUUGAUGAACACAAAACAAGGGAAAAUGCCCCAAGAACAAGCAGGAACUGAAGACAGUUGCAGUAGAGACCUGGCAGAGCAUCACCAGGGAUGAAACCCAGUGUCUGGUGAUGUCUAUGCGUUCCAGACUUCAGGCUGUAAUUGACUGCAAAGGAUUUCCAACCAUGUAUUAAAAAGUGAUAGUUUGAUUUAUGUCUGUUAAUCUGUCCCAUUACUUUUGGUCCCUUAAAAAGUGGGAGGCACAUAUACAAACUGUUGUAAUUCCUACACCGUUCACCUGAUUUGGAUGUAAAUACCCUCAAAUUAAAGCUGAAAGUCUGCAGUUAAAGCACAUCUUGUUCAUUUCAAAUCCAUUGUAUUGGUGUAUAGAGCCAAAAAAGAUUAGAAUUGUGUCAAUGUCCCAAUAUUUAUGGACCUGACUGUGUGUAUAUGUGUGUGUAUAUAUAUCAUUUUAUACAAACCUUUCUUUUCAAGUAUAUAUGGCAUAAUCAGAUUUUUACAGACUGUCUGUAACCCACGACCAUGUAUUUGCCUGCAACAACAACAAAAAAUGCCUGCGUGGCAAUCUCUGUGGGGGAAUUUAUAAUAAAUGUAUUUCUGAAGCAGUGACUGCAGCCAUACAAUUCCUGCAAACUUAGAGACUUAAUUCCUACAGGCAGAUUUGUUUUGAUGUUAUAAUUUACAUUCAAAGCAACAUUUUCACAUAAGAUUUUCUGCAUAUCAUUUUAUUUCUCUUGCGUCAGGGCAUUAAAUGAAAGUAAUAUAAUGAAAAAAAAAAUAUAUAUAUAUCUAUAUAUAUAUAGAUAUAUAUAUAUAUAUAUAUAUAUAUAUAUAUAUAUAUAUAUAUAUAUAUAUAUAUAUAUAUAUAUAUAUAUAUAUAUAGAGAGAGAGAGAGAGAAAAAUUGGCUCAGAUACUUUUUAGCAGAAUAAUCUGAAGCAAGGAGAUUAAACUUUUUAUAAUUGGCCAUCAAAUUGCCCGCUGACUGUCUUUCAGAGGCUUUUUACAAAGUCAGCAAAAGAUACACACUGACCUAAUGUUUACAAUUCAUAUCUAAGUGCAUUUAUACCUGAUGUGUAAGUUUACAAUGAUCUGUUACAAACGCAAGGCCAAAACACUGAAGGAUCCAUAUGUAACAUCUACAAAUUCCAAAAUGCAGUUUUAUAUUAAAUAGACAAAAUAAUUCAAGACGGACAGCCCAUACAAAUGUUUAAAAUAAAGUAAGGUUCACCCUAAGAAAAAAUGGCAGCAAUGUGCUCCAAUGUGCAAUGCAGGUAACAUGUAGUUUUAAUUCAAACAGAUAAACUUUAUUGAUUGGGUCAUUGGAGGAGGCGCAAAAUAGACUAGAAGGUGAUGGCUAUUUGAUUGGGUGGGGAGUGUGUAAGAGUGCACCACCAAGCAGGUUUUUCUGUAUCCUUGUUCUGUUUCAUGAAAAUAUUUUGGUCUCUUGAAAAUCCAUCAUACAGUUUGGAAUUUUAAGUAUGAACAGAAACUUCCACCGGUUUUCUCUUCUGUUUAAACUGGCAAUUCUCUCACACAGAGUUACAUGUAGAAUAGAUAAGCAUUUGGCAACCAUGGUAAAGGACUGACCUCAGAACAUAAUAUUCUCUGUAUAGUAUCUGUCUCAAAAGAACUAAUGUUUAUGAUAAAUUUUAUAAAUGCACUCAUCACAUUAACACAGCAGUCCAAGCUGAUGAGUAGGCAUGGGGUUGUCACACAAUGUUAAAGGACCACUAUAGUGCCAGGAAAACAUUUUUUUGCCUGGCCCUAUAGUGCCCCGAGGGUGUCCCCACCCUUAGGGCCCCCCUCCCGCCGGGCUCUAGGGGGUGGAAGGGGUUAAAUUUACCUCUUUCUCCAGCGCCGGGCAGGGGAUUCUCCUCCUCCAUUCCCCCUCCUUCUCGUCGUCAUCGGCUGAAUGCGCAUGCGCGGCACAGGCCGCGCGCAUUCAGCCAGUCCAUAGGAAAGCAUUCUCAGUGCUUUCCUAUGGACGCUGGCGUCUUCUCACUGUGAAAAUCACAGUGGAAAGCGCCACUAGAGGCUGGAUUAACCCUAUUAUAAACAUACAGUAUAUACUCGAGUAUAAGUCUAGUUUUUCAGCACAUUUUUUGUGCUUAAAAACCCCCACUCGACUUAUACUCGAGUCACUGUCUGUAUUAUGGCAACUUAGAGAGCCGCGGCCGUCAGAGCCAUGGCAACGAUCCCGCGGCAACCAGACCGCGAGACUUACAGUGGAGCUGACCGGAACGGAGGAGAAGGGAGCUGACAGGAGCUGCAGGAAAGGUAAGUAAAUGCUUCCUGCCGGCCCCCCCACGUCACAGCCCAUGCCACUGGACCACCAGGGAUUAAGAUAGCCCCCCUCCCUGACCAGUUAACAAGCAGGGAGGGGGGAUAAAAAAUAAAUUAAAAUAAUAAAAAAAUAACAUUAAAAUAAAAUAAAAAAUUAAAUAGAAAUGCCCUCCCCCCACCCAGUUCACACACACUACACAAACACACACUCUGCAUUAUAUACACACUCUGCAUUAUAUACACAGUGUGUGUAUAUAAUGCAGAGUGAGUGUUUGUAUGAGUGUGUGUGUGUAUAUAAUGCAGUGUGUGUGUUUGUAUGUGUGUGUGUGUAUAUAAUGCAGAGUGUGUGUUUGUAUGAGUGUGUGUGUAUAAUGCAGAGUGUGUGUUUGUAUGAGUGUGUGUGUGUGUGUAUAUAUAAUACAGAGUGUGUGUUUGUAUAAGUGUGUGUGUUUAAUGCAGAGUGUGUGUUUGUAUGAGUGUGUUUGUAUAUAAUUAUAAAAAUCACAGAAUUUCAUAGCCCAAAGUUUUACCCUCGACUUAUCCACGAGGCAUAGCAUAUUUCACAAUUGUUGGUCACAAAACUGCACUCGACUUAUACAUGAGAUCGACUUAUACACGAGUAUAUACGGUAGCAGUUUCUCUACAUACAUACAUACAUACAUAUUGAAGUUGCAAGUUGUGUAAUGCUAAAAACUUGUUGUUUUCUAACAUGUUCUAAACGUUUAAAAAUAGAUUUGGAUUCAAAUUAUUGCUCAGUAUUUUUGUGCAAUGAUGAAACCUAAAACACUGAGGAAAAAAAAAAGUAUGUUCAUGCAUGUAAUAAUUACAUAUUGCUUACACAGGCAUGCAUUUCUGUGUGUAGCCCCGUGCUAUUAAAACGUCAUAGUUCGUUCCAAAAGCGAUAAAACAUUGUUUUACACAUUCUUGGUUUGCAAUAUGCUUUAUUUGAAUCCUUAUUUAUUUUGAUACCUCUUGAUUUAUGCUCAUAGUUAUAAAUUAGGAGAGCAAUGGCUAAUUUUUAGAUAAUGUAUGCUCUGAACAUAGCAGUGAAGUGUAUUUUAAUAUGGUUUAAAUCAUAUUCUCACAUUUCUGUUUCCAACUCUUUGUACUGUUUGUUUUACACAUUUAAAAUGUCAUGUUUAUGUAUGCAAUCCUCCACAUCCCCAUUAAAUUCAUCUGUAUGCUAAUUACAGCGUAGUAAGAAGCAUGAGACUAGGGUGGUACAGCUCCAUGGUAGAAACCACAGACUGCUAACCUUGGUGCCAUAGAUGUCUGUGAAAUACAUUUCUUCCAAUACUCAGCCUCUCUUUAGUUCACAAAUAUGUAUAAUGCCAAGGUCAGUUAGCAGAAGUAUAGACACCUGCUGCUGCAAUUAAUGUUCUAGACACUGGAAGGGAACACAGUCACAUUGGAAUAAUUUACUGCACAGUAGCAAUUUAAGCGUGAGAAAUGGUAAUGAAAAACAUGUUACCUUUUCUUUCUUCCCUCCCCCCACCUCUUUUCGAAGUGGACAAUUGGCCUCUUACAGUUUCACAAGGAUGUUUUACUAGAUUUACCCUGGAACGAUCAUAUACCUAAACUAUUUAACAGAAUUGCUCUUGAUGUCCCCAAGAAUCUUCAUUCUGGAAGACUGUACUUGUAUUCAUGAAGUAUUCCCCUGCACCCCAAAAAGUUGCGUUUUAACUGCGAUCUAAUUUUAUUUUGAUACAUUUUAUAACCUUUCUUGUUGUAAUUGGUAAUCUGUGAAUGUUCUGAAGUGCCAUUUGUGUGGAAAUUGGAUUUCCACAAUAAACACAAUUUUCCUAACACAACAUCCUUGUGUCUUCACAACAAAUGUCCUAAAUUACAUGUAAAAGAGAGAGAACCUAUGUGCAGAAAGUUGGGGGACUAAUAGUCCAUCUCAUUUAUACAUAAAGAUUUAUAAUUUAUCCCAAUAUGCUUUUUCUCUUUUGCUUCAAGUGUCUUUUUUUUAUUUUUUUAUUCUGUAGGCACCAGAUAUUGCAUGGAAAUGUUAAAUUAAACCGUCAUUGACUCGUUUUCACCACAUUUAUGUUUAACUGGCUUACUGAACAAUGGUGUUUUGCAUUUCCAAAGAAUCAGCUGUUUUGCUUCUUCAGUGAUAUUGAACUGCUGUGAUUGUGGAUGUAACAUUAUAAUAUGCCAGAGACUUAGUGUCUCUGCUAGAACACAGAUUAGCCUAUGAAGUCAUUGUAAAGAAAUAGUGAAAUGUUUCAGAGCUGGGAGAUUUAGUCAUUCUUUAAAAGUAAGAUUUUAACAUUCCAGUGUUGGACAUUUUCUCAAGUGAACGGAGGAAUUUCCGGUAGGAAGUCACCAGGUAUUAUUAUUCAUCAUAUCAAGGGACAUGCAUCACUUUGAGAUAGCUGUCUCAUUCAAAUGCUUUUUUUGAAUGAGACAGUUGUUCACUCUACAGGUUGAAAACACUAAUGGUGUCCUAUCCCUAGGAAUGCUGAAAAAGUGCAUAGGGCAUGCCUGACAGAUUUACACAUGGGCAGUUGGAAGAUCUAUCACCUGACGGGGAGAGAAAAAAAAAAAGUGAUGCAUGCCCCUUUAAAUAAUCUGCUUUACUUAUUGAUUUUUAGCAAUUAUUUGAUUACAGAAAAGUGUUAUUGGUAACCUACUACUUUACUUCAAGAAUAUAUGUACUAAAUAAGGGAACACAUGAUGUGAAAUUCAUAUGAUAUCAGUUUUAAAGGACCACUAUAGUGCCAGGAAAACAUACUCCCCCUCCCGCUGGGCUCUAGGGUAAGGAAGAGGUUUAACACAUACCUUUUCUCCACCGCCGGGCUCCCUCGGCGGUGGGGACUCUUCGCCUCCUUUCCCCGUCAUUGGCUGCGUGUGCAUUCAGCCAGUCUCAUAGGAAAGCAUUGAAAAUCACAGUGAGAAGCGCCUCUAGCGGCUGUCAAUGAGACAGCCACUAGAGGCUGGAUUUCUCUGAAACUGCUAUGUUUACAGCAGGCAGGGUUAAUCCUAGAUGGACCUGGCACUCAGACCACUUCAUUAAGCUGAAGUGGUCUGGGUGCCUAUAGUGGUCCUUUAAGUUUCAUCUAUAAGCAACAUUCUUUAUUCACUUGCUCCAUCUUAGAAUUUAGAUUAUCUAAUUUAUAUUAGAAAAAUAAUAAAAAGUUUAGUUUAUAUUUAAAGGAACACUCCAGACCCCCAAAGCUGGAGUGACGUGUCCUCUUUUUUUAAUUUUUGCAAAAAGUGCAGAUUUCAAUAGAAAUGGACUCUUAUUUAAAUUAUCCUAGUUACACACCCCCUUGGUUUUCAAUCAUACAACCAGUAAUGUUACUUCUUGGUUUAUUUAGCUCAGUGGAGCUAAAUUCAAAUGGCUGCAAUUGCUCCAAGCUCCUGCCUGACAAACACUUCUCAUUGAGCAGCAUUGGGAAGUCUGUGGACAGCCACUGAAAGUCUAGGUGGGGUUUAAAGAGAUCUGUAGGCUUUGCAAUCUGUUUUUAGAUUUACCCCCAAUUAAAAAAUGCUUUUUUGGGGGGGUUGGAGGGGGGGGAGGGGAGAGAAUAACUGCUAAACAGUAAUUUGUAUUUAUUUUGUAUUUGGACAGUGAAAAGUCCAUUUAAAACAGACAUAAUCAAUAUUAACUCCAGAUCUGAAACUCCAUAACCGUUCUUUGCAUAUUGUUGCAUAUAAAGAUAUGCGAGCAUUCACUGUUUUAUUUCUGCUACUCAACCCAAACCACGCAGCUCAUAUGGCUGAACACCAUUUGUUUUCAAAUCUUAUAGGGAUGUAUUUAUUGUACAGUGAAAUUGCAAAUUUACAGUAACCUAUCUGACUUGAAAAAAUACUAAUUGGGCUCACUAUUGUAAAACCUUAAAAAGGACCUGUUACUACUUUCAAAAUUCUAUAAAGGUUGCUGCAGUAGGUCAUGCUUGUGCCCCUUGUCUGCCUGCUUACUACAGAUAUUAAAGAAACACUAUAGGUUGAGGAACACAAACUUAUUCUUGACCCUAUAGUGUUAAAAACACACUUUGGGCCCACUAAAUAUAGUAAAAUCUCACCUUUAUUCCAGUCUGCCGGUGCAGGCCCUGCACCUGAUCUGGCUCCUCGACUCACAUAAUCAAAGUGAUGAUCUCCCAUAGAAAAGCAUUGGGUCUCGGCCAAGGAUGUGGGCAGAGGAGGCAGAGCUAAACAUUGAAUCAAUGUAUCUCUAUGAGGAAAGUUCAGUGUCUGCAUGCAGAGGGUGGAUACGUUGAAUGUGUGCAGCACUGCACCAGGAAGCACCUCUAGUAGCCAUCUUAGGAGUGGCCACUGGAGGUGUCCCUAGGUCUCUCUGAAAAGACAGUGUUUACUGCAAAAUGUCUUUAGGGUCAGGCUAUACUCACCAAAACUACAUUAAGUUGUAGUUGUUCUGGUGACUAUAGUGUCCCUCUGAUGCAAAUUAAGACUGCAGAGCCUUAAAGGGACUCUAUAGUCACUAAAACAACUUUAGCUUAAUGAAGCAGUUUUGGUGUAUAGAACACGACUCUGCAGUCUCACUGCUAAAUUGCCUAUUAUGAGUUAAAUCACUUUGUUUUUGCAGCUCUAGCCACACCUACUUGCCUGUAACACAACUUUCCUAAACACUUCUAGGAAAGAGAGAUCUAGUGUUAAAACAUUCUAGAUUAAACAGAAUGUGCAAUAAAGGAAGUUUAAUCUCCUACUCUGUGAUUAAAAUUCGAUUUACAGAGCAGGAGAUAAAAACGUCUAGAGCAAGUUAACCUCUGAUCAAAAUGAAACCAUGUGUGAUAUCAUGCAAUCACAACCAGAAAUGUUAUGGCAGGGAGAACAUUGUCAGAGAACACCACAAUGACCAGCUUGUGAAUGAAUGCCACACUACCUAACCAUUUUCAGUGCCAAAACAAUAUUAAUACAUUGUACAAAGCAGUGGCCCUUAAAUGGUUAACAUUCUAAAUGGCUUACCUAGCAAAAUUAUGAUUAAAGGAACACUAUAGGGUCAGGAACACAAACUUGCAUUCCUGACCCUAUAGUGUUAAAACCACCAUGUAGUUGGCUUGCCCCCUUAGAAAGGUUUAAAACUUGCCUUAUUUUCAGCUCUCCACGGGUCUGCAUGCUCUGACCCAGCCCCCGAUUCGCCUCACUGACUAACAUCAGAACUGAUGAUUUCAGCCAUUAAAUUGGCUGAUAUCGUCAAGGUCUCGUGGCCAAAUUCUUUUCAAUCCAUGCAUCUCUAUUGAAGUUUAGUGUCUCCAUGUAGAGCGUGGAGAUGCUGAACAUCAUUGAGGCGCACUGCCCCAGGAAGCACCUCCAGUGGCUAUCUGAGGAGUGGACACUGGAGGUGUCACUAGGAUUUAAUUUACACACUGCCUUUUCGUUGAAAAAACAGUGUUUACAACAAAAAGCCUGCAGGGACUGACUGUACUCACCAGAACUAAAUUAAACUGUAGUUGUUCUGGUGACUAUAGUGUCCCUUUAAAUUAACAUUUAUGAACGAGCGGCUUGUAUUUUCUAGUUACUUUGUACAUCCUUGUCUCUGCUUUAUGUCCUGUUACCUAUGCUCAGCAGCUGCUAGUUUGUUGUACUCUAGUAGUAUAUCACACAUUUCCUUAAUUCUACCUACUUUUAAAAUGAGAAUGAAUAGUAAUAUUAAUAUAACAUUACACUUUUCAAAAAUCACAUUAAAAUUUUAUUUUUAUUUUCUGUUGCUUUUGUCAUUUUCGCUAGUGGUUUGUUCCCCUUGCUGGGCUCAACUGAUAUGUUCCAGCAGCUGUUGGCUGGCAAGUCCCAGCACAGUAUGAGUGAACACAGGAUUUCCUGCAGACUAACGGUAUCUUCUAUAGUUAAACUUCAGUCAAGAAUAACAGUGCAAUGGCAGUGUGGUGAUAUAGAUACUAUAUUACCCUGUAGAACAGAAUAUUUUGUAAUAUUUAACAGAGAAUUCUGCAGUACAUUAAUGUUUUAGUGACAAGUCUGCCCCAUUGAAAGUGAAACCAGGUUGGUGUUUUUUUUGUUUGUUUUUUGGGUUUUUUAUGCAGGCUGUGUCUGUUCCAGCCACAGGAGGUGUGGCUAGAGCUGCAUAAACAGAUGCAAAGUGAUUUAACUCCUAAAUGGCAGUGAACUGAGCAGUGAAACAUCAGAAGCAUUAGUUAUACACUAAAACUGCUUCAUUAAGCUAAACUGGUUUGGUGACUAUAGUGUUCUUUUAAGUCAUUUGCCUCUACUUUUUUUUUUCUUUUUUUUUUUCUUCAAUCUUAUCUCGGACUAUCCAGUUUGGCAGUUUAUGUUAAACUCUGUAGCCCUAUCCUUUUUUCCUUUAAAGGGACACUAUAGUCACCAGAACAACAACAGCUUAAUGUAGUUGUUCUAGUGAGUAUAGUCCGUCGCUGCAGGCUUUUUGCAGUAGACAGUGUCUUUUCAGAAAAAAUGCAGUCUUUACAUUACAGCCUAUUGACACCUCCAGUGGCCACUCCUCAGAUGGCUUCUAGAGAUGCUUCCUAGGGCACCACCCUCUGCAUGGAGACACUGAACUUUCCUCAUAGAGAUGCAUUAAAUCAAUUAAUUCUAUGAGGAGAUGCAUUGGUCCAAUGCAUCUCUAUGAGGAGAUGCUGAUUGGCCAGGGUGAUAUUUAACUCUGCGUCCGUCCUACCCCCUCACCUCCUUUGCUGAUAUAAUCAGAAUUGAUCAUCUCUGCCAUUCCAGUGCUUUCUAAUAGGAAUCAUCACUUCUGAUGUCAGCCAAGGUGGCAGAUCAGGUGCAGAGCCAGCACCAGCAAACUGGAAUAGAGAUAAGAAUUGACUAAAUUUAGGGGGCAGGCAUUCUAGAUGGUGGUUUUAACACUAUAGGGUCAGGAAUACAUGUUUGUGUUCCUGGCCCUAUAGUGUUCCUUUAAUGUAUCUGAAUUGAGGUUGUAAAUAAAAGGGUGUUUCACAGAAUGUUUGUAUACUUGAAUUUUAGCUCUAAGACACAUUAGGCAGUUUAUACUGUUAGUGUGUGGAUUACAUUGCAAUUGGGAAAUCUUUGGAAACUCUGUAUCAAGUGAUGGUGAUUGUAUCAGAUGGAGUAGUCAUGGACAAGGCACUAAUUACAUUGCCUCACUGCCUAGGUAGAAGGGAUGCUGAAUUCUUGUGUGGGACGUUUUGUCAGGGGGCAAAAUGAUCAAGACAACCCUGUACUGACAAUUUCUUAAUAUGUUGGCAAUGCCUUUGCGUUAAGUUAUUAUUUCUGUAGUAUACCGAACAGUAUUUUUUGUUUUAAAAUGGGAAAUAAUGAAUAAUUUUUAGAUUCAUUUUAAUUUCUAGAUUUAGUUUUUUUUGGGGGGGGGAGGUGGGAAGGGGGGUUCUAAUGUACCUACACCUAUUUGUGGUUUUCUAUAUCACGGCUUAAAUAGAUACUGUAAUCACUGUAACCAUUUCAUUUCUGUGAAUUUGUUAUAGUGUCUGCAGUCCCCUGGCACUUUCCCCCUAUUCAGUGAUCAACCUUUUUGAGCAGUUUAACACUAACUUAGGGUCCCUGGUCACCUAUAACAGCUACCUAGAAGUAUGACUGAGGCAGAGAUUGCACAUUUCCUUAUAGUUAUACCAUUCAUACCAGCUCUGGGCACUCUGAUAGGCUGAAAGCUAAUACUCUCAGGAAAUCCCGGCUGCUCAUUAUUCUUAAUUAGUCCCCGCAGCACAGAGCUGAGGGACUGCUGGGGACUGUCAAAACAUUAAAAAAAUGUUUUUAGUGCUGAAAGAAAGGAUGGGACCUGCGGACUCCAAACACUAUAACCAGUUCAAUGAGGUGAAGCACAUACACAGUGUUAGUUGAUACACAUAUUUUAGUUAACUUUCUUUAGAAAUAUUUCUUAAGAUUAUUGGGCAAGGACAGCUCCCCCCCCCCUAUUAAUUUUGACAUAUAUGUAGAUGGUACCACAAUAUAUACAUGAAGAAACAUGAAGAAACACUUACAUACCAUACACACACUAAAGACUUGUAUUUAAGCUAUUGUUUAUUCAAAUGCAUCAGUGGUUAAAAUGUUUAAAUGUUUUGAGAAAGUUUGUGUACGUUUUUAUUUUUAGAAAAUAUUAGUGAAAGGGUUUUAAAAAAAAACAAACAAACAAAAAAAAAAAAAAAAAACUCAGUUCUCCUAUGAUGUACCCUAAAAGGUUUUAAGUAAAUGUAAUAUACACCUUUUUUUUUUUUUUAUUUUCAUCGUGCGUGUAAUAACAUUUGGCGUGCAGGGCCACAACAGCAGCUGCAUGCUUUUUCAUAACAUUUUAACAUUGUAAGUCAUGGCAGGCUAAACAGUGCACUUUUUUUUUUUUUUUUGGGAAAAAAGAAUAACACUUGCAAUUAUCGUGCUUAAGAACAAUGAUUAAUCAGUUUGGAGGUGUUCAGCUUGUUAAAUUUACAGUUAGUUUGGUCUCAGGUAAAAAUUAGGUUAAGUACAUGGCAAAGCUGUACGGUGAGGGUCUAACAUGAGUGCGUAUGCAUUUCUCUUGUCCCCUUCUAUUCUUCCUCCUAUUGUGUUUUCUGAUAUGCAUAUAUGUAUGUCUAUAUUCUCCCUACGAUAGAAAGUUAUGGACUAGUACUAAGGUCUUACGCGUUAAACGUUAGCAGGUAAGUUGUUAGAAGCGUAUUAGCCAGCAUAUUCAGCCGCUGACACCGCCAGAGUAGGCAAUUUUAGAAACCCCAGGGAGAUCAAUAGAGGUUUUACUGAUUUAGUUGAGUUAUCGUGAUAUCAAGGGCUAGUGGUAGCUCGUGUUCCGGGUGGCUAAGUUUACAAUCCUAUCCGUGUUGCUCAAUAGGAGCAAUGCUGAGUAAACAAAACUAAAACCAUAAACGCAAAAACAUUACACACACAAACCGAAAGAGAGCUUUGUCCCCCGUGCUGUAGCAAUUAGCCUAAUGUGUUCGAAGUGUGUGGGCCUUUGGUGCUAAGUAUCUUCUAGAGGCGUCUGUGUGCUUCUGCGUGCCAGAGGCCGUUUAGAGGCAGUAGUAUUAUGUCUGUGUCCCCUUAUUACAAUUCGUGUGGAGUGUGGUACUAACGUAGAGCGAUGGUAAGUGUUUAUGUGGCUAUUGUUAGAGUAAAGAUAAAAAAAAAAAAUAGAAAAUAAUAACAUUAAUAAAAAGUAAGAUAAGCUAAGCGUUCAGUUAUAACAAUAAGGUCGUGAUUCGGCCAAUCUGUGAGAAAAUAGAAAAAUAGUGUCCCGGUGAAGGGCCUGUCGGGCUCAAGUCAUGGCUGCCGCGUAAGCCUCAGUGGCUCUCUGCCCGGGCUUGAAUUCUGUGGAGUGUACCGGGUCAAGGCCUCGAGAGAUUGCAGGUAGCGCUCUUCCGAGGGAGUCCAGAGGGAGAUCCAAGUCUCUCAGUGCCCCUGUGGCUUCUUGCAUGUCAUGUAUGACAUACGUUGUUUCACCUUUGGUGACGUGUAGUGUGUUGGUUGGGCCCCAUCGGUACCGGAGCUGGUGUGUGCGUAGUAGGGUGGUUAAUGGUCUUAGCGUUCUCCUCCAUGCCAGCGUUCCUCCCGAGAGGUCGGUAUAGAAGGAAAGCUCCAUCUUCUCAAAGAGGUAGGUAGGUCGGCCUCUGGCAGCCGCUUGUACCGCCGUUUUGUCUGUGCGGCUGAGUAACUGAAGAAUCAGGUCUCCAGGAGCUGAAGUUGAUGCUUUGCUCGAUUUCAGUAUGCGGAAUAUACCAGUUAUUUGGGUCGCUUUGGCCGCUUUGGGGUUUAGAAGUGCAGCUAUCAGCCGCCUGGUGAAGUGUGGUAGCUCAGCAUCCGAGAUGUUUUCUGCCACUCCCCAAACUUUUAGGUUGUUUUGGCGCCGUCUAUCUUCCUGGGCGUCGAGCUUUCGUUCCGUGAGGAGGUUUUGUCGCUGAAGUUCUGAAACCGCCUGUUGCAGCUCCUUGAGAUGGGUUGCCUGUGAGUCGGAGCGGUUUUCUAUCACACCCAAUCUGCUAGAUAGGCCGCGUAAGUCGUCUCGGAUUGCAGCCACCUCUGCCGAGAUUUUUUGAUGGUGGUCUUCCGUGAGCCUGCCGAUUGCAUCCAUUGUUACUGGUGUGGAUGCCGCCGUGGGCGGUGGAGGGCCUCCGCAGUUCUGCCACAUUCUCCCCUUCUGCUUCGUCCGAUGUUCCAUCCUCAAAGUCGUAGCAGCCUCCGUGUAGGGACGCCUUGUUGGGGCCUGGUGCACUCAGGGCCUGUUUCCAUAAGUCCCCAAUGUUCAUGCCCUGCCGAGGUUUGUCUGGCUUUUGCUUCUUCAUCUUCCGGCCCAUGUGGGUCGGGGGGUGUUGGGGUACCCCCUGUUGUGUGGGUAGGGUGAUGAAUCCCACUUUUAAUGAUUGUUUUGGCUCUUUUUCUCCCGGAGCUCCGCGGCCAUGCUGUAAUAUACACCUUUUAUGUAACCACUUUUGUGUGUGCAUCUAUAUAUGGUGAAAGCAUGUUUAUAACAUAAUAUCCCUGCCUCUCUAUCUCACACAGCCAUCACUCACAGUAAGUCAUAAAGUUGAGUAAAAGGAAAAUUUCUAUCCUAUAAAGAACUCCUACAGGCUGACUGUGGGUAGUUCUUUUGAGCUCCUCAGCUGACUUAUGACUGUAAAGUCGUGGUCAACCUUCCCACAAUCUUGGGUCAUCAUCCACAAUGAGCAGAUAGAAGUGGUAGGCAGCUGCUGUGAACAAUAGGGGAAUUUAAGGGAAUAAUGGGGUAGAAAAGCAGAAUGGAGCAAGUCAAUCCACUGACAUACGAGAGUGUGUGUUUGCUGUAAAAUGCACCUGCCUAUAAUAAAAACUAAAAAAAAAAUCUUUGAUUCUACACAUCUCUUCAUUCUGAAAGGACCUUUAAAAUCACCCAGACCACUUCAUCUCAAUCAUCUGUCAUUUUAACCCUGCAACAGAAAAUUGCAGUUUUGUAGAAACUGCAAUGUUUAAGUUGCUUUGUUAAAUACACCACUAUUGGUUGUCUUCCUGUCAACCAUUAGAGGCGCUUUCUCCUCCAGAACAGAGUGAAAAUUGGAGCUGGAAUCAAAUGCUGCUGAUAAAUAUUAGAUUGGAGGUGCGUGGCAUUUGACUUUAAAUGCUUAAUUCCAAUUCAUUGCUUCUAUAUAAGACGUGUAAAGAAGCGAGACACAAUCUGAUGUUUGGUUUUAUCUCCAGGUAUUAGUUUCAAUGAUUUGUCAUGCUCUAGGUAUCUAGAGUGUCUUUUACAUCAGUGUGCUUUCUGAGCAAAUUUGAGGCAGAUAAUUUAGCAAUAAGACUGCAAGAACUAUACAACAAAACCGCUUCAUUAAGCUAAAGUAGUUUUGGUGACCAUAGUGUCCCUGACACAGUAGGCACCCAGACCACUUCAGCUCAUUGAGGUGUUCUGGAUGCAUUGUCCCAUGCCCCUUAACCAUACAGUAGUAAUUAUUGCAGUUUGAGAAACUGCAAUAAUUACCUCUGAGGGUUAACUCCUCCUCUACUGGCUGUCAGUCUGACAGUGACCGGAGAUGUGUUCUCCAAGAAAUGUAAACUUUACCCUUUUUUCAAGACCAUGCAGGAAGGUAUGAUAAGGGUUGUAAAAACAAAAUCACUUAACCCCUCAAUAGCAGAGAAUUGAGCAGUAAGACUGUAGGAGCAUGAUCUAUACACCAAAGCUGCUUUGUUAAGCUAAAGUUGUUUUGGUGACUGUCGUGGUACUUUAAGUUUUAUUAAAUGCAAUAAACUUAAUUUAAACCUUAAAUUAAUAUUUGAUGAGUUAUCCUUUGUAGGUUGAAAUUUUCACUUGCUUCCCAAGGAUGAAGUGUCACUGCCAAGAUACAUGAUGGCACGGCAAAGGAUUAAAUUUUUUUCUAACACUGUGAAUUGUGUAUGUAAUGUAUAAGCAAAAGUGCAGUAGCGAUGAGUGUCAUGUUUCAUCUGUGUUCUUUGGGACACAAUCCUAGUGAUUGGAUCACAGUUAUAGUGAUUGGAGUGUGUGAUUAUUGACGUUAAAGGACCAAUAUAGGCACCCAGACUACUUCAGCUCAAUUAAGUGGUCUGGGUGCUAAGUCCCCCUAGUUUUAACCUUGCACCUGAAAACAUAGUAGUUUCAGAGAAACUGCUAUGUUUACACUGAGGGUUAAUUCAGCCUCUAGUGGCUGUCUUCCUGACAGCCACUAGAGGUGCUUCUGCGAUCUACACUGAGUAAAUCACACUUAUUUGAAGUUGGACAUCCUCACGGACCUCAAGCGUCAAAAAAGAUCCCCAUAGGAAAGCAUUGAGUAAUGCUUUCCUAUGGGCAGGUUUGAAUGUGCGCAUGCCUCUGGUUGCACAUGCGCAUUCGUCUCCACUCGGUAGCUGAUAUCGAUGGAGGAUGAGAGGUCACCAACGCCGAGGGAGCCCAGCGCUGGAUUAAGGUGAGCAACUAAAUGGUUAAUUAACCAUUUAUUUUCCGUGGAACGGGGCAACUAGUGCUUCAUAGCGUUAGGAAUUCAUAAUAUAUAACGCUAUAGUGUUCCUUUAAUAGUAUACACAGGGUGGUGAUAUAAUUGAACACUUCCUUCAGAGGAAGGUGGUUUAUGUUUUAAACUCAAUAAAUUGGUUUACUGCAUUUAAAAAAAGAUUUAUUUGUUGAGCUGAUCUCAUUUCUGAUCUGUAUGCUUAUAUUGAAUCUGUCUUUUAUUAUUUUCUCUAUCCAUGAUGCCCUUUGUCCAGAUAUUUAUUUGUAUGUGUUCUUGUGCUGUUUUUUUUAAAUAUAAAAAAAUAUAUAUAUUUAAUCUAAGGUCUUGUGUUGCUAUAGAAGACCUUUCUGUAUAUUACAUGGGGUUGUACAGUAAUUGUGUCCACUAGCAGUAUGCAAUAUAUGCCAAAUAGUCAUAAGGCAGCCUUCCCCUAGUAUAUACAGUUAGUCAAGGUGGAUGGUUUUAUAGGUGUUACGCAGAAAGGGAGGCAGCAUAGCAAGGUAAAAAUUUUUUUUAAUAUAUAUAUAUAUAUAUAUAUAUAUAUAUAUAUAUAUAUAUAUAUAUAUAUAUAUAUAUAUAUAUUAAAUGUAAAUUAAGUAUUCAUGUAACUCUUUGCAGAUAUGUAACCAUCAUUGUAGUUAACACAAUAUCUGAAUUCACGUUUCCUAGGUAUUUGGAAAAAUAUGAAAAAGUACAUCAUUUUGGGGAAGAUGAUGAUGAAGUCCAACCUGGUAAUCCAAAGCCGCAGCUUCCAAUUGGUGCAAUACCCUGCUCGUACAACUACCAGCAGCAUGUUGUACCAGGUAAGUUAACACCUAAAAUCUGACAAAUGAAAUGCCAGGAUGGAUUAUCUCUUGUAGGCCUUUUCACUGUGCUCCUCAUCAAAAGCGGAGUUUAACUCACAUGACAAUAUCCUGUAUUCAGGUAAAUAGUUUAAACUGCCAUUUGUUUGCUUACCUCAGUGGAGCAAACCAUAUUUGAUUUGUUACUGAAAUAAGGUGUGCACUUGAAGGGAAGUUAAAAUCCCGUUAUGUAUACUAACUUAAUCAGUGCCGCCAUGUCGUUCUAGUGAUGCCAUACCCUCUCCUGGAAUCAUAACAUAGCCUUGUGUUUGGUACAGAUCGAUGUAAAUUGAAAGGGUUUCAAAAAAAUAAAACCACAAAUUGCUAGUUUAUAUUUAGCUAUUAGAAUGUACUGUUACCUCUGAAGAAACAAUUCCUCUCAAAAGUUACCAACACAGAUCCUUGCAACUACAGUCUAAACUUAGAUGGCAUUGUUGUUCCCUUAUGCAGGUUUGCUAUUGUAAAUUGUGCCUUUUCUGAGAAACAACACUGUUUACAUUUUAAAGUGCCCACACCAAGUCAUUCAGUCACUAGGGACUUCAAAGACAGUCAAUGAAUCUCUUUGAGUGACAGCAUCAUAAUGCAAAACUUUUUGUUAAAGCCAGACUCUUUAUGCAUCGAAUGCUCCCCUAUGAAAAGCAUUGGAUUAAUUGAUUCUCAUUGACAAGAAUUGGAUUGGUGGAGCAGUGCAAUUGCUCUACAUGUGCUGUGCUCUGAUUGGGCAACUGUCAUCAGGAUUGAUGACUUCCGUGAGGACGAAUUUAGCUGCUAGGAGGAGACUAUUAAAAAGGCAAACUUUUAUUUCUGCACCAAAAUAAACUUCUAAAAAAGGGAAAGAAAUAAUUCUAGUAAAAAAGAAAAGAAAAUCUUUAUUUUUAGUUAUUUAUUUUAUCAGUGUUCCUUUAAAAUGGACUGUAGGUCAAAGCAAUAUUACCAUUUACCUUAUGUGUAGUGAAUACAUUUACCACUCUUGGAGGCUUUUCCCGUUAACAAUUUCUUUAUCUUCUUUACUAUUACAGACUAUUUACGACAAAGUUAUGGGCUUACCAUGGACUUCAAUACACCAAAUGAUUACAACAAACUGGUGCUCUCACUUUUAUCUGGACUCCCAAAUGAAGUGGACUUUGCAAUUAAUGUGUGCACGCUUCUGUCCAAUGAAAGCAAGCACGUAAUGCAGCUUGAGAAGGACCCCAAAAUAAUCACGUUGUUGCUUGCGAAUGCGGGAGUGUUUGAUGACAGUGAGUAUACAUGUGAAAAAAGGCAUUUCUGCAAGGUGCUAAACUGUUAUUUUCUCAAGUGCAUUUAUUACUUUUUUACAUAUGUUAUUAUUUUUUAGUGCAAAAACAUUGUUGUUGUGGCUUUUAGUGACCAGACUUCUAAAUUAUUCUUCUAGACUUUGAUGUAGAGGUUUUGGAUUGUAAAGGAAACUUUUUUUGUGGUCACAUCAUUUUUUAUUUAUUUUCUUCUGUGCUUUUCAGUCAUUUCUAUUGCUAACAUUUACCUGUAUUCAGUAAUUAUUAAUUUUACUUCAGAUGGUAUCAUUAACUUCAAUCUAAUUAUGUCCAGAUAUGGCAUUCAUUUUGCUGCAAUAGUGGAGGUCUGAAUACAAUGUGAGAAUUCUUAAUGUUUUCAGCCUUAAAGGACCACUCUAGGCACCCAGACCACUUCAGCUUAAUGAAGUGGUCUGGGUGCCAGGUCCUUCUAGGGUUAACCCAUUUUUUUUUAUAAACAUAGCAGUUUCAGAGAAACUGCUAUGUUUAUUAAUGGGUUAAGCCUUCCCCCUAAUCCUCUAGUGGCUGUCUCAUUGACAGCCACUAGAGGCGCUUGCGUGCUUCUCACUGUGAUUUUCACAGUGAGAGCACGCAGCGUCCAUAGGAAAGCAUUGUAAAUGCUUUCCUAUGCGACCGGCUGAAUGCGCGCGCAGCCAGCCCAGGAGGAGGAGAGCUCCCCGCCCAGCGCUGGAAAAAGGUAAGUUUUUACCCCUUUCUCCCUUCCAGAGCCGGGUGGGGGCACCCUCAGGGCACUAUAGUGCCAGGAAAAAGAGUAUGUUUUCCUGGCACUAUAGUGGUCCUUUAAAGCGGCACUGUCAUGCCGAACUUACCUUUAAUUUAUCGAUUCCUCUUCUCUCCCUCUGUCAGGAUCUGUUCUUCAUUUCUUCCUGUCUGCUCCAGUUUUCUUGAAAACAUAAAACAAAGUAGGGACAACUUUGUCUUAUGGAGGUUUCCUACGCUUGUCCACCCCCCCGCUGUGUAAAACGACACAGAGCCCUCUCAUUGGUUGGAUUUCAAGCCAACCAAUCAGAGUGCUGUAACAGGUAAAUUUAGAGACUUAACUGUCAGUCUCUUCAUUUACCUGUCAGAGCACUCUGAUUUGGUUGGCUUAAACCAACCAAUCAGAGUGCUCUGAGCCUAAUUGCAUUCUGCGCUGUGCCCUCCAUGGGUGAAGAUUGAUUAUUAUUUAGCGUUGGGUUGUUUUUUGUUUUUGUUUUUGCACUCGUGUUUUUUUUUUAAUUUUAUUUUCAAAGUGCAAUGGGUGUUACGGACUUUUAUUUGGCCUCUUUUGGGGCUGAAAAAAAGACUUUAGAAAAAUACAUCAAAUGGUAAGUUUUAUUUAGUUUUUACAGGUAUUUAGUUCUCUUGUUCCCCCCUCACUAUUUUAAGGGUGAGGGGAGUAGGUAGGGGUUUAUUAAUUUUUUUUAGGUGGGGGGGUGACUAGGGGCCUGGGGGGGAUGUAAUCUAUGGCCCCCACCCGCCGCUGGGGGAGGGGGGAGGAGGACGACAAUAGGUCUCCCCCCUUUAUUGUAGUUUAGGGCCCCCUCCUGCCGCUCAGGGGUGGGGGCCAGGGGGAAGGACAAUAGGUCUCCCCCCUUUAUUGUAAUUUAGGGCCCCCACCGAACGCUCAGGGGUGGGGGCUGGGGGGGGAAGUACAAUAGGUCUCCCCCUUUUAUUGUAAUUUAGGGCCACCACCGCCACUCAGGGGUGGGGGCAAGGGGGGAGGACAAUAUGUCGUCCUCCCUGUCGUCCUCUUAUUAUAAUUUAGGAUCCCCACCCGCCACUCAUGGGUGGCGUCCGGGGAAAGACUACGAUAGGUCCCCCCCCUUUAUUGUUACUUAGUGCCCCCACCUGCCGCUCUGGAGUGGGGACCAAUAGGUCCCCCGUUCACUUUAAUAGCCCCCACUCACAGGUGGGGGCUUGGGAGGGGAGACACUAGGGUUGUUUUUAUAUAUAUAUAUAUAUAUAUAUAAAUAUACAGUGAGCAACCACUGGCUGCUCACUGUUUCCUAGACAUGCACCUGCUCGUGGUAUAGCGAGUAGGGGUAAAAUUUACUAAAACUAAGUACUUCUUUACUUAGUAUUCGUAAAUUUGUCUGAAAUCAUGGAUCAAAGGUGAGAAUUGUGGGAAAAUUGCUUUGAUCACCGGAAACUAAGCAAACUUUGCUCGUCCGCUAGUCAAAACUGGUCAAACGUAGGAAACCUCCAUAAGACAAAGUAGUCCCUACUUUGUCUUAUGUUUUAAAGAAAACUAGAGCAGACAGGAAAAAAUGAAGAACAGAUCCUGAGGGAGAGAAGAGGAAUUGAUUAAAGAAAGGUAAGUUCGACAGUGCCGCUUUAAAGAUAAAAAUAAGUUUAAUCCAUUGAACAAGACAGCUUUGCCUGCGUUAAAGGGACACUAUAGUCACCAGUGCAGCUACAUGUAUUCUUGACCCUAUAGUGUUAACACGACCAUCUAGCCCCCCUGGGACCCUCAUGCCUCCAUAAAUAUAGUAAAAAUCUUACUGUAUUCAAGUUAUAUGCUGUAAAUCUGCAUGCUUUUAGACUCAGGAAAAACAAGCAGUCUGCGGACAUGUGAUAGCCUGAUCCAAUCACAGUGCUUCCCCAUAGGAUUGGCUGAGACUGACAAGGAGGCAGAUCAGAGGCAGAGCCAGCAUGGUUCAAACACAGCCUUGGCCAAUCAGCAUCUCCUCAUAGAGAUGGAUUGAAUCAAUCAAUCUCUAUGAGGAAAGUUCAAUGUCUGCAUGCAGUGGGAGGAGAUACUGAAUCACAGGAUGCUCGUGCACUGCAGAUCUGAGUGGAUGGAGGCAUAUUUUGCCUCCAUCAACUCAGAAGUCCCUCUGGUUCACUCUGACUGCAACUGGAGGUGUUCCUAGCUUUCAAUGUAAACACUGUAUUUUCCCAGAAAAUACAGUGUUUACAUGAGAGAGGCUGCAGGGAGCUAUAGUUCUCACCUGAACAACCUCAUUAAGCUGAAGUUGUUCAGGUGACUAUAGUGUCCCUUUAAUGUUGAUCUUAUAAUAUUGCCAUUAAGUUUGAAAUCCUGCUUUGCUGUGUGAAAUCUUCAUAGAUGCAGCCCCCACCCACACACUUCAAAUGUAAAAUGCAUAAUUUAAAAAAAUAAAUAAAAUUUAAAAAAAAUAUAUAAAGUUCCAAUUGCUUGCACUCCUGGAUUGAUAGUAAAAAGCCCGGUGCUUAACAGCCAAAUAAUAGAAAUAAAGUAAUGAUAGCACUCCAAGGACUUCAAAAAUAUUGUGAAAAAACUUAGCUUUUAUUCAGGCAUCUGCCACAGAAGAUCAACGUUUCAGUUCUUCAAGGAACUUUCGUCAGGAUCUUCUGUUGCAGAUGCCUGAAUAAAAGCUAAGUUUUUUCACAAUAUUUUUGAAGUCCUUGGAGUGCUAUCAUUACACUCUAUCUCUAUCUCUACAUACACACACACACACACACACACACACACAAAAAAUAAAUAAAGGGAACACUUAAUCAACACAAUGUAACUCCAAGUCAAUCAAACUGUCCACUUAGGAAGCAAAACUGAGUGACAAUCAGUUUCACAUGCUGUUGUGCAAAUGGGAUAGACAACAGGUGGAAAUUAUAGGCAAUUAGCAAGACACCCCCAAUAAAGGAGUGGUUCUGCAGGUGGUGACCACAGAUCACUUCUCAGUGUCUAUGCUUCCUGGCUGAUGUUUUGGUCACUUUUGAAUGCUGGCGGUGCUUUCACUCUAGUGGUAGAAUGAGACGGAGUCUACAACCCUCACAAGUGGCUCAGGUAGAGCAGCUCAUCCAGGAUGGCACAUCAAUGCGAGCUGUGGCAAGAAGGUUUGCUGUGUCUGUCAGCGUAGUGUCCAGAGCAUGGAGGUGCUACCAGGAGACAGGCCAGUACAUCAGGAGACGUGGAGGAGGCCGUAGGAGGCCAACAACCCAGUAGCAGUACCGCUGCCUCCGCCUUUGUACAAGGAGGAACAAGAGGAGCACUGCCAGAGCCCUGCAAAAUUACCUCCAGCAGGCCACAAAUGUGCAUGUGUCUGCUCAAACGGUCAAAAACAGACUCCAUGAGGGUGGUAUGAGGGUCCACAGGACGUUUGGCAUUUACCAGAGAACACCAAGAUUGGCAAAUUCGCCACUGGCGCCCUGUGCUCUUCACAGAUAAAAGCAGGUUCACACUGAGCACAUGUGACAGACGUGACAGAGUCUGGAGAUACCGUGGAGAAUGUUCUGCUGCCUGCAACAUCCUCCAGCAUGACAGGUUUGGCAGUGGGUCAGUAAUGGUGUGGGUGGCAUUUCUUUGGGGGGGCCGCACAGCCCUCCAUGUGCUCGCCAGAGGUAGCCUGACUGCCAUUAGGUACCGAGAUGAGAUCCUCAGACCCCUUGUGAAACCAUAUGCUGGGGCAGAUGGCCCUGGGUUCCUCCUAUUGCUGGAGUGUCAGCAGUUCCUGCAAGACGAAGGCAUUGAUGCUAUGGACUGACCCGCCCGUUCCCCAGACCUGAAUCCAAUUGAGCACAUCUGGGACAUCAUGUCUCGCUCCAUCCACCAACGUCACGUUGCACCACAGACUGUCCAGGAGUUGGCAGAUGCUUUAGUCCAGGUCUGGGACGAGAUCCAUCAGGAGACCAUCCGUCACCUCAUCAGGAGCAUGCACAGGCGUUGUAUGGAGGUCAUACAGGCACGUGGAGACCACACACCCUACUGAGCCUCAUUUUGACUUGUUUUAAGGACAUUACAUCAAAGUUGGAUCAGCCUGUAGUGUGUUUUUCCACUUUAAUUUUAAAUGUGACUGCAAAUCCAGACCAACAUGGGUUGAAAAAUUUGAUUUCCAUUUUUUUAUUUUUGUGUGAUUUUGUUGUCAGCACAUUCAACUAUGUAAAGAACAAAGUAUUUCAGAAGAAUAUUUAAUUCAUUUAGAUCUAGGAUGUGUUAUUUCUGUGUUCCCUUUAUUUUUUUGAGCAGUGUAUUUUAUUUGCAGCUUUCCAGUACUGUAUCAUGCUGGAUGCUAUACUCUAGUCAGUAACAUACAACUUAAGUUUAAAUUCAUGGGGGAAAACUGAAACACAUGAUUCCUACUGUAAUAUAGAACUUAACUUUGCUAUAAACACUAACAUUUUCAGAUAACUUAAUAAAAAGGGAACAUUUUGUUUUAGGGGAACCUUUUUUUUUUUUUUAUAUAAAUUACAGGAGUCAUGCCAACAUUUCUGGUUUUGCAUUAUGGCUAUAGAGCAGAGAUACCGAGCCAGAACUUUUUCUGUGUAUGGAAAGUUUGUUUUUGCAUACAGUAAUCAAAAUGAUAAAAGCACAUGGUUUCUGUAUAUGGAUAGGAAAUUUUCUGCAUGCAAGAUAGCCAAGAUUGAAAGCCAAAUCUGGACUGCUCUCAGUGCUCAGAAUUGUAUAUAAUAAGUAAUCUUGCUUCCAAAUUACAAGAACAAUAAUAGUUCUAAGUCUUAUAUUUUCGUAAAAUUAUAGGAAAAGGCACGAGCAUUCCUAGUUAAAGAAGAUGUAGUAUUUUUUCACAAUGUAGCUGCAGGCUGGGGCUAAAUAAUUAUAUUGAUAGGACUUUAUGGCUUACGCCUGAGAGUCUCCAUCAGAGCACACAAUUUAAACGUUUGUUCCUCGGGUAGGGUUCAUUAGGUGCUCUUUUAAUCAGAGUGAAAAUCUGAAAGUGCUGAUUCUGGAAACUGAAUGACAUUCCAAGUGGGGCAAAUUCUCUAGACUUAGAGUCUGGCAAAAUGUUCUGUAAACCAUACACAUUACGAGCCACUCUCUUAUAUCUUAUACUGCCAUUUCACACUCAUGUCAUAUCUCUACAUGUCCUAUCUCAUAUCAUUUAUUUAGCCCUACAAUUUAGAAAAAUAGACUUUAAAGGAACACUAUAGUGUGAAGAAUACAAACUAUAGUGCUUGAAUGCAGAAUUGGGUCUCGGCACCGUUCUUUAUAAAGAUUUUCCAUUUUUCCCACAUCUCGCUAGUCUCGCCAGGGAUGGCUCCACCUCAGUGUCUGAGAUAAUCCGUUUUGAUGAUCUCAGCCAAUGCAAUCCUUUCCUAUCGGAAAGCAUUGGGAGGUUAUUGCAAUUGUGCCCCACCAAUUAGCAUCUCAUUACAGUAAUGCAUUGAAUCAGUGCAUCUCUAUGGGGGAAGUUCAGAGCCUCCAUGCACACUGAAUGCCAGCUCUGUACACUGUGCAGCACUGAACUAGGAAGCACCUCUAGUGGCCGUCUGAGUGACUGCCACUAGAGAUGUAACUAACAAGCAAUUUAAAAGGCAGUGUUUACCAUGCUAAAGCUAAAGGGAAAUGCUAGAGACACAAGAACCACUACAUUAAGCUGCAGUGGUUGAGGUGACUAUAGUGUCCCUGUAAAGAAUCAAAUAAUAACUACACUGUGCAAUGAAAAUGUGUCCUUAAGGUUUUCUGAUAUUUCAGUCACACCAGUUAUUGACAGAUAUAUAAAAAUCAACAUUGUCAGUUUAUCAAAUUCUGCCCUUCUUUAGCUGCUCCAGUCGAAUGUAAGAGUUAUUCUUUUCAUGUGGAAAAGCCUAAAAGUAACAUUCCUGACCUAAUGUGGUAGGCCACAUUACCUUUGCAAAAAAGGCCAGCAAGAGCUGAGGGCAUACAGCUGAUAAAUAUUGUUUUUGGUGACAACAUUAAUAAAGGGAUACCUCUAACUUAAUAAGUGUAUUUAUUUUUUAAAAGAGCAUUUCUUUUUUUUGUUUUGUUUAAAUGACUGCCAUCCCUUUAUCCCCACACACCUCUCUCUGGGGUAGAGAAGAAAUAGUUUCAAAGUUUGUUGCAAAAUUGGAAAGCCCCUCAAACAAAAUUUUUUUUUUUUGCCUUCUUUUGGAUUAACAGCAAAAUCAGAUAUGUCAGUCACGUUCAGCUUUUCUCACAAGUCUGUCUUCAGCCUAUGUAACGGUCAUUGGACUCUGGAGCAAUGUAAAUAAUUGUUUGGUAUAAUUAAAGGGACACUAUAGUCACCCAGACCACUUCAGCUCAAUGAAGUAGUCUAGGUGCUACGUCCCCCAAGUUUUAACCCUUCAGAUGUAAACAUAGCAGUUUCAAAGAAACUGCUAUGUUUACAUUGCAGGGUUAAUCCAGCCUCUAGUGGCUGUCUUCCUGACAGCCGCUAGAGGUGUUUCUGCGACGCUGGAUGCGGAAAUCGCAUUUAGCGUGAAGAACGUCCAUAAGAAAGCAUUGAGAAAUGCUUUCCUAUGGACUGUUUGAAUGCGCGUGCAGCUCUUGAUGCGCAUGCCGCUCCACUCAGGAGCUGGUGGGGGCCGAGAGGUCACCGGCGCUGGAUUAAGGUAAGUGGCUAAAGGGGUUUAACCCAUUUAGCCCAGUGGGGGGAGGGAGAGGGGGGGGACUAAGGGUUAUACAGUGUCAGGAAAACAAGUUUGUUUUUUCCUGAUACUAUAGUGAUCCUUUAAUUGUUCAUCAUCUGGUGUAUAACUGGAGACCUUUACCUGCCUAAUUGCAUUGUACCAACUAAAAUAUUUGAAUGAGGAAUAAUGAUCGGGUGUUUUUUCAUGGUUUGGCUAAGUCUCUCUUAUUUGCAUGGAAGGGUUUUUUAACCCCUUAAGACCGGAGGGCGUACUAUUACGCCCUAUUCUAAGCGGCUCUAAACGCCGCCGGGCGUAAUAGUACGCCAUCCGGUCUUUUCCUACUUACCAGGGAGCCCCCCACGGCACCUCAGACGUCCUGGAAGCCCCCCGGCCAUGUGAGAGUGGGGUCCAUGCGAGGACCCUACAAUCACAUGGCCGGGGGUAGCUGGCUGCAGCAUUGCCAGCAGGGGGGCUGCCUGUAAUGACAGGUGGUCCCCCUGCUGGCUGAAAAUAAAAUAAAAUAAAUAGUGUAAAAAAAAAUAAUAUAUAAAUAAAUAUAUAUAUAUAUAUAUAUAUAUAUAUUCUAAAUAUAUAUAUAUAUAUAUAUACACAUAUACAUACACACACGUACACCGUCUAGGUGCAUUUUACUAUUAAUAUAUAUAUAAAUUAAUAUCAAAUUACACGUAGACUGAUACUGAUUAAAUAUAUAUAUAUAAUUAUUGUUAUAUAUUUAUAUAUAAUAUAAAAAAUAAAAAUGUAAAUACGUUAAAAAAUAAUUAAAAAUAAAUAAUUAAAAAAUAUAUAGAUGUGUUAUUUCGUUCUAACUGUAUUGUGAAAUUAAUAUAUAUAUAUAUCAAUAUACACGUAGAACGAAAUAAUAUAUAUAUCUAUAUACAUAAAUAUAUACGUAUAUAUCACUAUAUAUAUAUACCUAUAUAUAAAUAAAAAUAUUUGUAAAAAAUUAUAUACAUAUAUAUACACAUACGUGUGUGUGUGUAUAUAUAUAUAUAUAUAUAUAUAUAUAUGUAAAUUCUACAUAUAUUUAUGUAAUAUUUUUACAUAAUUAGGUAUCUUAAUUAAUUACAAUUAGCGGGACCUGCCUGACAACCCAUGCUGAAAGUAGAGGGAAUUUAAUUUGCUAGCACUAUAUUUAACCCUAUAACUUUCCAAGACACCAUAAAACCUGUACAUGGGGGUACUGUUCUACUCGGGAGAUGUCGCUGAACACAAAUAUUAGUGUUUCAAAACCGUAAAAUGUAUUACAACGAUAUCGCCAGUAAAAGUGAAGUUUUUUGCAUUUUUCACGCACAAACAGCACUUACACUGACGAUAUUAUUGCUGCGAUACUUUUUACUGUUUUGAAACAGUCCUUAAGUGGUUAAUGUUGGGCCAUACAAUUACUCUCUAGACAGUACUGUUCUUCCAACUAUUGGGAAUGUUUUUUUUUUUUGUUUUGUUUUUUUUAUGCCCUUGCAAGAUGUCAAAGAGGGAUCAUGUCAAAGAUGCUAACAUAUCUAUAGAUAAUGAAGCUCCAUUAAAUCAAAUUGCUCCUCUAAUUAUCCAAGCAAACCUUCAUAGUGUAAUUUAGCUGUGAACUGUGACAAAUUUAAGUUGCUUUUUAUGUACAAAAAUUAAAACUGAAUAUCUCGUGGUCCUCCUAUUUUUAAAGGCAAGUAACUAAGGAGGUCAUAUUCAGUUACAGUGAUAGGACAGCUGAAACCCUCAAAGUGAGGAGUUGAUAUGUUUUAAGUAGAUGGUUUUUUUUUGUUUUGUUUUUUUUUUCAAUCAUUGUUUAGAGAACACUUUACAAUAAGGGUUUAAAGUGGCUCUAUCACCUCCAAUAUCUUACUCCUAUUGGAAAUGUCUGAUCUAUUUCUCUUCAAAACAUUAGGCAGUGUAGGGACUACUUAAACUUGAUAAUCUUGACAAAGAAAGUGCAGCUCAGAGCGACAUUCCACUGCCCAAAUAUUAAAAAAUAUAUAUAAAAUCUCUGUUCAGUAGAUAUACCCUCAAUAAAGAAAUGCAUGCAUUUAUUUAUGCAUUUCUUCACUGCGGGUAGAUCUAUAAACCUUUUUAAAAAUAUGCAGACCUCUUGCUUGAAGAUUUUGCCAACCAUUUCCUUUCUUAACAAAAGCAAAUAUUCUAAAUCUAUAGCAUCAACUUUUUUCCUUACUGAAACAUUUGGUUUCAUAUAAUUUUAACUAUUUCAAAUGCGGACAGGGUAAAUUAGACCUUUUGUAUAGUAAAACAGUAUGGUGAAAUAGCAGUAAGCUCCUGAUAAUUGGAGUAUAGCCAAGUCAAAAUGAACAUAACUUUUCUGAUUUACCAUCAGUUUAAAAGUGUAAAAAUAUACAUUUUCCCUCAGAUUUUGCUUACUGUUAAGAAUUAGCAGAUUUGUAACCACACUGAAAAAUGUAGGCCUCAGAAACGGUUUGGGUGGGGGAACAAAAUAUUCAACUCUUGUCACAGCUUCAAACUAAAUUUUGAACUUUUUUUUUUUUUUAAAUUUUCUACCGUAUAUUGAAUAAACCUCAAGGUUUGCAUUCAGCAUACUUCUAGGAACAUUGAAUAAUAUUGUGACUAUAACAGGAACACACUACACUUCAAACUAAAGCUUAUUAAAAUGAGGUGUACACACAUAUUGAAAUGUUGGGCCUUGCCAUAAUCUAUUUUGUUGCUACAUUUUUGUUCCUAUUGCAUAAUGCUUUCAUGUAAUUAAUUUACUUAUUUUUAUUAUUGAAAAUGUUCCUUAAGAGCUUCUAAUCACCUUGCUUUGGUUUUUGGUUAGAGCUGCAGCUAUAAGUACAUUCCCAUCACCCCGUCUCAUAAUGUCACAGAGCAAGCAUGUCAAACUCAAAGUCUGGAUCGGGCCACAAACAAGGUUUACGUUUAUGUGGGCCGCAAAAAAAACUCUUAAUUUUUCAUAGGAACAUAGGUUUAUUUUAAAAAGUACAUUUUAAAAAGAAAACAGCUCCCCCUACUAAACCACAGCACCCCCCUCUACCAAAUCUGAUCCUCCCGCUGACACACACACAUUCACUGACAGACACACCGACCCACACAUACUCAGACACACACACUGACAGACACAAACAGUAGUAUAUGUGUGUGUCUGUCUGUGAGUAUGUGUGUCACUGACACACACAUACUCGCUGACAUACAUACAGACAGACACACAAAGAGAGACUCACACACACUGACACACACGCACAUACUCACUGACAGACACACACUUGCACACUGACACGUUCUUGCACACAUACUUUUCUUUAUUGCUCCCUACCUUUAUGGAGUCGAUCUGGGGCAUCUCCCUGGGGUCCUUCCUGCUCCUCACUGCUCCCUUGCGCGGUUUAGUGUUGCUGGCUGCCGGAAUAUGUCAUAUUCCGGCGCCCGGCUUCACUUCAGACGGCGUGGGAGCAGUGAGGAGCAGGAACACUGAGCUCCCUCGCUGGCCUUCCUCCCCGGCUGGGUAAGUGUUAGUAGAGUAGGCACCUGCAAUAUGGGGAAAGCAGGUGCCUACUCUGCUAUUACACCAGAAUGUACUCACGGCUCGUCGGGGCUGCAAAGAUGGUCCUUGUGGGCCGCGAGUUUGACAUGCUUGUCACAGAGGAAAGCAAUGCUUUUACCUACCAGUGCAGGUAUUUGUAUUAGGGAAGCUGUAAUUGUCUAUAAUGAAAAAAUAGAAUGAUGGUAUUUGUCCAGCGUGUGCAAUGAUUUCUGACGUGUAUUUUCAUGAAACAAACAUUUGCUGGGUAUGGGUUAAGUUCAGCACACUUAUCAAACAGGGCUAGGAUUAUACGACUAUUUCCUGGUUCCUGAUGAAAGCUGUGGAUUUACACCCACUAGAUUUGGAAUGAUUGUUCUACAUUUUGUGGUUAUACCUAUUGCGUAAACAUUCACUUAUACCUGCAGAGGAGGACUGGCAACUUCUUGGCAUUAAACAAAUCUCAGUAUGUAUGGCUCUGUUCACAUUGAGCAUGCAGUACAUUGAUUUGACAUUUGGAGGCUGCUGGUGUUGCAUCAAAUAUGACCUCUCUGCACUUGCCGUCAGUGUCCUUAUUUAGGGGUUCUAAUUUGGACCCAAAUCCCUCUCUUUCUUUUCUAUCCUAAUGCUCCUUUUUCAAAGAGCAACAUGUUGUGUUUGACUGUAUAACAGAGUGCCACAUUAAUAAUACUCACAGUAAUGUAUCUUUAAACAGAAAAUGUAUUUUGAAAUCAGUCUGUGUAAAUACCGGUAAGAUGCACUGUUCUUUUGCUAAAUUACAUUUUAGUUGCAUAAAUUAUGAAGCCCCUUAAAAUGACUCAGACCAGCUCUGCUCCUGGCCACACCUCCACUCACACUCCUAAAAUAAGUGUUUUCCUUUGUCCAUUUAGAAACUUAGGGUUUAUGCGUUCGUUUAGAUAAUUCAAUUUUAGAAUUGUAACACAAGCAAAGGUUAAAGCAUGUUGUUUGCACCAAACCUUAAAGCAACACUAUAGGGUCAGGAACACAAACUUGUAUUCUUGACCCUAUAGUGCUAAACCUACCAUUUAGGUGGCUUGUCGUCCCCCACUCCCCUUCCUAAAAGUUAAUAAAACUCCCCUUAUUUCAAGCGCCCUGCACGGGUCUGCUGGAGCUGACCCCGCCCCCAUAGUGACAUCAUCAGAAUUGCCCAUUUUAAACCAAUCCAAUGCUUUCCCAUAGGCACAGAUUUGGCCAAUCAUCACCUCCUUAUAGAGAUCCAUUGAAUUUUCCUCAUAGAGAUUCAUUGAUUCUGAGUCCCCAUACAGAGCGUGGAGAUGCUGAAUGGCAGUGCUGCCUACUGUGCAGCACUGAGCCAGGAAGCACCUCCAGUGGCCAUCUGAGUGGCCGCCACUUGGAGGUGUCCCUAGGGGCAAUGUGAACACUGCCUUUUCUCUGAAAAGGCAGUAUUUGCAUGAAAAUGCCUGCAUAUAAUGCUUAUACUCCCCAUAACAACUACAUUAAGCUAUAGUUGUUCUGGUGACUAUAGUGUCCCUUUAAAGCUCCCAAGUUGUGUUACCUAUUUAACAUGAGAUUAAAAGUUCUGUUACUAAUAAAUUAUUGCCAAAUGUUGAAGUUUGUUUCUAGUAAUGGGUUUGCCAAGAUUUCUUUUAAUCUUGACUUGAAUAAACUCUGAUACCUAGAUAGUUACCUUUUUAAUUGACAAAUUAUUCUAAUACUUUUUUCCCCCCCAAAUUUUUUUUGUAGCUCUGGGAACCUUUUCUGCUGUAUUUGGCGAUGAAUGGAAGGAGAAAACAGAUAGAGAUUUUGUACAGGUACUGUAUCCACUUAACAUUUUAAUAUUAGGAAUAAUCUUAAUGAAGUGCUUUUUUAAAUUUUUUUUAAUUCUAUUCUAAACCUCAAAAUAUAUAUUGCAACAAAAACAGAGAAUAUGACAAGAGACAAAAGCUUAGGAAAACUGAAUAACUUGCCUUUCAGUAAAUACCCUCUCAGGUCUCAAAAUGUUUUUGCUUACUUGUGUCAUUACAUAGUAAACCUCUACUAUUUGCAUAUUAUGCUGAUUCCACCCAUAAUGGCAGUCCAGGACCAAAGUGCUGGCAAGAGAUGCAGCAACCCCGGGUAAUAGUUUCUACCUGCUUUAGGCUUAGUCAGCGUGUUGUAGCUGAAAUCCCUCUAGGCACAGUGAGCACGGGGUCCAAGGUUGCUGUAUCUCUGAUGCAACUUGCCAGCAUUUCGGUAGCGUUAUGAUGCAUUUUGGAGGGCUGGUAAAAUAAUUUACCAUUGCAUUAUUUUAAUUACCGUCUGGAUUUUAUACACUGCUUUUAUUUAUUUUGUCUCUCAAAACAGCAUAGAAUCUGUGGUUUUCUUUUCAUUUUUUCUUCCAAUGAUUGAGUGUGCUUUAUGAAAAAAAACAUUUUAUCAUUAUAAUUAAAAAUUGCUGAAAAUUUGUUUUUUUUGGUGAAAUCAGCCAUCUAGAUAAUACUAACAUAAUAUACAAACCUAUAUAAUCAUCCAUAAAGGUUUUGAAAACCCUAUGCUGCAUGGUGGAUGAUGUCAGCCGGCACAUAAAAUACAAACUACUGUGUGGUGUGACUUAACAUUUCAGAACCCCUAAUCUUAUGGCAGCGCUUAGACAUACCUGAUUAUUUCCCUUAUUUGUAAUUUUUCAAGUGCCGAAUAUAAUCAGUUGGGGGAAUGAGCUGCUUUAAAGGAGCAAACCUUUUGUUCCAGUUCACAACCUUAAGAUAUAUAUAUAGCAUUAUAACAUAGCAUGUAUACAUACUUCUACUGGUAAAUUGUUAUAUAAAAUACACACAGCAUGUAUAGCAUUGAUAGGCACUGUACAAGAACAGAACCUUAAUGUCUCUUCGUGUUCCAGUCCAAUUUUUUGUUGUUAUUUAUUGGAGGAGUAGCUGCUUUGUAGGGUUGUAUUUGGGCAUAUGUGCCUUUUGUUAUAUUGUGCGUGAGCAGUUUGUGGUAUUCUAUAUAAGUAUAUAUGCUAUGUAUCGUGUGUGAAUGUGGGUCGUUUAUAAGAGUUGCUUGUGAGAUUGUGUUUGGUGUUUUGUGUAUGUGCAGGCUGUUUGGGGUGUUGUGUGCACAUAUGUGGGUUGUCAGCAGUGUUGUGUUUGUAGGGGGUAUAUGUGGGAGCUGUUUGUAGUAUCUGCAUAUAGGUGAGACUUCUUAAGCUGGGUGUAAAUCUGGCUCUGUAGGGUGCUUCCUUGCGGGUCAUUUAGAGAUUGGGCAGCCAGAUACUAGUCAGGAACUGUUGCGGUUUUGGCAGCCUGCUCUCUGCAGUGGGGAGUCCCCUGCACAAGCGAUGGAAGGAAGUAAUCUGAAAUGAUGUCCUCCAGUUGCUGCAAUGACUGAAUUAAGGACUUCUCCUCAAUAGCUGCUGCAAUCACUGCUAGUGCUGAAUGUUUGGUUGGCACUAAGACACAGAUUAGGCCACGUCCAGGGGGAGAUCCGCAUAUCUUCUCAACCCGUUUGCGUCUGGCAACUGUGUGUGCAUGCAUGGCUCGUGUGCCAUAGAUUGCUGACCCCUGCUAUAUAGCUCAGUCAGUAUACCCUGUAAUUUUCCCAGUGUCUGACCAGUUAUGUUUUAUUGAAAUCCUGCUCCUACAGAAAAACUAAAACUAAAACCAAUCAGUCCUCUUUAACUUGUGUUCAACAGCAUGAAUGAAUAUUAAAUUAUAUUGUGUAUAUUUUAUUUGGCAGCAUAUAUGGCUUCCACUUUAGAGCCAUAGCCUCUUUUAUUUAGAUGUAGAUUAUUUGAGUUAACUCCCACAGUAGAAUUGCAUUUUACAACAGGUAAAAUAGAAAUUGUUUGCCAGCACACACAGUUUCAAUGCUGCGUCUCACUGCAAAGCCUUAACUAGUCUUCAGUGUUUUGUUGUCGCUUUCUGUAUUUUACGGAAUCUGCAGUUGUUUUUAAACUGUUUGAGAUGCCAUAUAUUAUCAGUAAGUUAGUUUAAUUCUCCAUUUCAUAUUUAUGUCCUACUGAUAUGUUGUACGUGUUGAGGAGCACAGUGAAAUUAUUAGCAUUUUCCAUAAUUUUAUCUUUUCAAAGUAAACAUUCAAAAAUAUACAAUUUCAUGUAAAUAGAUUCAUGCCCGAACUACUAGACCAGGGGCUGACAAAUAGUUGUAUAGUUUCGUAUCCACUUUUCCAAAACCAUGAGUUCUAAAACUGGUAAUUGGCAUCAGUCACUAUAAGUGUGGGGUAUGUCGGUUGUACCUUGACAUGUUUUAUUGAAGGGCCAAAUUAUCCUUUAAAUCCACUGUAUAGUCCUCUCUGGGCAGUUUGGGUUAGCGUUCUAUGGAUUUUGAAGGAGGAAAUCAUGACAAUCGCUUUAUACCUAGUUCUUACAAGGUUGUAUUCCUUGCACUAUAAUUGCAGGUGCAUUAGAGCAUUGCCGCAAUGGGGAUAGGGAUUUUAGUGACACUGCAGUGCGUGAGGACGUCCAACAAAAGUUAGGCUACCCAAAGUCGCCUAGCAAGCAGGAAGUGCCUCAAGUGGCUGUUUGACAGCCAGCAGAGGCAGUCUUAGUGCAGCAAUGGAAAUCAUUGUGGUUUCUCAAAAACUAUGAUUUGCAUUGCAGAACUAAAGGGGACAGGGACAUUGCACCCAGACCACUUCAAUGAGCUGAAGUGGUCUGGGUGACUAGUGUCCCUUUAAAUUGUGGUGGAACAAACACAUAGCAUAAAUACUGUUUUGUUUUGGUUCAGAACAUUUGACUCCGUCCUUAAGGGGUUAAAGUGAUUAGGACCAUAAUAGGUUUGCAUUUCUAUGCUGCCUGCUUUAGAGUUAAAUAUUUUAAGACAGAGCAAAAUCUUCCAGCAAUACUGAUGAGGCAGACUUUAAUAGUGGUAGACAUUGGCUGCCUCCUGUUCUUUUUUUUUUUUUUUUUUUUUUUUUUUUUUUUUUUUUUUUUUUUUUUUUGUAUACUUGAAAUCUGUAGUUUCUUCCCCCCUGAUAUUCUUUUGUACCUUCUAUUCCUGAAUCUAGCUGUGAGGCCUGAGAUUAAUAACCAAUCCUGCGUAUUAUUGCACCCCUAGUCUGGUUUCGUAAUAGAGAUAACGUUGUGUUGGUUAAUUAAAUAACAGCUACAAAUGCUAUAGAAUAAGCAAGCAUGGCUAUUUAAGACAGGUUAAUUAUGCAGGAAACAAUAAGACAGUUCUUUCAAAGUAUCCUUUAUUUUUGACUUGGGAAAAUGCCUUAAGAGGUUUCCUGCCAGGGUGCAUUUAAUUAACCUGUCGUAUAAUAAAGUGGUAAUUGCCAUAUGAAGUAUUUGUAUAAAGAGGACCGCUCAUAAGAGUGCAUGCCGCAUUUAUUUUUUGAUUCAUGUUACAAUAGCUUUAGAAGAUGGAAUGAAAAAUAAGUGUGUGUGUGUAUGUGGAUAUAUGUGUGUAGAUAUAAUAUGUAGGAAUGUAUGUUAUAUUUCUCUAUUGUCAUUCCAUCACCCUUUAGUAUUAGAAAAUUAGAAUAUUUGUCCCUGAUUAUAGCUGUUCAAACAGAGACAAGCAGAGUUAAGAUGAUGCCCUGUUACUUUUAUGUGGUUACUGAGCUACAUAUUAAAGAUACACAUAUGAAUGAAGACAAACCGAUUUGGUUUUCAUGAUACAUUGACUUAAAUUAUCAUUCUCUUCUCUAGUUUGAUUGCAUUCAGGAAUUUGCAUUUUGCGGAAAACUCGCCUCACUUGUUUACCACCUGAGCAAACUUAGCUUUGCAAAACUUUCUCCAAUAUGAAUAAAUGCCAUCAUUUAUUCACUAAACAGAGGAUGUUGACAACCAAUCAGUAAAUUGUAGUCAAACGUUCCCACCGACAGCCAAAUGAUAUUCUUGUAAUUUCUGAUAUGAAUGAGAAGUUGCUGUCUACCCUUAUGGAAUGCACCUAAUUGUAGCAUAUUCUGCUUAUUACUGUCUGUAUGAAUCUUUAUAAGCUACAAUAAAAUUCUAAAUACAAAAAAAAGUAGCUGGAAAAAUAGCCCUCACAGCUACAUUUGAUUUUCCACAGUUAUUGCUGUUUUGACCACAUUUUGCAUAUUGAUCAUCAGCUCACCACCAAUCAUAAUUUCGGAAAUAGACUGGUUAGUCUAUGUUUAUCAAACUAUAAAAGCCAUCAUGGUACAAAAAAAAUACAUAAUGAAAACUAUCAAGUAGUUUUUUUACCUUUUUUUUUUUUUUUUUAAGGAAAUUCCAUGGGUACUUUUGUUAAAAUAAAGUCUUUGAGCCAACACAUUCAUUUUUUGUAUUUAUUUAAUAAAUUCAAAGUGGGACAGAGAGAAAAUAAUAUAAAUCUGUAAACAGUGAAAAAUAAAAUUGCCACAAACACACUUUAUUAUAUGAAUGUACUAUAACUAAUGUAAUGUCCAUAAUGCACAACUUUGUAAUAUUGAAUACUAGAAGAAUGGUGUUUCUAAGGCUAUAUUGGUAUGUGGGUGUGCGCGUGCGUGCGCGCGCACACUCAUCAGAAAUCUGAAAACAUUCUAUGCAAUUUGGAUAUGGAUUACAAAUAUUUAUUUUGUUGUCACAUUACCUGAAUUUGCCCUAAUGCUUUACUGGUCUUUUCAUAGUUCCUGAUAACAUGAUAAUAUGGCUUCACGUCAGUAGGGUGGCAUGAAAACAAACUCAGAUUUGGCAGAUUUAAUUAAGAUGGAAUGGGUUGGUAAGGGACUCUGUAAGAAGAAUGAUGGUGUGGUGUGGGGGAUAGAAUAACAAGAAUAAGGGAUAGUUGCAGGGAGCAAGGUAAAAGUAUAGGGAAAGUAUAAGUUUGGUGGCACAUAUCCGCACAUUGUAUUUUUUCUUUUCUUUCAGUUUUGGAAGGAUAUUGUAGAUGACAAUGAAAUACGUGACCUCAUAUAUGACAAAAAUGGAUACCAAGGUUAGUUAUCUUGUUAGUAAUGCAUAUGUAAUUUUGAUUAUCGAAGGCACGGUGCUUGUUGGCCUUUUCAUCUGUGAAGCUAUUAAACAUAUUUGAUUUUCUAUGAUUUCAGGAGACAUUCAAAUGCUUUGUAAUUAUUAGAGGUGGCUAUUACAUUGGCUAAGGUAACUGUGAACAACCACCAAUAAUUUUCAGCUGGAACCAAAGAAAUAAUUUCUGACUGGUGCAUUCACAUCUGCGUAUUAUACAUAGGGAGCCUUACUAUGCCACUUCCUCUUCUGCCUAUGUUUAAAGAGUCACUAUAGUCACCAGAACAACUACAGCUUAAAGGACCACUAUAGUGCCAGGAAAACAUACUCGUUUUCCUGGCACUAUAGUGCCCUGAGGGAGCCCCCACCCUCAGGGACUCCCUCCCGCCGGGCUCUGGGGAGAGGAAGGGAUUAAACUUACCUCUUUCUCCAGCGCCAUGCGGGGAGCCCUCUGCCUCCUCUUCGGCUGAAUGCAUAUGCGCGGCAGGAGCUGCGCACGCAUUCAGCCAGUCUCAUAGGAAAGCAUUCAUAAUGCUUUCCUAUGGACGCUGGCGUCUUCUCACUGUGAUUUUCCCAGUGAGAAGCACGCAAACGCCUCUAGCGGCUGUCAAUGAGACAGCCGCUAGAGGCUGGAUUAACCUAUUUAUAAACAUAGCAGUUUCUCUGAAACUGCUAUGUUUAUAAAAAAAAAAAAAGGGUUAACCCUAGCUGGACCUGGCACCCAGACCACUUCAUUAAGCUUAAGUGGUCUGGGUGCCUACAGUGGUCCUUUAAUGUAGUUGUUCUGGUGAUUAUAAUAAUUAUAUGCAGGCAUUUUCAUGCAAACUGAGAAAAGGCAGUGUUUACAUUGCCCCUAGGGACACCUCUAGGUGCUUCCUGGCUCAGUGCUGCACAGAAGGCAGCACUACUUUUCAGCGUCUCCACACUUUGAAUGAGGAUGCUGAAGUUUCCUCGUAGAGAUGCAUCUCUAUAAGAUGGUGCUGUUUGGCCCCACCCCCUGCCAAUUUUAGCCAAUCCAAUGUUUUCCCAUUGGGAAAGCAUUAGAUUGGCUAAAAAUCUGCAAUUCUGAUGUCACCAAGGGGGCGGAGCUAGCACUGGCAGACCUGUGCGGCGCUGGAAUUAAGGUGAGUUUUUUUAUUAAAUUUUAAAGGAGCUAAGGAAGGGCAAGCCAUCUAAAUGGUAGGUUAAACACUAUAGCGUCAGGAAUACAUGUAUGUGUUUCUGACCCUAUAGUGUGCCUUUAAGAUUAUGUAAGGUACUGAUGAGUUCUCAUGCUUCAUUCAAAUAAGCUGUUAUGGCACACAUACCUUACGUUUGCAGGUAUCUCAUUCGUGAUCGCUGCCCCAGUGGAUGUGACCAGACUCUUACACAGUUAUUCAUAAAGUGAGUAUUCAAACUGAAUUUCUAAUUUAUGGCCAGAGUAAAUGAACCGUGAGUGGACUUAGACAAUUUUUCUGGUUCAGCUAUUUUGACCUUAAAUUUGAAAUUCACUUUGACUUCUCACUUGAAUGAAUAUCCCUGUAGUGUUACCGUGAGAGGCUAAAUGUUAAAUCUAUAGAUAAAAAAAAAUUCUAUACAUUUGCUAGCUGUUUGGGUUAGCACAAUACAUUACUACAAGUAAUUAUGUAUUAUAUUUGUGUACGUUAAUUUUGAAUGAUACGAAUAAAAUUAUGCUCAAAUCAGAAAUUGGUUUUCUAUUUUAUCUAUGCUUUGGUUUUUUUCUUUUUCUUCCUCUUUUUAUUCUUCUUCAUCCUAUUAUUUUCCCUGUAUGUCCCUUCAGAAGGUACAUCUCCAGAAUCCUUAUGGGACUCCCUAUUUCACCCUCCGAGGAAACUGGGCAUUAAUGACAUUGAAGGCCAACGUGUUCUCCAGAUAGCUGUAAUUCUGAGAAAUCUGUCAUUUGAAGAAAGCAAUGUUAAGCUUUUGGCAGCUAAUCGUACCUGUCUUCGUUUCCUGUUACUGUCUGCUCAUAGUCACUUUAUUUCCCUAAGACAACUGGGACUUGAUACUUUGGGAAAUAUUGCAGCAGAGGUAAGAAACUAUUGAAACUCCUGGAUAGAUUUUUAUCCCCACUGUUUUAUUUAACUAUGUAGGUGUCAUUGUUUUGUUCUCCAAAUUUUAAUAAAGUGACUCUCAACGAACUCUGUCAAAAUGCCUCCCUACCAACAUGUUUCCUUACUUUCCAAUGAGUAGUUUGGAAACAGGUCAGUGGAAUGUCCCACCAAAUCAAAGUUAUCCUCCGUAUUUAACAUAAUGUCCAUUAUUUUCCUUUCAUAUAUCGGCUUCGCUAAUUAACUGUGGCAGUUCCAUAAAACUAGGUUUAAGAGAACAUCUUAGAAUAGCAUGUAUUUGAAAAACCGAUAUAGCCUUGAUAUUAGACCUCUAUCUAAACUUUGAGGUUUGCUGUGGGGGUAAUCAUUUGUAGAAUUAAUGGAUACUCUUACAGAAUACAUUUAUUUAAGGAGUGUUUUAGAGAAACGUGUAGUUAGAUUCUUUUAUUUUUAGUGACUUAAAUAUAUUUUUGGAAGAUGCACUGACUGCUUUGAUUUUGUUUAAGUAAUGUCCAUGCAAUAAUUACUGUACAGAUGGAAAAAAAGAUUUUUAAGAAAAUGCAUAUACUUCGAACGAAAACUGGUUUAAAGAUAUAGUGUAGUUUGCAAUGAAAGAAAGAUUCUGAGUUUGGCUAAAAUUGACAGAGUAGUAAAGUUGUAUCAUCUGUUCAUGUGUCUCUAAUCUGUUUAUUGAUGAUGCAGUGGACAUUAAAUGCCAGCUAGGUCCAAAUAUGUGAAGGUGAUGCAAAAUUUAGGUGACACAUUCUGUAUUGGACGUUACUUCUGUAUUGGAGAUUUGUUUACAAAUUGUUUCACUGGACUGGGACGCAACAGUUGAAAUUGUACACAAAUACGUUGUAUUGGGGUAAUUUACCUAUUUUAGCACUUACCAAUCUCUGCCUUCUCUGCAUUGUUAUCCAAGUAUAUCUGUUCUCAAUUAGGGUGAUUAGUGGACUGAUAGUACAUACUGGAGGUAUACAGGGAUUGGGUUCAUUAUUUAUGCAUUUGUUACUUACCUGCUUUAUAGAGCUUGCUGGCUAAAUAGUAGAACACAAAGAACUGGGCAAUGGUAUAAAGUCCAGGGUAGAUUUAUUGGCCAGAAUUAGGCUCUGUGUGAGCCUUUAUCAAACUUUAUUUUUUUUUUAUUUUCACUUGAAAAACCUGGUUGUCUGUGGACUGGUGUGCUAGCACGCUUGUGACUUUUACAUGUAACUACCCUUUUUUUCUUUCUAAAUUGUAGCGCAGUUGAAUCUGGUUGUUUUCAGACAAAUAAAAAAUCUGCGGGUGAAUCUGGUUGUUUUCAGACAAAUGUUUUACAGUACAGUGAAGUUAUAUUUCAUUCUCUUUUUGACUUGGUUAGCAUUUUCUAGCACAUGACAAGGACACUGCCUGGAAAUAUACAAUACUCUCUUUGGUGGAAAAUGUCAGGCAUUAAUUAUUAUAAAUGACUGCCUAGUUCUGUUGUGCUGAAGGCAAUUACCACAAAAUAGGUGAUAUAAAAAAUACUUUAGUAUUUUAAAAUGCUUUAUUUGGUAAAUUCUUCCCUUUUGUUAAAUUAAAUAUUGUCAUAUCUGUAGUUUGAUAUGGCAUUUUACAGUCCUGUGCUAAUUUACUAUUUUUAACUUUCUGUGGAUAAAUAAAAGAGCUUUCAAUGGUUUAUCUUGGCUUAGUACUAACAAAUGUUAAUAUAUGAAUAUUAACUGUUUUUUUUCUCCUAAUUUCAGCUUCAGUUAGAUCCAGUUGACUUCAAAACCACUCACCUAAUGUUCCAUACAAUUACAAAAUGCUUAAUGUCAAGGGAUAGAUUCUUAAAAAUGAGGGGUAAGCCUAAAAUUUCAUGUUAUAUUGGUUAAAAUUUUUCAUAUGCAUCAAGCAUUGGGAGGUUUAUUUUUAAUGUUGUUUUUUUUUUUUUUUGCAUUUCUAGGCAUGGAAAUUUUAGGGAACCUGUGUAAAGCCGAUGAUAACGGUGUUCUUAUUUGUGAGUAUGUGGAUCAAGACAGCUACAAGGAAAUAAUCUGUCAUCUUACUUUACCGGAUGUGCUUCUGGUCAUCUCAACCCUUGAAGUGCUCUAUAUGCUCACAGAGCUGGGAGAAGUGGCCUGUGUGAAGAUUGCAAAUGUAGAGAGAAGUAUAGGUGAGAAAUGUUAUCAUGGAUUUCCAUUAACUGUGCUUUCAAACUGAAUGCCUUUUAUUUCUUGCUCUAAGAUAUAAAAGAGCCCCUUGAGAGAUAUCCAAAGGUCACUCCAAAUCACACCAACACCACUUCCUCUUGCGGACAUGAUUAUGGUACCUACAGUCUUUCACGUUAAUGUUUAUGUUUUUAGAAAGCUUGUGGCACCACUCCCAGCUGUCAGACAGCCAGGUACUAAUCUUCCUGGUCAGUGGUGUGUGUGUGUGUAUGUAUAUAUAUAUAUGUAUGUGUGUGUGUGUGUAUAUAUAUAUAUAUAUAUAUAUAUAUAUAUAUAUAUAUAUAUAUAUAUCUCUAUCCUUUUAUAUGCAUUCGGACUGUGAUAAAAAAAUUGAAUAAAAAAAGGGAAUCCGGAAGUAUUUUGUGUAUGACUUCAUGUCUGUGUGGCAGAGAAUCUUCUUUUCCUGUCUGACCUACCAUAGAUUAAAAAAUAUAUAUUCUACUGUGGCAACACUACAUAUGGGUAGGUGCUUGGUUUAAAGCGGCACUGUCAUCCACCCAUAAAAAUGAAUAUUUCAUAAAGAUAUUAUCUUCGUGAAAUACUCAUUAUAACUGCGUUUGCACCCACAGUGGACAGAUCAGGUACAUAAACUUACUUUUACCUGCCCUCCCUGUCCCCAAAUGGUGACAGUGCCGCUUUUAGAGAGGUGGGGUUAAGAUGUACACAGAGCAGUAAACUUUACAAAUCGGUGGGGUGGGGAGGAGCCAUAUAACUUGUCAGUGAAGAAAGAAUUAGAAUCUCUUACAUUGGUCUAAAUAUGAAAAUUUUUCAAAUGGAUUAGAUUAGUCUAUUCGUGGAUAAGGUAAAAUAUAUCAAGAGAUGAAUAGUGUGAUUUAAAAACAUGUCCUACAGUUACUUAAGCCAAGAACAGCGGACCUUUACAUAAUUAAACUUUACUUGUGUUAUUAUUUCAAAAUGUCAGUGAAUAUCUAAUCCCUUCCAUUCUUAAUUUAUUUCACUACUUUGUGACUUUUAGAUACUUUGGUAUGUCUAAUAUCCAUGGAUAUACAAAUGUUUGGAGCUGAUGCACUAACAGCUGUGAAGCUUAUUGAACAUCAAAGCUCCAACCACCAAGUUGUUUCCGAAAUCCGCCCUCAGUCUGUUGAACAUGUUGCUGCUCCAGUGACUGCAAGCCCUGCUCAGAGUAAGCUCAUUGUAUAAUGGAAUCUAGAUCUAUGUUUUGGGUUUGUUUGUUUUUUAUAGCUUUGCAUAGGCCCUUGUAAAUAUUCUAAACUGUUAUUUUUUAAACAUUAUUUUGUACAUAGAUAAAACUAAUAGAAUUAAUGGAAUCAUUUCCAUUUUUCUGUGUUAAGUUAAACAUACAUUAAAAAUGUAAUUGUCACUGCUACCAGUUAAGCAGUGGACUUUCUAUCAUUCUGUAUGAUACGUAGAUAAUUUUAAGAAAUUUUGAGAGGUCCAGGGUACUUGAAUCACUUUGAAAGAAUCCCAAAGGUAAGGGUGUGUGGAGAGGAGAACAGAAGUCUAACUCUCACAACACACUCAACUAAGGGUGUGCCCACUGGGGGGUAUAUAGAAUCCCCUGGUGUACUAAAAUAAAUAAAAUAAAUACUUUAUGGAAAACUAUAUAGAGACUAAAUAAAAUGCAUAGAAUCCGGGAUAGGGGGAUGGCUCAAGGUCCGUGAGGCUAUAAUAGUACAAUCGGAGGCCGUCCAGUAGAUAUAGUGAAAAAUUACUAUAUGGCAAUAUUAUAAGCCAGUAGGUGCCUGGGAGCAUGUAUACUAAAAAUAGUAUGUCAUAAUAGAAUAUCUUUAAUGUAACAUAUUCCAGGAAGGUCCUUGGUAAACCCUGUAGUCAUUGCCCUUCUUUCUUAUCCAUACUUGAAUCACUUGUUUUUUGGGUAGUGGUGUGGGUGGUCUCUCACUUGUCUGGCAGUAGCAGGUAUUGCGCCUAUUUGUUAUUCCUCUCAUUCAUCUGUCCUAUUUUUGCAAAGCUUGUUAAUUUUGCUUGGAUAUCUAUGCUAUUUUUUUUUUUGCUUUGAUAUCUGUCAUCUGUAAUAUAUUAUACCUGCUUGAACCCUCGAAUACGUAUGAGGGCUACCAUGAGAAUCUAAUGCCAUUUGUUUAUGUCCAUUUUUUUUAUAUAUCAAUAUAUGUGCACUUUUUUUUUCAUCAGAUUUUUUUUUGGGGGGGGGACAAUUCAUAUGACAUAGACAUCUUUCUACUUUUUGAAAUUACAUAUAUAAGAAUAUAUCGAGUAAUACAUAUGAGACAUACAUAUACAUAAAUCACAAUAAACAUUAAGUCUCUCUUAGAUCCCUUUUUUUCUUUAUUCAAAUUGAUCCAAUAGAGACGAGACAACUUCAUCUACUUGGCAUGGAGACCUUUUUAGGAUAGUAUAUAAUUUCGAUUUUGUUUUCGAUUUAUUGCGUCAGGAUAAUUUAGAAAAACUAAAUCUUAUUUAACCAUUUAUCCCAGAUUUAUUUUUCUUACUCCUUUCUCUUUCCCUUUCCUUUCCUUUUCCCCUCUUUUCAUUUCUUUCAUAUUGUUAGAUAUUUUUAAUACUUUUUCUAUAUAAUUUUGGGUGUCUUAGCACUUAUCAAUUCAAUUAUCUGUCUAGUGGGGAACAAAUGGAUGCUCCACUAAUAUUUACAUUGCAACCUAAAUACUUUUUGUUUUGCAACUGCCUAGUUGUUAUACAUUCCCAUUAUCUUUGGGAAAAUUUGAUCAAAGAUAAAUAUAGAAAUGUUUUUUAUGGAUAAUGUGAUCUGAAUAUCUCUACAUUGUCACCACCAGCACCACGGCCAACUCCAACACAUAAUGCUCCGCCUCCGGGAAUUGUAGAGAUAGACAGUGAAAAGUUUGGUUGUCAAUGGUAAGUAGAGAUUAUUGGAAUACCAUUUGUGUGAGAUGCUGACAAAAUAACAUGUAGUGCAACGUUACAUGAAUUACUUUGUGUUUUCUAUACUCCUCAACAUUUUUUGAUCCAACCUAUUUUUAUUGCUCUGUGAAAUAUAAAAAAUGUUAAAGGGACUCUCCAGUGCCAGGAAAACAAUCUGUUUUCCUGGCACUGCAGGUCCCCUCUCCCUCCCACCACCCAUCCCCGUUAGCUGAAGGGGUGAAAACCCCUUCAGUGACUUACCUGAGACCCCCACCGAUGUCCCUCGGCGGUGGUUUCGGGUCGCCACCACUCCUCCCCUUCAUCAUGUCAGCCAGCGGGGGAGACUUAUCCUGCCUGCUGAGGAGACCUAAUGCGCGUGCACAGCAAUGACGCGCACGUGCAUUAGAGCUCUCCAUAUGAAAGCAUUUAAAAAUGCUUUUCAAUGUUUUCCUAUGGGGAUUUGAGCGAUGCUGGAGGUCCUCACACAGGACUGGAGGUCCUCACACCAGUGCUAUGAAUCAAGUGCCCUCCAGUGGCUGUCUAGUAGACAACCACUAGAGGAGGAGUUAACCCUGCAAUGUAAUUAUUGCAGUUUAUGAAAACGGCAAUAAUUACAGUUGCAGGGUUAAGGGUAGUGGGAGUUGGCACCCAGACCAUUCCAAUGGGCAGAAGUGGUCUGGGUGCCUUGAGUGUCCCUUUAAUCAUGUUUAUAUGAAUGCAUCAAAGGUAGAAGCUCCUCUGAGAUUCAGCAAGCAAAUCAGAACAGGUUUUGUGUAUUCAUGGCAACAGAUGCCAUACCAAAUGCAGAGGAAGGGUAACGUCUGUGUAGAAUUAGCUGCAAUACCAGCACCAGAUUUAUUUUUCUAAUAUUGUCUGUGACUUGUGGUUUUCCAUAAUUCUGACAUUUAUUACACUGGAAAUGAUUUCAAGACUGUUCAUGUACAAUCUGCAAUGGGCAUGUGAAAUACUGCAUAGAAUAGUGUGUUUAGUGUGCAUUUUAUAUCUCGGCCUUUGCAGUACAUUGCUUUACAUGCUGUCUUACUAGCCAAUUAAAAUACUACUUCCACAAGUAUAUCUUAGGACCAGUAUGCUUUUAAUUUACACAGUAUUUAACAUUGACCUAUGGAUACUAAUGUUAAUCAGUAUCUAGUAUUUGAGGAGUCUGGAAAUGUCCCAGAAACCAAUGACAUUUGUGCAAGUAUGGGGGGAGAAAACACUGGGAUAUAUUUUUAUUUUUUUCCUCCACAAAUUAUGUUUAUAAAAUUAUAGUCCUAAAAAGCAUAUUUACAAUAUAGACUAGGUAAAAAAUGUGAGACUGAAAUUAAAGAAAAGUUCAUCAUUUGACUUUCAAAGAAUACAACGUAAAGCUAACCAGACCAGUUAAGUGUAAGUAUUUAAGGACGGGGAAAAGAGAGGGGAUAAGUUACAGGUAAUUGGUGGGAAGGGGGUUGUAAGGUUAUUUCUCAGGACAAUUGCUCAUUUUUACCUUUGAAAUAAACUUUACUCUUGUUUUACAGCUUGAUUACACUAGGAGCAAAAGAUUUAAAUAUUUUAACCAACUUCUUUCUUCCUCCAUAGGUUGAAUGCACAUUUUGAAGUGAGUGCUGAUUGCUCAGUCUCACGCUCAGAAAUGUACUCUGAAUACCUCUCAACCUGUAGCAAAUUAGCUCGAGGUGGAAUCCUAACCUCAUCUGGGUUCUACAAGUGUCUUAGGUACUGUAUCAACCUGCUUUAUUAGGUAUUUGUUUAUUCCAGAUGUGGUGAAAUGCAUUUAUUCUGUAGAGAUUAAAUUAUGUUCUGUAUUAUAACAGUUGCCAUUAGUUUGAUGUUUUCAGGUUACAUCAGUUGUAAAGUUAGUAUUACAAACUCAUGGACCUAAUACAUGAUAUGGGAUUGAAAGGAAUAUUGUUCUUACUUGUUUGAAAGAAUAUUUAUAUAUAAACUAAUACUAUAUUAUUGUUACACUUUCCGAUAUUUUAUUAUGUGUUACUGUGUGUGAUUUAAGUCAAUUAUGUUGGUGUGGUAAUAUUUAUAUCUGCCUUAACAAAACUAUUACAGCUUUACUGUUGUCAACUGCACAAUACACCUUCUUUUCUCAGUAGGGAUGCAAAAUGUUUUAAAAGUUUAUAAAACUGUUGCAAUUUGUUGUACUUCAAGGUGUUGCCAAGAUAUUUAAAGACAUAUUUGUUUUAUCAUUUAAAUUUAAAGAUUACAUGUACUGCAGCUUCUGUAUUCAUUAUUUUUUAAUGUAUACAUGUAAAUAAAUACAUCUUUUCAGAACACCUGGCUCACCUUUGCCCUAUGGGGAACCUGUUUUAAGACCUCUUUGGUCGGAGGCACAGCAUUCCCAAACAAACAAAAAAAUAAACAAAACCAAACAAAACCUAACCUACAAAACAAAAACUGCAGGUAGUUAAGCUAGUAUGUGUUCAUGAGGACUGACAUCUUACACAAGCAGUUUUAUAUCUUCUUAAAUUGUGUGUAGUCUUGGCAGACAAGUGGUGCUUCUGCACAAUGAAAGCUAAAGAUAUGACUGCCACCACUGAGCAACGAUGGGUUUAGGAAAUGCACUGAAGAGAAUUAACAACUCACUUAAUUUAUUACAAAAUAAUAUUCAAGGAUAUAUCACAUGUAAUCUUUUAUUUUCAGUAAUACAAAAAGGAGCAUCUUUUACCUUCAUUUUUUAAAAAACAUUUUAAUGUUAAAGUAGUACUUUAAUUAUCUGUAUUUUUCUUAUUUUGAAAGGUCUGUAUUCCCAAACCACACAAUAAAACGAGUAGAGGAUCCAAAUAAUAAUGGGCAAGCUCAUAUCCAUGUGGCCGGAGUGAAAAGGAGGACCUUACCGCUUCCUAUUCAGAUGUACUAUCAGCAGCAGUCUGCAUCUAGCGGCAGAGUUGAUAUGCCUGCGGAUGUAGCUGGGACGAAUUCUCCAGGUAUUUCCCCUCUCCCCCCUUUAUUACUCAGUAGUUGUUAAAUUUGCUGCAGUUAUCAGAGUAAUCAAAUUGAGGCUUUUAAGUCUUAAAGUAGUAGAGAAUUUGACUUAGCAGUUAAAGUGACAAAACUAGCUUAUACCACAUAUUAUAGAUUACAUGUUCAACGCCAAAUCCAUGUAAUGAGUAGUCACUGAAACUUGGUUGACUGAUUCAAAGUAAACAUUUUGCUGGUGAAAUUGCCAGCAGGUUUGUAGUAAGAAAGGUGUAUUUCGUUGCAGAUCACUUUUUCCUACUUGUAGCAGACACUGCCCUAAGUUACCAGUGUGACAUACCAAAUUAUCUCCAAUCUGACAAGCCUUCUGUUCAAUAUUUCCUAAAAUUAAACAUUCUUUUAAACUUUACACUGUGUCCUAGUGGCAGUGAGUUUAGGUACAUUUUUAAAGGUGUGCCAUCUGUUUUGUAGUGAUUGAUUUUCUUUGCUAAAGACAAGGGAGAUGUUAAAAAAAAAUAUAUAUAUAUAUUUUUUUAUUUUAUUUUUUUAAAUGCUUGUUUUAGUGUUAUUUUUGCAAUAUAGAUAACUUCUGUACAAUUUUUUUGUGCCCAUCUGUCCCAUUUGUAUAUUUUAUUUAAGACUUAUAAGGAACCUUCACAUUUGAGUCUUUCAUAAAAAUAACAGCUGUAUAUGUUUUUUUUUUUUUUUUGUACAAUCCAUUUUGUGACAUAAGUGUCAAAAGACAGACCUGCAAAGUGCAAACAGGUGUACUGUCUUUCCCAUCUAUAAAACAAACUGCUGUCUCUCCCAUCUUGCCAUUUUGGUCACUUGCAUUGGCUAAUGAAAGCCGGCAUCUUAUACACAAGAAAAUCUAUACAGGAUCAUUAUGGAUCAUUCUGUUUUUGUACUUUCACACUAACCAAAAUUUGAAAUGGAGCAGAACCCUGAAGCUGAUCAUACCAAAUAUGGAUUGCUUCAGCUAAGUAGCUCCCACCUCCUCCACAUACUCACACACACUCCCCUAAACAUACAUAUUGCUUGUGGGGGUGUCUUUGCACCGAUCUAAAGACCUUAGAAGCAACUAGGCUUUUUUAAAUGUUGAAACAUACAGUGAAGUGUAAGGCAUUAAUUGGCAGCGAUUUCUUAUAUUAUUUAGCAAUGUGCAACCAUAUUGCCUUAAGUGUAUUUGUAUCCGCAUGCCUAUGUAUAGAUUAGUUUGCUAGUGCAGACUAAACCUAAGGCCACCAAAGCUUAAGUUACACAUCCAUGGGACUUGAUGUGACAGACAUUGGAGUGUAUAUGAAAGCAUUAUCAAUUCCUACCUUAUAUUCACAUUUUUAAUUUUGUUUUGCCAGGAAUGCCACAGACAGGAACAAAUCUUUUCCAGAGAGUAACAGCAACCAACCAAGCACCGACUCUCACCGCAACACAAAUGUCUUUUCCCAUUCAAGGCGUCCACACUGUGGCACAGACAAUUUGCCGGCUUCCUCAAAAUCCUCUGAAUCAGCAUCAUCAAAAUACCACAGUGUCUGUAAUACAAAACAAAACUCCAAUUUCAUGUGAAGUUGUUAAAGCUGCGGUAAUACAGGGCUCUGUUCAACAUUCAGGAGUUCCUGUUAGCAUUGCACUGGGAGGGUCAACACAAGCUUCUUUAGUCCAAAAUCACUGCGGUGCAGGGCAGCAGCCCUCGGUUACUGUAGUAGGUUCUCAGGCAUUAUUUCACCAUCCAUCUGUAAUUCAGCAACAGUCCCCAUUGCACACUGUUGUACCAGGCCAGAUUACAUCAGGCACUCCUGUAGCAGUUAUUCAGCAAACUGUACCCCAGGGCCACAUAUUUGGGAGGGUACAGAACAUGCCACCUGGUGCAUCAUCUCUUUCACAAGGUCAGCAAUUAAUCACCACAUCCUCCCAGGCAGUACAGGUCCCAUCUCAGCAAUCCCCAGCUUCCAACCAGCAGAAAGAUACUGUAAUCAUAACCCCACAACAGUAUGUCACAACCUCCUCACCCAAUAUGGUAUCUGCAACCACAGUGCAGAGUUUUCAAGUUGCAACUGGACAUGUGGUUACUAUAGCAGGUGUUCAGAAUUCCCAGACAUCCAGAAUUGGUUUUCAGAACAUUGCUCCAAAGCCCCUGUGUUCUCAAGUUUCUUCUACAGUUGUGCAGCAACCUCUCCAACAGCAGCAGCAACAACCCCAGCAGAGUGUUGUGAUUGUAAGUCAGGCUGCCCAACAUGGCCAGGCAUAUGCACCAGCCAUUCACCAAAUUGUACUUACUAAUCCAGCUGCUAUCCAGGCUUCACAAACUGUUCAGUUAACAGGACAGACAAGUAUGGCUUCAUCAUCUUCUGGAAUAACUAUGAAUAACCAGCUCCCACCUAUAAUGACCUCAGCCCCUACCACUCCAGUCUCACAAGGACCUGCUCCUACUGUUAGCCAGAUGCUUUCUGUAAAAAGACAACAAUUGUCACCAGCACCUCCCCAGCAACAGCAGGCACAAGCUCAACAGCAGACACAAUUACAAACUCAGCAGCAGCCGCCACCGCAGCAGAUGCAAGUACAGGUUCAGCAGUCCCAGCCUUCCAGUGGCGGAGUUGGUCAUACCACUCCAGGUGAAUCUAGCCUCAUAAAGCAGCUGUUGCUACCAAAACGGGGACCUACAACACCAGGUGGAAAACUUAUACUGCCUGCUCCACAAAUACCACCCCCAAGCAAUGCAAGAGCACCUAGUCCUCAGGUGGUUUAUCAAGUAGCUAAUAACCAAUCCCCUUCAUUUGGUGUGCAAGGUCAACCUACACCUCAGCAAAUCUUGGUUGGGCAACAGAAUGUGCAAUUGGUCCAAAGUGCACUGCCUAACCAGACUGCAGUACAGACUGUACCAAUAUCAAAUCUGCAGAUUUUACCAGGUCAGUUAAUCUCAAAUUCCCCAGCAACUAUUUUCCAAGGAACCACUGGCAACCAAGUUACCAUAACAGUUGUGCCAAACACGAGUUUUGCUACUGCAACAGUCAGCCAGGGUAAUGCAGCUCAGAUAAUUGCACCCAUGAGCGGGACCCAAACAGGAGUAGGGCUUCAGGUACAAACACUUCCUGCCGCUCUUACACAGCCUGGUGGGCAGCUGUCAGGACCUGCUUCUCCCCCAUUUAAAGGUGAUAAAAUAAUUUGCCAAAAGGAGGAAGAAGCAAAGGAAGCAACAGGGUUGCACGUGCACGAACGGAAAAUUGAAGUGAUGGAGAAUCCUUCCUGUCCAAAAGGUUCUGCAAACACCAGCAAUGGGGAAAGCAAUGAAACUGAAGUUCAGAUAGGGAAUCUUCUAAAUGGUAGAAAGUAUGACUCAAGUCUACCUCCAUCAAACUCAGGGAAAACUCAAAAUGAGGCCAGUCCAUGUCAACUGGUCACUAAUGGGUCAUCUGUGGAAUUGGGGGAAAAUCGACCUCCCGGGAAGCAGGGCUGUGAGCAAACUGAAAUGCAGGACACAAAAAAUGACUUUAAAAGGCCACAAGUUAAUGGGAUUUGUGAUUUUGAAAAGGUGGACAGCUCUCACGUGAGCAAAAACAUUCCGAAUCACAAAGCUUCCAAUCACGUAGGAAAUGGUGACAUCUCUAUGGUGGAGCAACAAGAACUUAUAAAUUCUUCACAAGUAACUGCCAAAGUUGAUCAAGUGGAAAAAUUUUCUAAUGGACCUUUAUUACCAAACAGUAUGUCACAUUUUGCAAGCAGCAUCCAUGAUGCUGCUAAUCUAGCGAUUCAGAUACAUUGUGGUACACCAACAGACUUGCACAAUGGGCCUGUAGCUUCAAGUUUGAAUUCAGAUGUGCCUCAGCAACGUCCAUCUGUAGUUGUCUCCACUCAGUCUACAGCUUCUGUUUUACCAGGUCAUCAACUUAUUGCUUUGCCUCACACAGGGCCCAGAAUUUCUCAGCCUGUCCUCCCUGCCGAUAUACGAUCUGCUAAUGGCACAACAGACUGCAAAUCUCUUAAGAGACCAGCAGAUGAUAGUGACAAGGAAUCGAUCCCUGUAAUUCCAAAUAAAGUGGGAGUGAGGAUUGUUACAAUCAGUGAUCCCAAUAAUGCUGGCUGCAGUGCAACAAUGGUUGCUGUUCCAGCAGGUGUUGAUCCCAGUACUGUGGCAAAAGUAGCAAUAGAAAGUGCUGUCCACCAAAAGCAGCAGCAUCCACAUACCUUUGUACAGACUAUGGUUGCACAGGUAAGCUUACUCUUUCAGGAGUUUUUCUCUUUUCUUUUCUUUAAGUAUGUUUGUAUGUAUACAUAUUUAUUGCUAGUUUUGAUUUUAAGGAGCCAUUUGUUCUGCCAAAUACUUUACUAGUAUUAUAAUUUAGGUGUUAGAAAUGUUCACACUAGAUGUAGGGAUGAAGUCAGAAAUUGCAUAUGUUAAAUUUCACGAUUAAACUGUAAUACAAUGUGUGACUAUUCUGGGCACUGUAACAAUUUCAUUGGAUUUUUAUGGUGUGAGGUGGUCCUGAAUACCUGCUUAAGGAGUUAAAAGUUUAAAGUCUUCAGUCUGAUGCCAGUCAGCUCUGCCCCUUUACAUCCGUUCCUGUCUGACGCCAGUCAGCUCUGCCCCUUUACAUCCGUUCCUGUCUGACGCCAGUCAGCUCUGCCCCUUUACAUCCGUUCCUGUCUGACGCCAGUCAGCUCUGCCCCUUUACAUCCGUUCCUGUCUGACGCCAGUCAGCUCUGCCCCUUUACAUCCGUUCCUGUCUGACGCCAGUCAGCUCUGCCCCUUUACAUCCGUUCCUGUCUGAUGCCAGUCAGCUCUGCCCCUUUACAUCUUUUCCUGUCUGAGGCUUCAGCUCUGCCCCUUUACAUCCAUUCCUGUCUGAGGCUUCAGCUCUGCCCCUUUACAUCCGUUCCUGUCUGACGCCAGUCAGCUCUGCCCCUUUACAUCCGUUGCUGUCUGAGGCUUCAGCUCUGCCCCUUUACAUUCGUUCCUGUCUGAGGCUUCAGCUCUGCCCCUUUAUAUCCGUUUCUGCCUGAGGCUUCAGCUCUGCCCCUUUACAUCUGUUCCUGCCUGAAGCUUCAGCUCUGCCCCUUUACAUCCGUUCCUGUCUGAGGCUUCACUCAGUAGCUUCUCCUUCACAAACCAAAGUGAAAAAGAUGCAUACCUUUUUCACUCCAUUUUGUGAAUAGGGAGCAACUGAUAGGCUGAGAAUGUCAACUAAAGUAAAGGGGCAGAGCUUAUGGAUGCUGUAUUGAAGACUUUGGGGUUAAACAGUUAAGCUGGCGGCCAGGACCAUCUUGCACCAUAACUGCAUUCCUCUAAGGUUGUUAUGGUGUCUGUAUCAUACUUUGUGUCUGUCAGAACUAGACCAGCAGUGUAUAAAUAGGGGUGGGUAACCAGAUCUUUCCACUUUGGAGCAUCCGCAGAACCUCCAAGGUAGACCAACACAGAGCAAAGUUGCAGAAAGAUCUCAAAUGCAAGCUGCAAAAUGAUUAUGAAUGCCCUGGGAUCUGGGUACGUUAUAUCAUAUACAACAAAGUAUGCACAAAAAGUAUACAACGAUGUUGUGAUACAUAUUAAAGAAAACUAUAAAACAUUACUGUAGCAAUCUUUCAUUUUAAAAUAGUAUAUUUCCUGCUAGAUGUGCUACUUCUGGUGAAAGUGAAACCAUAUGGAAUAUUUUAAUAUUAUAAUAUCAAGGUGAAAAUACAUUUUGCUCACAUUAAUUAUAAAAUUUGUUUUCUGUACAUUUGACCUUUUACAAAUGUUUUGGGAAUUUUUAAUUCUAAUUCCAUGAAAAGAUUACUCUGCAGUUUCUACCAAAUGCAUGUAGAAUCAGCACUAUUUUGUGUCUAACCUGCAAGUGCAUAUUACGUGCUACACUGUAUGUGUCCUGAAAACAUACCCCAACAUUAAAAAUACAGAUGUAGAAUUAAACCGCGUGCUACAGAUGUAGAAUUAAACCGCGUGCUUCGAAUCUCCCCAGAAAUAAUGAAUAAACAUGUUUGUCAUAUAUUGUCCUUCUGUUUAUAAAACAUACAGAAUUUUCAAAAAGUUGCCACAGUAUCUCUAUUGGGUUUUAAUAUGGUUUAUGCUUGGGAAAAUUAGUUAACAUUUCAAUUAUUGUGUGGCUUUUUGCAUUGAUGGCAGUAGUAGGGUAAAUAGCUAAUUUGUCGGAGUGAGUAACUGUGACAUAUUGAGGAGCUAUCAACUGAUUUUAAUGACAUAAAUAACUAACAUUUAUUAGAAUUUAAUAUAAAAUAACUGAGCUUAUUUGUUAUUUUAGAAAUUAUGGCUACUGGAAUGUUUUCCAUCCACUUAUUAAAGAGUAUCGAUUACUACAUCCGGCCCUAAAAUAUGUAAUCUUUUCCUACUAGCCAGGCCUUAAAAGUGGCUCUCCCCCGCACGCCAUAGCAUGCCUUCUGCUGUGAUUUACUGCUUUUCGGGGCUUGCCAAUAUUAUAAUACUAAAUAAUAUAAAUAUAGGAAGACUAUCACAUGGAGCUAACUGGGGUUGCAAUGCUUUAAAACAUGAAUAAUAUAGAAUGGAAAAGGCUAAUUAAAAAUUAAAAACACUGUGACAUGAUAAAUCGCGUAGAGGCAAAAUUAUCCUGAGGACUCCUGGAACACGCUUGGGGAAUAGUGUUAAUUGGGAAUGGGAAUACGGUGACCUCAGUUAUAAGAACAAAUACAUAUGCAGUGUAUGAAUGGUAAAGUCAGCACAAGUCAUAUUAAGCAUUGCAAACAACACAUUAUAUUUUUGUUUAAUUAGCUUGUCAGUCACCCUGUGUGGAUGUAAUUAUUCUUUUUUCUUCAUUAUAUUCUAAUGUAUACUUUCCUUCAUAUGUUUGUGUUUUCAGUUAUGUUCUUACUACAGGAAGCUGGUUACAUUUAUUUAUGAAUCUGUUCUAUUACUUGGCUAUAGAGAUCCCCUUUAGUGUUGGAGGAGUAGUACUCUGUACAUCCUGGUUACAGUGUGGAUAACUGCUUUCAUUUUUUUACCCUUUUGCCUUACUUGUAUUAGUCCUCAGAUUUGUUACACAUGGUUUAGUAGGUGUAAGAUAUAAUGUACAUUGGUGAAUAAAAUCAGAAAAAAUGAUUGGUAUGCCAAAGGAUUGUUUUAGUGCAGGGGUUGGCAACCUACGGCACUAGUGCCAUGCACGGCACUCGAGGUGUCUUUCCACGGCACUCAAGGCUGCUAGAGUCAAACAGGCUCUGGCCUAUCAGGCAUCUCAGUGAAACUUCAGAUAUCUGCUAAUACGAAAAGGUGGUGAAGGAAAAUCCUCAAUUUAUGCAUUGCAGAACGUAGAGGAAGUGACCUCAGAUCAGUUCCUCCCAGCACUUGUGAAUGAGAAUCCACACUGUAGCAGAGCAGCCUGCAGCUGCUGUUGCAGCUCCUGUCCUUGACCUGUACCUGGCCAGCCUGGUCUCCACUGGAACCCAGGGAAGCCACUCACACUGCUAGAUAUACACAGGCCUGCAGAAUAAGCCUCCCCUCAUACAAAUAAUACAAACAGCCCACACACAAACAUACACACAAUCCCCACUAACGCAACACCACUAACAAUCCACAUACAUGCACACAAUCCCACAUGCAAUACGCCAAACAGCCCCCACACACUACCAAACACACAAAGUGACACAUCCAUCCACACACAAUUCCACAAGCAGCCCCCAUACACGAUACCAUAAACAACUAAUGCACAUAUACAAUAUAAUAGCUCAUAUACGCACAAAUACAAAGAUACAGAUCACUUACAGUAAAAAUAACACAACCAGAAUACAGCAGCAUACACACCUCAAUUUAAAAAAAUAGGAUCGGCACGCUACGGGACAUCAGAAUCCUAUAUCGGCACAGUGCUGCUAAAAGGUUGACUACCCCUGUUUUAGUGAAUUGUCAAACAUACAAAUUGGGUUAAAACUUUUAAUUAAUAUGUCUAUUGUUACAAAGCACUUUAUGCAAGACCACCAAAAAAAUUAUUAAAAUGUAUACAUUUGUUGUUGGUAUGCAAUUCCACACAGCUCCUAAAGUAAAGCUAGUUGUUAACAAAUGCUAAAAACAAAGUGUGACAUUCAAUAAAGUAUCCAUUUUAAAUCAAAGCUUGGCAACUGUCAGAAACAUAGGGUGUUUGACACUUAGACAUUCAGUAGCAUUUAUCCACCACCCAGGAACUAGUCAUAAAACAGUGUGACAGAAAUAAGGUAAAUAAGAACAUCCGCGUGCUAAUAAACCAAAUAAAGCUAAAGGCCCUGAACAUACGCAUCAUAGGUACUCUAUAUUGUGACUUCGAGGGCCCUUAUCUGCUUAUUAGUAAAUAACGUGGGCCUUGGGAAUUAUAGACAUUAAUUGGUUGGGGUUUUAUUACUGCAUAUACCUCUAUUUAACAAAUGAAUAAAUGUUACGUUUUACCCGAUUUAUUUGACUAUUCACUAAGAAAUAAUCCUUUGUCUCCUUUCAAUUUGUAACCUAGGGGUUACCUCCCUCCUUUUUGUUUCUUAGGUACUUUUGAAUUACCUCAAUUAAUAUUUUUUUUUCUUGGUAUGCCAAAAUGUUUAACAGGUUAUCAUUUGUACAUAUGUCUUUGCAUGGUUUAGAUGCCAGACUAUUUUCAGUAUGUUUGUGACCAUGACAAACCAUUUGCAUGUUGGAAUUGUCAUACAUUUUCAUAAAUCCACACUUUGUUUAUGAUGGACUUAGUGACACUGCUGGUCACUCGCUUAGUUUCAUGAAUUGAUGUACAUUUAAUCUUGCAUUAGAUAUUAGAUUAGAUAUUCUCAAAUAUGGACUUUCUCAAUGCCACUGAUUCAAUAGGAAACUGCAUUUGCAAUAUUUGGUGAUUGUGACCACUAGUGAUGUCCCAAACAGUUCGCCGCGGACUCAUCAUUGAGUAAACUUUGACCCUGUACCUCACAGUCAGCAGACACAUUCCAGCCAAUCAGCAGCAGACCCUCCCUCACAGACCCUCCCACCUCCUGGACAGCAUCCAUUUUACAUUCAUUGUGAAGCUGCAUUCAGCUGCAUGAGCUGUCCAGGAGGUGGGAGGGUCUGCUGCUGAUUGGCUGGAAUGUAUCUGCUGACUGUGAGGUACAGGGUCAAAGUUUACUCAAUGAUGAGUCCUCGGCGAACCGUUUGGGACAUCACUAGUGACCACCUCUCUGGUAGAUAGUUUAGAGUUAAAAUCGUGUGUUGUUGUCUCUUUAUGCAUUUUUCCUUCAGAUCCUAUUGGUUGGAAAAUACUCCAUUUGCUUAAUACAUUGCAGUACCUCUGUCAAUCCUCCACGGUUCCUAAUUUUGUGAAUACAUUUCUAUAUCUCAAAUUGAUUUAUACAGGAGGUGUAUUUUUUGUGAUCCAUGUUAAAAUUUUUUGUAAAAAUUGGAUUUUUACCAGCCUCUUUUAAGAUCAUUGAUUUGAUAGAUUGGCAAAUUAAAAAACAAACUUAAAAGGGUCACUGAAGGAACCAUAACCACUACAGUUUACUGUAGUAUUUAUGUUGGUAGGAGGAAUAAUUUCAACCAUUUACAAGCUGUUUCUUAAAAAACAGAAGAAAACAAAAAAAACAGAAGAUGUCAGAGCCCUCUAAGCCCACCCCUUUUGUAAAGGUCAUGAUGUGAAAGUAUGAUUUCUACAUCAUACAUCUAUUUUUAUGGUGUGAACAAGGGUUGCAGUAAGAGGCUUCCCUGUGUUAAUUCUCUUACACAGGUGAUAUCACUAUUUUUCCUGUACUCCAGUGCCUGCAAGCCUCUAAGUGCAUGUCCUGGAAAAAAUAUAGAACUGGUAAGAUCACUAUAAUAAUAGAAACCCACACCUUUCCUCUCCUGUCAUUGUGAGAUGAGCAUACAAUCCUUCAUUGGGAGAUAUAUAGAAUUCCUAGAAACCUUUUGUUUAGGUUCGUUACUUUCGUAAGCAUUGCUUUAUUAUUUUAUUUUUUUUCCUCUCUCAGAAUGAAGGAAAGGCAGGCUGCUGUACAGCUUCACAUUCAAUCAAACUUGUUCUGUUACCCGUUGUCAGUAUUUUAUACUGAUAUGUACCAGUUCUGCAGCACUGUGAAUUGUUCCUAUAUUAUUGGCUUACUUGUUGUGCCGUUAUAACAAUAGACCAUGUUUUUCUCACCCAUACUGCUAUAUACCUUCCGUAGUCUGCUUUUGCAUAUUCCAUAGCUUUCCAUGAUGAGGACUUCUCUUUGAGAUAUUUUCCUCAUUGUUAAUAUUUAUACAUAAUAGUGGAUUUUAUAGUAAUCAUGCCAAUGGUUUAGUGCAUCAAAUAGUUUUUGUACAUAUUUAUUGAGAGAAAAAUAUUUAAGAGCAGAGAAAAUAUUAAAAUAUUUAAGUAUUAGUACGAGCUCUCAAUAAAUGGCUAUUCUAUUGUGGAAGAAUGUUUUCAUUCAGGUUGUUUUAAUGAAUGAAGUUAAUCUCAAAGAAAGCUACUAAAGCAUCUGUAAAAGUCAGAGACAGGCAGGGAAGCAUGGUUGGGAGUAGGUGUUUAUAGCUUCAAAUUACAGUAACAGAAUAAUGGCGGGAGAUAGGAGUUCAUUACAUCAAAACCCAUUCAGUUACUUUUACUAGUCAGUAUCUCUUAUGCUUUUUUUUUUUUUUUUUUUAAGCCAUUUUUGUUGUAUUUGGAAUUUUCUGGCUAAGUGCACGCCUUAACGACUGUCUGUCUUGUCCAAAAAGUAAGCAAAUUUUUACUUGCAUACAGCCUUGAUAGUAACAAUUGGCAAGGUUUCCUUACUUGGAGAUGCAGUUUAAUAACAGUUGUCCAAUGACCGUUUGCUUACAGAGUUAGGUUACUGAAUGUUUUCUUGAAAUGCUACUUUUUGUCAUGACAUUUCUCCUUGGUCUCCUUACACAAGCAUCAUGUGAUUGGCUGGCUGAUAGUGCUGGGCUGUACUGCAAUCCAGGCUGUACUGCAAGCCAAUCACCUAAUUCAUGUGGAAUGAAACAGACAUUGAUAAUGUGAAAGUGUUAAUUCUAAAUUAUCAUUAUGGCUGAGGAGUGGGUGGUCUCUGAGCGCUGGUAAGAGCCUUGGUUAAUGUUAGCCCAUUCCAAAAUGGUUUAAUAUUAAAGGAAUACUAUAGUCACCUAAAUUACUUUAGCUAAAUAAAGCAGUUUUAGUGUAUAGAUCAUUCCCCUGCAAUUUCACUGCUCAAUUCACUGUCAUUCAGGAGUUAAAUCACUUUGUUUCUGUUUAUGCAGCCCUAGCCACACCUCCCCUGGCUAUGAUUGACAGAGCCUGCAUGAAAAAAAAAUGGACUCUCUUUCUAACAGAUAUAAUUUACCUUAAAUAAUUGUAUCUCAAUCUGUAAAUUGAACUUUAAUCACAUACAGGAGGCUCUUGCAGGGUCUAGCAAGCUAUUAACAUAAGAGGGGAUAAGAACAUCUUAAUUAAACAGAACUUGCAAUAAAGAAAGCCUAAAUAGGGCUCUCUUUAGAGGAAGUGUUUAUGGAAGGCUGUGUAAGUCACAUGCAAGGAGGUGUGACUAGGGUUCAUAAACAAAGGGAUUUAACUCCUAAAUGGCCGAGGAUUGAGCAGUGAGGCUGCAGGGGCAUGUUCUAUACACCAAAACUGCUUCAUUAAGCUAAAGUUGUUCAGGUGACUAUAGUGUCCCUUUAAACUUUUGCACGUAAGCUCGUUGAGCAGGGCCCUCAACCCCUCUGUUCCUGUGCGUCCUUUUGUCUGGUUACAAUUACAUGUCUGUUGUACAGCGCUAUGGAAUUUGCUGGUGCUAUAAAAUUAUUAAAAUAAUAACUAGUGGGCACUGCCAGGAAACUCUAGGCAUUGUAAUCACUACACAAGCUUGUGUGGUUAUGUUGUUUAGACUGUUCCCUUUAAGUAAUAAUAUGAGUGACCAUUUGUUUGACAGAGCUAAAAGGUACACACUGGUUGGAUAACAGUGGUUUUUCAGACAAACAAGUGAUUCUACUACAAUUUAGGUUUAUUGUGUAAUAAAUGUUUAAAUCAUCAAUCACUGUGUAUCAUAUAUGUAUUCCUUUAACACCAUAAAACAUAGCACUGUGAUUUAAAAAUGGUUAGCCAACCCAAUUUUACCAACCAGUAAACAUUGAUCAGCCACAACAUUAAAACCAUUGACAGGUGAAUUGAAUAACAUUGAUAUAUUGGUCAGCAAGUGAACAGCCCGGUCUUGAGUGUCAUGUGUUGGAAGCAGGGAAAAUUGGCAAGCAAAAAGAUCAGAGUGACUUUGACAAGGGCCAAAUAGUGAUGGCUCAACGACUGGGUCAGAGCUUCUCCAAAGCUGCAAGUCUUGUGGGGUUUUCCCGGUAUGCAGUGAUUAGUACCUACCAAAAGUGGUGCAAGCAAGGACCACAAAUGAACCUGCAUUAGUGGAAUGGGCGCCCAAGGUUCAUUGAUGCUCGAAGGAGAGAAAGCUAGCCAGUCUGGUUCGAUCACCAGGAGAGCUAAUGUAGCUACGAUUGCUAAAAAACAUAAUGCUGACCAUGAUAGAAAGGUGUCAGAACACACAGUGCUUCCCAGUUUGCUGCCUAUGGGACUAUAUAGCCACAGACUGGUCAGGGUGUUCAUGAUGACCCCUGUCCACAGCCGAAAGCACCCUCAGUGGGGUUGUGAGCAUCAGAACUGAACCAUGAAGCAGUGCAAUACAUUUGCAAGGUCUGAUAAAUCACAUUUUCUUUUAGAUUAGGUGAAUGACCAGGCGUGUGAAUGUCACUUUCCUGGGGAAGGAAUGGCAGCAGGAUACACUAUAGGGAAAAGGGAAGGCUGGCGGAGUCAGUGUUAUGCUCUUGGUAAUGUUCUGCUGGGAAACCUUGGUUCUGGCAUUAAUGUGGAUGUUACUUUGAGACGUACCACCUACCUAGAGAUUGUUGAAGACCACAUACACCCCUUCUUGGCAACUGUGUUACUUGGCCUAUUUUAGCAGUAUAAUGCCCCCUGCCAUCCUGCAAAAAUUGUUGCCUUGACCUCCAAAUUCCACAAAUCUCAAUCCAAUUGAGCAUCUGUGGGAUGUGCUGGAACAUCUAAUCUGAUCCAUAGAAGCCCCAACUUUCAACUUGUAGGUUGUAAAGGAACUGCUGCUAAUGUCUUGUCUUGUCGAGUCCACAAUAUUGGGCAGGGAUUUUAAUGUUGUGGCUGAUCAGUGUAGCUGUGUACAAAUAGUGUGACCAAACUUCAUUUGAAAUUUUAAAUAAUAUUUAAAGGUGUUGAACUCUGCAUUGUGUGUGUGCUUUGAUUUUCUUUUUGCGCCUCUGAUUUUUUAAAAUUCUUUUAGCAAUUCUUAAAUGUAAGAAUUGAAGUGGUCUGAAUGCAGUGUCCCUGCAAUUGUUUUUAGAAAAUGUUUACAUUUCAGGAUUAAGUCAAUCUCUAGUGGCUGUCAGGGUGAGUAAAACUUGAUCAUGUGACAUGAAAGCCCCUAUAGGAAAGCAUUGAUUCACUGUGUUCCUCUGGGGAAGCUUAAAUGUGUGUCUCUAUCUUCACAUGUGCAAUAGAUCCCCAAUGCUCCUCUAGGAGAAGCAUUGGAUUGGACCAUUGCAGGAGGCAGAGAGGUUACCAGCACUGCGUUUUUAACUGCAAAGGCAUAGUAAGGGUGGGUUGUAUAGCUUUAUGAAUAUAUGGUUGUAUUGCUAACACUAUUGUGUUCCUUAAAACUUUGAUAUAGCUUAUAUCAUGAAAUAGCCAAAUAAAGGCAGUGAUUUUAUAAUAUAAUUGAAAGCGAUAAAGCAUUAAAGGACCACUCUAGGCACCCAGACCACUUCAGCUUAAUUUCAGAGAAACUGCUAUGUUUAUGAAUGGGUUAAGCAUUCCGCCAAUUACUCUAGCAGCUGUCUCAUUGACAGCCGCUAGAGGCGCUUUAGUGCUUCUCACUGUGAAAAUCACAGUGAGAGCACGCAAUCGUCCAUAGGAAAGCAUUGAUAAUGCUUUCCUAUGUGAUCGGCUGAAUGCGCGCGCAGCUCUUGCAACGCGUGCGCAUUCAGCCGCAUGGGAGGAGAAGAGGAGGAUCGGAGGCAGAGAGCUCCCCGCCCAGCGCUGGAAAAAGGUAAGUUUUUACCCCUUUCCCCCUUCCAGAGCUGGGUGGGAGGGGGUCCCUGAGGGUGGGGGCACCCUCAGGGCACUAUAAUGCCAGGAAAACGAGUAUGUUUUCCUGGCACUAUAGUGGUCCUUUAAGGAAGAAUUUAAAACUACAUAUGCUGUGAAAUGAAAUAUGUGGCUAGGCAUCCUUGUAACAAUGCCAAGCUGCAUGUCAUAGUGGUCAACUGCUAAUAAUGCAGCUUGUUUAAAAAUCCACUGUACUGCUCUAGUAAUAUCCGUAUUGGGAGUUCAUUGAAAUCUGCCAGUAUCUUCCUGUGGAAUUUGCAUAGUCUAUCAGAACCUGCAUGCUAUUUUUGGUGUAGUGGGGGAGGAGAAUGGAGGAUUGGCUCUUUACUGUAAACAGAAGUAUGCCCCUCUAAUGACCCCAGUCCAACUUGCAUUUUGAUUGUACUUUGCAAAGUUGUAAACUGGUUCUAAUAGUGUCAGCCUAAUUUUUAAAAUGCUAAAUUCAUAUUAACAUUUAAUCUGGCGAUUGUUUACAGCUUGUUAGCAUAUGAUGUUUUCAGUGAGUACAUGAGUGUAUUGAGCCUUUACAUGAACUUUAAUGGGUUAUAUAUAGUGAUGUCCCGAACGGUUCGCCACAGAUGGCGAACAUAUGCGCUGUUCGGUCCGCCCCUUAUGUCAUCAUUGAGUAAACUUUGACCCUGUACCUCACAGUCAGCAGACACAUUCCAGCCAAUCAGCGGCAGACCCUCCCUCCCAGACCCUCCCACCUCCUGGACAGCUCACUAAGAAUGCAGCUUCAAAAUGAAUGUAAAAUGGAUGCUGUCCAGGAGGUGGGAGGGUCUGGGAGGGAGGGUCUGCUGCUGAUUGGCUGCAAUGUGUCUGCUGACUGUGAGGUACAGGGUCAAAGUUUACUCGAUGACGAAUAGGGGGCGGACCGAACAGCGCAUAUGUUCGCCGUCCAUGGCGAACCGUUCGUGACAUCACUAGUUAUAUAUCAUCCUGUACUAUAUUUUUAUAUUUUUAAGGAACAUUUUAAAUUUUUCAGGUUGGUUGUAUUUAACUGUAUUUACAGUUUUAGUGCAUUACCUAAUUAGCUGGUUUUCAAUUCUUGAUUACAACCGUUAGAAUUCAUUUGAAAAAAAAAAAAAAAAUCAUUGUUGAUUACAUAAAAAAAAAAAAAUUUGUUACAUUAAAACAAAUGGGACAAAAUAUGUCUGUUGAAUGUUAAUCUCACUUGUUUUCUAAAAGGUAGUAGAAUUGAAAUCAUUUGUAAUAGAUGCACUAUUUUAUUUUUAUUUUAUUUAUUGGUGCUACACAUCCCUUUUUUUUUUAAAUAUAUUUUUAUCAAAUCCAAAAGUCUAGAAAAUUGAAUUUUCUUUAUUUACAUAAAAACAGUCAUUUUACAGUGGGGAAAAAAAAGCAACAAGUUGGUCUAUUUGUUUGAGCCUUAUGGUUAAUUUCCUCUUUUCCUAGAGCACACCUGUGACAACAAUACCAGCAUUACAAGUUCAAGGUCACCUUGUCAGCUCUCAGCCCUCUCCCUAUCCUGCAACAUCUAUAAGUCAUCAUGUGGAGCAGGUGAAGAAACCAGGACAAAACUUCAUGUGCUUGUGGCAGUCAUGCAAAAGGUGAAUGUUCAAUGGUUUCUUAUAGCAGGAGUUAGCCGGAUUAAAUUGUAUGCCACGCACUCUUACUUUCGUUUCUUAGCAAGCAAUGCAGCCAGAAAAAUGACCAGUUCUAUGUCGCAUACCUCCUAACAUUUAAUUUGGACAAUGCCGGGACACUUUAAUUUUAUGUGUGAGGGUGUGGCAAGGGGCAGGGCUGCUCUGAGAAAUUGUAGGUGAAUUACUAGUAACAAUUUAUGCAACUAAAAUGUAAUUUUGAAUAGGAACUGAUUUCUAAACUUAUUUAUUGUCGUUUAAAAUCACAUUAAUGUGAGUAUCAACCCCUUAAGGACACAACUUCUGAAAUAGGAAAUUAUGACGGAAAUAUUCCAUCAUCCUAUGGGGUCAAGAAGGAAUUUUUUUCCUAGUUUGUUGCAAAAUUGGAAGCGCUACAGACUAGGUUUUUUUUGCCUUCUUUUGGAUCAACAGCAAAAACAUAUAUGUGAGGAAGGCUGAACUUGAUGGACGCAAGUCUCUUUUCAGCUAUGUAACUAUCAUGUGUCCUUAAGGGGUUAAUGCUGAGGGACUCUGUUAUACACUCAGACACACUAACAGUUUGGAGCUCAAAGAAAAGUCAAUUAGGAUUAAAAAGAGAAACCAUUGGAUUUAGUCCAAAAAUAGGGACUGUCCCUCCUAAAUAGGGCUCUUGGCGGCUAUGCUGUUGUGUUGUGCUUUGAAAUUUCAAAAAUUUCACUUUCUAAAAACAUUUUUAUAAUUCCUUAUUUUUGCUGUACAGAUGAUUAAACUUGCUUUGCCACGACAGCUUCAGCAAGCACGAAAUAGACAUAAUUAAACAUAAUCAUGGCAGUUAGACAUUAGCACAACUUUAUAUGCAAGAAUGGUGCAAGAGAAAUACUAUAGAAAUACACUAGGUGGUAGAGGAUAAGGACAAUUGCAGUAUGGUACUUAUACAAAGGAAAUUAUUUAGACAAAGAGAUUGAAGGCAGUGAAACAUGCUGAACUGUAUACUGCAAAAUAGGGAACUAUUGUUAGAGAGACAAAUUCUGAAUUCCAGCGCAUUCCUGAGUACCUGUAACAUCAGUCCCAUAGCAGAAUGCUGUUAGAACUCAGGGUCCCCCGGCAGGUUGUUGUAUCACAAGUUGAGUAGUGAUCUCCCAGAUGGGAGUAAAGCUUUGAGGGAGUAGGCCGCUGCCUAGAAAGAGUGCCGUAUACCGCCGGUCUAAGUCUUCAGCCCUGAAGCUCUCGACAGGGCGCAUGCCUCCUCCUCCCCUAUAUCUGAGGAUUGUUGCGCGGUUUCACUUGGCAUUAUUGCUGGUGGAGCCUCCUCAUGUGUGCCCAUGUGAUAAGAGAGCUUGGCCCAGAAGUCGACGAACAAGCGAUCUAGUUUCUCAGAGAGAGAGAGAGCAGUGAAGAACUAGUUGUGGAGAUACACGUGGCAUCCGCCAUGGUUGUCAUUGUUGGUCCGGUGGGGAGUUGAGGGGAGAGAGGGGGAGGUUGAAGUGGGGGGAAACGGCAACUUACUCCAGGUGAGUAAGCUGCAAUCAGCUAAGGGAUCGUCCACCUUCAUCGCACUGUCUGAGUAGGCCUCUUGUAGGGCUCAGGGCUAUCCCUAGGAGGAAGCCACCGCCGUUUUCGGUCGAUGACCCUGUUUUUUGAAGGCGCAGUGGUAAACCCCCGUCUCUGGGGCUUGUGAGCAGGCAGUAUUUAGGGCUAUUUUCUAUAAUUUUGGCUGAAUUUGAGCUCUUUAGCAUGGAGCCCAUAUGAUGUGCGACCGAUCAGCGCGGCUGCUAGGAUCCUCCCCAAACAAUUUCACUCUUAAAACAGUCCUAUUCCCUUCUUGUUCACUAUCCAUUCUACUUUGAAUCAGACACCAUAUUUCUGUUUCCAUUGGUAAAGAUACUGCAUAGGCUGUAUACAACUGGAGGGUCAUAAUGAUUGUAGACGUGCCAUCUGAAGUAGGCAUUUGGUCUGUGCCGCAAUACAAACUGCUUAUAUGUUUUAUGAGUGGGCUUUAAAAUACUGUUUGUUCCCCCAAUCAUGGAAAAUUGAAAAGUACUGGUGAAUACUUGGAACACAAAAUUCUGUUCAAGAUGUUGAUUUAUAAUGAGAUCUGUGUAAACCUAAUUGUGUUUAGGGCUUCUUUACAUGCAUGCAUUGCACCUUUUCUUCCUGCUAUGGUUUAUCCAGUAUCCAGUGAUAGUCUUUGUAAAAAGAGCAGCGUGUGUAAUUACUUUUGUACCAUUAUAAUGGCAAUUAUAUUUGAAUGCAGAGACUGACACAAAACAUGUAUUUAUAUGGCUAUUUUUUUUUUAAAUUCUUUUUUUAAUAAGGUGGUUUGAAACACCAUCACAGGUUUUCUACCAUGCGGCCACAGAGCACGGGGGUAAAGACGUAUACCCUGGACAGUGUCUUUGGGAAGGCUGUGAACCCUUUCAAAGACAGAGGUUUUCUUUCAUUACCCACUUACAAGUAAGUUGUUCACAUAGAAGAGCCAGUAAUGGUACUGACAUUUCAGUGAUGUAUAAAAAGAACAUCCAUAUUGAAGCACUGUAAAAAUGUAAUUGUAUGUACAUUGUACGUGUUUGUACUUACAUUUUGAUUUUUGCAACUUGAAAUUUAUUCUUAUCAGGAUAAACACUGUUCGAGAGAAGCUCUGCUGGCAGGACUAAAACUGGAGGAGCAAGGACAGACUGGAAAUCAAAAAACUUCCAAUAAGUAAGAAAUAUAGGACACUAGUAUAGCAAGUAUAAAACUGCAAAUGCAGCUUGCUUUUCAUAUGCACAAUGUGCUGCUUGUUGCCUGCAUGCUCAGACAUCCAAUAUGCACAGGAUUAAAAUUAACCACGGGGGGGGGGGAGGGGGAUGGAGUUGCACCUAAGGCAGCAGAGGGGUUGACACUUAGUAUGUGCAGUGUUUCACAGCGAAGCACUUUUCAUACAGAUUCCAGGCAUCAUGACCAUUGCAAAUUGCUGAAGUAGUCAUGGUGCUUGGAAAAUCCCUUUAAACGCUGAGGGAACUGGUCAAUACAGUACCAUAAGUACAUACCCACUUCUUAAAGGGACAUUCCAGUGCCAGGAAAACAAACCGUUUUCCUGGCACUGCGGGUUCCCUCUCCCUCCCACCCCCCAUCCCAGGAUGCUGAAGGGGUUUAAACCCCUUGAGUGACUUACCGGAGUCCAGCACCGAUGUCCCUCAGCGCUGGUCCAGGGUGAGCCCACGCUCCUCCCCCGCCGACGUCAUGGUGGGGGAAACCGAUUGCGCAUGCGUGGCCGCCGGUGGGGUGAGACCUAAUGCGCAUGCGCGGCGAUGACGUGCACGCGCAUUAGACCUCCCCAAUGCUCUCAAUGCUUCCCUAUGGGGAUUUUAGCGAUGCUGGAGGUCCUCACAUAGCGGGAGGACGUCAGCGACGCUAUAGCACAAAAUCUGUGCUAUGAACCAGGAAGUGCCCUCUAGUGGCUGUCUAGUAGACAGCCACUAGAGGAGGAGAUAACCCUGAAAGGUAAAUAUUGCAGUUUAUGAAAACUGCAAUAUUUACAGUUGCAGGGUUAAGGGUGGUGGGAGUUGGCACCCAGACCACUCCAAUGGGCAGAAAUGGUCUGGGAGUGUCCCUUUAACUGUUAGUGGUGGAGGUUAGAGAAGAUCAACAUUUGUUAGAUGUUUUACAGCUUAUUGCAUGAUGUUUUACAGCUUAUUGCAUGAUGUUCUCAUUGUAUGAGCACAUAGUUUGCCUUAAUAUCUGAAAAGGGGUGAUCUUGAAGAUAUGUAUGGCUGUUUAAUCCCUAAAACAUUAGGGAAAUCAGAAUAUACCUGGCAUAUUUUGUGCCUGGAUUUACUGUCUGCAAUUAAGUACAAAUAUGCUUUUGCAUCAAAUAUUUACCUAUAUGAAUUCUCCUUGUAGACAAUCUGGUGCAAGUGCUUCAUCGACUCCUAGAGCACAGAAGGCCAUUGUGAACCAUCCGAGUGCCGCCCUCAUGGCAUUAAGACGUGGCUCAAGAAAUCUUGUCUUUAGAGACUUUACGGUAAGAUUAGUGACUUGAAGUAAUAGAUAAAGGAUUGCCUUGAGUAAGGGCUUAAGUCUUGUUAUUGUGGCCCUAUCCUGAGCAAAAAUCAAUAAAGAGGCAUGAAACACAUUGGUAUUUAAAAAUGCAAUUUCUAAAAUUCUGUGUGUAUGUAUUAUACAUUUUUAAGUUGUCACAUCCUUGUCUCGUGGAAGUUGUCACUCAACAAGCAAAAGGGUCUGCGGGGCUAGACAAACAGCAUCGUAUGGCUUUUUGACAUAGAGUGGGUUAGCACUGGCAGUACGGUUUAGUUAGCAAUACAUUGCAUCUCCGAAAACAAAUGUGAAUAAUAUCUAAAAGUUUACUAAAUUGUUGUUUCAUUCCUGAUUGUAUAGAUCAUUCUGUAAUAAUGUUAGUAUUUAUUUUAUACAUGCCUUUUAAUAUGUCUACCUCUGAUUUUCUCUUUGAAUUACGACUUUGUUUUGUUUACUCCAUAAAGGAUGAAAAAGAGGGACCAAUCACAAAACACAUCCGAUUAACAGCUGCCUUAAUACUAAAAAAUGUUGCAAAACACUCAGAAUGUGGUCGCAGGUAAGGUUCUAUACAAAUAUUUAUAUUUAUUUCUGAACACAUAACUGUUUCAUUCCUUAAAGGGACACUCCAGGCAACCAGACCACUUCUGCCCAUUGGAGUGGUCUGGGUGCCAACUCCCACUACUCUUAACCCUGCAAGUGUAAUUAUUGCAGUUUUUUUAUAAACUGCAAUAAUUACCUUGCAGGGUUUACUCCACCUCUAGUGGCUGUCUACUAGACAGCCACUAGAGGGCACUUCCUGGUUUCUAGCACAGGAAACCUGUGCUAGAGCAUCGCUGGACGUCCUCACGCUCAUUUCAAUAUAGGAAAGCACUGAAAUGCAUUUUCAAUGCUUUCCUAUGGGGAGUGCUAAGGCGCAUGCGCUGCAUUGCCGCGCAUGCGCAUUCGGUCUCCCCGGCCGGUGGGCAGGAUCAGUCUUGUCCACCAACCGACGCAGUCAGGAGGAGCGGUGGGGGAGGAGGAAGCAGCGACGUGGGACAUUGUCGCUACCUCAGGUAAGUUACUGAAGGGGUUUUCACCCCUUCAGCAACCGGUAAUUGGAAGGUGGGAGGGAGAGGGAACCUGCAGUGCCAGGAAAACAGAUUGUUUUCCUGGCAUUGGAGUUUCCCUUUAACUAAAUGUACAUUGCAUGUUUUGUCUGUAUGUCAGUAGCUUGGUUUUAUUAAUUGAAUUGAAAAUCUAAGAAAGUGUCUGUGUCUAAUAUAUAAAAAAAGAUUAUCUUUUUAGGAUAUAUGUUAGUAUGUAUUUUUUUAAUUUUGUUGCUCAUGUUUAUAUCCAUGUUACCUUAAUAGACACUUUGAUCUUUUCACAAUUCGUAAACAUUUCAGUUAGUAAAUGUGUACAAUUGAAAACAGCACAAUUUUUUGUAAGUUAGAAGAAAGAAAUACAAGACUGAGAUAAGAGAUAUGAGCAAAAAUGUAAAUAAAAACUGAGGGCACAAACACCAGCAGUAUCAAGAGUCUCACUUCAACGACUCCCUCUAAAGGCACUGGAUAGUCCUGUCGUGGGCUGACUGACUGCCUGCAUGCACCUGGACACCCAUGUCGGCAAGGCAUGUAACUGGGCUGUGUGGUCGCGCCAGUGUGUGGACGGUAAGGGUCUCUUCCUCCGUGGGAGAUUCUUCUGGGCUAUUGCCCCAGCAAAGCAGCCCUCACCGUGGUUUACAGGCUUGCGGCUUGCUGUAGCUAACGUGGUACCUUGCGUCUGCAGCUGCCGGUCAUUUCUGGCCCCUUCUUCUGUAGGGGUUGGCGCUUCUCGCUAUUUUGUUGGAGGUGAGCACUUCAGAGGUUGGUCAUAGUUAUCUUGCGUGGUCGGCAGUUGCAGGCACCGGUUUAGUUUGUCACAGAAGUCGUCAAAGAUUCGAUCUAGGGUGCAGGGGUUCACAGUCCAGUUUCCAUUGCUCUCAGUGUGACUUGAGGCGUGUGGAGAGGAUCCCUCUUCUGCUCAGCAAAGCUAGAUCUUAAAGGACCACUCUAGGCACCCAGACCACUUCAGCUUAAUGAAGUGGUCUGGGUGCCAGGUCCUUCUAGGGUUAACCCAUUUUUUCAUAAUUAUAGCAGUUUCAGAGAAACUGCUAUAAUUAUGAAUGGGUUAUGCCUUCUAUCCUCUGUGGGCUGUCUCAUUGACAGCCACUAGGCGCUAGUGCUUCUCACUGUGAUUUUCACAGUGAGAGCACGCGUAUAGGAAAGCAUUGUAAAUGCUUCGACGGGCUGAAUGCUGCAGCUCUUGCCGCGGCAUUCAGCCGGCGGAGAGGAGGAGGAGAGCUCUCCGCCCAGCGCUGGAAAAAGGUAAGUUAUUACCCCUUUCCCCCUUCCAGAGCCGGGCGGGAGGGGGUCCCUGAGGGUGGGGGCACCCUCAGGGCACUAUAGUGCCAGGAAAACGAGUAUGUUUUCCUGGCACUAUAGUGGUCCUUUAAGUUGCAGGAGGGCCCACAAGGCGAGGACUGGGAUCACUCACACCGGUCCAGAAGGGAGGGGGGCGAAUGAGGCCAUUACCAAGUUGCACUAAAGGUUUUGCUUGUAGUCGCUAUUCAGGAUAGUGGGGGGGCAGCAGCCGUCCACCCCAGUCACUAUUUAUGUAGGCCUCAGGUACCAUGAAUGUGUAGCAUCCUUUCAGGGGGCCAAAAUUUGUAGAGCAGAUGUUUCUUCAGUUCCCGCACAACUGUGCAGGCAGGACCACUUUUUCCAGGCUGUAUUAAGGCAGGUUAACGUUUUAAUUUCAGUGUAAAUGCAGGAGCUGAUCGUCUUUGCGACCAUUUAGCAUGGCGGUCUGCCUACCGUGUACAUAUUUUUGAAUUUAACAAAUAUAUAUUUGUGAAAUGUGAAAAAUAAAAUUAAGUGUAAAAAUUGACACCUGUUUAUCCUGCGACUGUGUGCCUCCAUCUUAGCUCCUUGUGAAAGAUUAUAAACUGACAUUUGAACCUGGCAGUCAACAUAAAUAGAGUAUACAGAGAAAAAGAGAAAUUAAACAAUAUUUCUGUUUCUCCUUUUCUUUUCCAACAUUUGCACUGUUUUUGUUAUUUAGACUAUAUUAUGGUGUAAUUUGCUAAAUAUGUAAUGUAAAUUCAAAAGAAAUCAGAGCAUUUCAUAAGCGAUUAACUCAAAUUAUGGCUGAUUUUUAAUGUUUUAUUCAAUGGUAUACAUUCCGUGUAAGUGACCGUUACCCUUUUGCUGAAACAGUGUCAAACUUGCUUUACAAAAAGCAGAAAUAUAAUCUAUGUAUUAAUCUAAUUAUUAUUUGUCCAAAUGUUAUUCCAUCCAUAUAGAAGCGUUAAGAUACUUUGGGUUAUGCACAGUUUAGGUACCCAAGUUUAAAUUUUGGCUGUGAUUCUUUGUAAGCUGUUUUAGCUUUUUUAAUGUUCUUUUUUAAUUGUUCCAUAUUUUUUUUUCCAUUACACAGAUCGUUAAAGAGACAUGAAAAUCAAUUAUCAUUUUUAGCCCUUAGUAAUAUGGAAGCUUCCUCCACACUUGCCAAAUGCCUUUAUGAACUCAAUUUAACAAGUCACAGUAAAGAACAAGAAACAGACUGUGAAAUGCUACAGUGAGGCAUGCCCUUUGUACAACUGGGACUGUGGUAGUCACACAACAUUUCAAGUACUGUUACUGGGGAAAGCACUAAGUCUUAAUGGAACAGAGACCAUCAAUUUCAUCACUAUGUCUCCUCCCGUGUUGCUGAGAGGAAGCUUCACAUUCUGAUCACUGAAUGAAUCCCUUAGUUCUCUGUAAAAAGCAAAAUACAAAAAAAAAAAAAAAAAUAGAAACUGCCAUGGGAUUUUUAACCAGCAGUCUACAGGAUGUCUUUCGCAGUUGAUAUGUCCUGAAGGAAACUGGUGUGUUCAGAAUUCAGUACCAUCCACAUUGGAAUUAACAUGAAAACAUUGUAAAACCUUACAUGAGCAGAUAAAAUAGAAGCAUUAAAAUAUUUUUAUCUAUAUCCAAAAGGAGCACAUUUUUAUAUUUACGGAACUGUUUAAGCUGGUUUGAAUAAAAAAUGUCAGCACAUCUGUAACCCCCUCCCAAUAUUGGUGGGUGCCACCAAUUUCUCGCUCUGGAUUGCGUGUUUUGUUUAGAAAUCAGUAGCUUGGUUUUCUUACUUGAGCCAAUAUAUUUUCACGUAUUUAUUAUCAUAAAAUUUACCAGUCUGAAUAGAUCUUGUAAAUAUUUGUGAAUAGAACACCUUUCAUGCCACUGCAGCCACUGGAAGAAAUACAUUCUGUGGUGUUCUAGGAGAAUUAUAGCUAGGUUCAAAAGUUUUUUAGACUUUUCCUGUCAAUUGUAACUAAUUGUGAUAUAUUCUACGCAGUGGAUGAAUGUUCUUUAAAUUUGUGUAAAUAAUUCUGGAAAGGUACUGAUGCUGUAAAGUCAAAACAGUUUUGUGGAACUGUGAUAUUUUUCCCAUUAAUUUUCUUUUUUUUUUUUUUUCUUCCUGUUUUUUUUAUUUUUUUUUGUAUUAUACACCUUGUUAGAACUCAUUUGCUGGCUGAAAGAGUAUGGAAUAAUAUAUCACAUGUCAUUUUUGUAGAAGAAAAACUAUUUGAAGGUAUUUUUUGGUUUUUCCCUAACAUAUAUCCACUGUAAACGUUUGUCACAGUGCAAGCUCAGAGCUUGUACAGAAUUUUUUGUAUUUGUAAAUUGGUUUAAAUACAUGGAAUUUUAUACAGGUUUUUUCCUGUGUUAUAUUUGCAUUAUGUGCAGGUAUGAUAUUUUCUUCACUACUUUUUCUAUCUUAAUAUAGUGUGGGAUUUUAUUGUAUUAUUCUUCCAUUCUUAAUACUGUACCACAUUCCUGCUCAUAUCCUGCUCACGAGUCCUUAAAUUUGUCCUUCCUUCCCACCCUCUCUCACCUUGGCGUGAAGUGUAUCCAUUUAUAACUGCCUAUUGCCUGUUGUAUUAGCAUCCAAAAUGUGGAAGACCUCCCACCACCAUUUCUGCUGUGUCCGUAGGAUGUGCAGUAAAGAUAUAGACCUAACAGUUUAUGUUAUAGAAUGGCUUUAUUUACUUUGGUGACUGUUUAUAGUUUUUAAAUAAAAGAAUGAACAUUUCCUGGUCUCUUAUUUUGAAGGAUGUACAUCAGAUUGUGUGGCAGGGGGUGGCGGGAUUUAAAAAUUACUGUUUGCCACAUUAAUAAAUAAAUAUAUAAAUGUUCAGUUAAAAUGUAUUUAGCAAAGUUUGUGCAGUUAAUAAUAUUUGAAGAUUAAAAAGUCCAGUGUAUAAAUGAACAUUUAAAAUGACCAGUGGCGUUCAAAUAAGCUGCAUUAUUUCAUAUGUAUGGUACAAAAAGGCAUUAUUGUUUUUCGUUUUUUUUAUAUUUCUGAAAAUUUAAACAACCAUACAUUUUAAGUGUAUUUACAGUUAUUUUUUUUUAUCC